UCGGGUGGAGGGAUUGCGAGGGGAAGCAAAACUACACGGCGUUUCACUGUGUAGUUUUGUUUUUUUGGGGGGGAAUAUUUCGAGGCUCGACCGUUCUCAUCUUGGAUUUUUUUGGAAAACACUUUCUGGAUAAGGAGACUUGUUUGAGUCCCUGGGCUCCGUCCCAUCAUUCUGAGGCACUCUUGUGGAAACAAGGUGCCGACAAUCAUGUCAACACAAGCGCCAACGUUCAUACAGCCGCUACAGAGCGUUGUGGCACUAGAGGGUAGUGCCGCAACGUUCGAGGCUCAAGUUAGUGGUUCUCCAGUUCCUGAGGUGAGCUGGUUCCGUGAUGGCCAGGUACUUACUGCCGCCGCUUUGCCCGGCGUUCAGAUCUCGUUCAGUGAUGGCCGCGCUGUUCUGAGAAUCCCCACUGUGACCGCCGCACACAGCGGAAGAUUUUCCGUCAGAGCCACCAAUGGUGCUGGACAAGCCACGAGCACCGCUGAACUUCUUGUUACAGCGGAGACAGCACCUCCCAGCUUCCUUCAGAGACUGCAGAGCUCCACGGUGAGACAGGGCAGCCAGGUGAGGCUGGAUGUCAGAGUCACAGGUAUCCCGACACCUGUGGUGAAGUUCUACCGAGAGGGAGCCGAGAUCCAGAGCUCAGCUGACUUCAGGAUCCUCCAGGAGGGAGACCUGCACAGUCUGCUGAUAGCAGAGGCCUUCCCAGAGGAUUCUGGGACAUAUUCUGUGACUGCAACAAACAGCAGUGGACGGGCCACCUCCACCGCUGAACUGCUGGUUCAGGGUGAAGAAGCCGUUCCAGCAAAGAAAACCAAGACUGUGAUUUCAACCUCUCAGAUUUCACAGACCCGUCAGACCAGAGUGGAAAAGAGGAUGGAGGCCAGUUUCCAGGCCACCGCCAUGAUGGGGAUGCAUGUGGAGAGCGCCGAGCUGACUCAGCAGCUGGCCCACAAGACUCCACCCAGAGUCCCUCCAAAGCCCAUGUCCAAGUCCCCGACUCAGCCCUCGCUGGUCACCAAGGUGACCGGAGGACGCCAACAGUCGCCAUCACCCGUCAGACACGUGAAGGCGCCGACGCCAACUCCUGUCAGGCCUGCCUCUCCCACUUCAAGACUCUCAGUCUCCCCCAUCAGGCCGGUCAAGUCUCCGAUCACCGCGCGCAAGCAGUUGGCUGCUGGCGGUGCCGACGUCCUACCCCCCUGGAAGCAGGGAGGCUACAUGGCUGAGGCCAGUUACACCAGCAUGACCAGCAUGACCAGCACCGUCACCCAGGUGGGCCAGGAGCAGCGCUGGGAGCAGCAGGUCACCGGGGUCAAAGAGGCUGAGGGAGGGAAAAGAGCCGGGGCGGUAGCCAAAGUGGUGGCCGCCGUUGACCUCGCUCGGGUCCGUCAGCCUGUGCAUGUGGAGGGCGGUCAAGCUGAAGAGGAGGAGGCAGAGGCCAUAGAAGCAGAGUUAAGGCAGCAGGCCGCCGCCACUGCCGGCGUGGCUGCCGAUCAACAGUAUCAAGCUGGUUGGACAACAACAAGAGUGCAGGCUGGACAAAUGCUUACCACUGCUCAGCAGUUUACACCUGAACCAACACUGCCACUGACUCAGAUUCAGAGAGUGACAGAAAUCUCCUCCCAUGUGGACACUGGUCUCGCCCUGUCUCCAGUUCCACAUUUCACAGUUUCUAAAGUUUCUGUCCCAAAACACGAGUCUAGCUCUGAGGUUUCCAUCGCUGGCUCGGCUAUCGCCACUCUGCAGAAAGAGUUAUCCUCAUCCUCUGCCACCGCUAGAAAGAUCAUCAAACCCGUCAAGUCUCCCAGUCCGUCUGGUAGGGUGGCAGCGCCCAGAGAGACACCGGAGCCCAUCCCUCCACCGUUCAAAGACAAAUAUCAGAGUCAUUUUGGCACUGAGUUACAGACGGGGGUGGUGUACUCGGGGGGCAUGGAGAGAAUGUAUGAGGACUGGGGAGCCCAGGUGGUGGAGGCAGCAGCCGUACCUUCUGCAGGUGGCGCCGUGGUCCCACCCACACUGGUGUCUGGCUUGAAGAACACAAAUGUGACGGAGGGCGAGUCGGUGACCCUGGAGUGCCAGAUCAGUGGCCACCCCACACCCGUCAUCAUGUGGUUCAGAGAGGACUAUAAGAUUGAGAGCUCCAUUGAUUUCCAGAUUAACUACGAGAACGGAUUCGCCCAGCUGGUGAUCCGCGAGGCCUUCGCUGAAGACAGCGGACGCUUCACCUGCACCGCCACUAACGAGGCGGGCACCGUCAGCACCUCCUGCUACCUGCUUGUCCAGGUGUCUGAGGACAUCGAGAGCAGAGAGGAGGUCGCUAUUUGUAUUUCCAGAGUAACCGUUGAAGCCAAAGAGGAGACCAUGUCUCAGGUGAGCGUGACCGAGUCAGAUGCUGCGGCCACAGCUCCCUUCUUCAUCAAGAAUCCAACCAUCCAGAAGCUGGUGGAAGGAGGAAGUGUAGUGUUUGAAUGCCAGAUUGGAGGAAGCCCCAAACCACACAUCAUCUGGAAGAAGGGUGGAGUACCACUCACUACCGGAUACAGAUACAAAGUUGCCUAUAAGAAGGACACUGGAGAAUGCAAAUUGGAGAUCUCCAUGACCUUCGCUGAUGAUGCCGGAGAAUACUCCGUCUUUGCCAAAAACCAGCUUGGAGAGGUCUCAGCCUCUGCCAGUCUGCUGGAGGAAGAGGAAUACGAAGCCUACUUGAAGAAACAGGAAGCGACCUUUAAGACUGAAGUGACAGCCGUGGUGCAAGAGCCCAAAGUGGGAGACGUUCCCCCCCUCAUUGUUACGACAAUGGAGCAGAUGACCACCACCAUUAUUUCUGGACAGGAAUUCCAUCUUUCUGUCAUUGAGCAGAGGAUCAUCCAGGAGCUUGAACUCCGCAUUAUGAAGAUUACCUACAAAGAGAUAGUGACAGAAGAUGGAGAGUUGAUGGUGACCGCUGCCCCCACUGAGGCAGUGCAGCCCUCCUUUGAGACUCCCAUCAAAAACUACAGGAUCAUGGAUGGAAUGGGAGUCACUUUCCACUGCAAGAUGGCUGGAAUGCCGCUUCCCAAGAUUGCUUGGUUCAAAGAUGGCCAGAGAAUCAGGCCCGGUGACCGCUACCAGAUGGAAGUUCUUCAGGAUGGAAGAGCCAGUCUGCGUUUGCCUGUGGUUCUGCCAGAGGAUGAGGGCGUUUACACUGCAUUUGCUACCAACAUGAAAGGAAAUACCGUCAGCUCCGGGAAACUCUAUGUGGAGCCCUCUGGAGCUCAGAGAUACACACCACAACCAGCAAUGCAAAGGAUCAGGUCCACAUCUCCUCGUUCUCUGAGUCGCUCUCCUGGACGCUCUUCCAGCCGUUCACCUGGACGCUCUCCUGCUCGCCGGCUUGAUGAGACAGACGAGGCUCAGCUGGAAAGACUUUACAAGCCUGUAUUUGUCAUGAAGCCUUCCUCAUGUAAAUGCUCUGAGGGGCAGACUGCCAGGUUCGACCUGAAGGUUGUUGGCAGACCAAUGCCCGACACAUACUGGUUCCAUAACGGACAACAAGUGGUUAGCGAUUACACCCACAAGAUAGUGGUUAAAGAGGACGGUACGCAGUCCCUGAUCAUUGUCCCCGCCAUGCCACAUGACUCUGGAGAGUGGACAGUUGUUGCUCAGAACAGAGCUGGACGAUCGUCCCUCUCCGUCACUCUCACUGUUGAUGCUAAAGAAACCUUGGUGCGUCCCCAGUUCACUGAGAAGCUAAGGAACAUCAGUGUAAAGCAGGGCACUCUGGUUGAACUGGCUGUCAAAGCCAUUGGAAAUCCCCUGCCUGAUAUUGUCUGGCUGAAAAACAGCGACAUUAUCACCCCACACAAGCACCCAAACAUCAGGGUUGAAGGAACCAGAGGAGAUGCCAAAUUCCAGAUUCCCUCAGCAGCUGGCUCAGACAGCGCCUGGUACACCGCUACAGCCAUCAACAAGGCUGGCAGAGACACUACUCGCUGCAGAGUCAACGUUGAGGUGGACUAUGCUGAACCAGAACCAGAGAGGAAGCUAAUUAUUCCCAAAGGAACCUACAAAGCCAAAGAGAUUGCCCCUCCAGAGUUGGAGCCCCUUCAUAUGCGAUAUGGACAAGAGCAGUGGGAGGAGGGUGACCUUUAUGACAAGGAGAAGCAGCAGAAACCACAGUUCAAGAAGAAGCUGACCUCUGUCCGUAUGAAGCGUUUUGGUCCAGCUCAUUUUGAGUGCAGACUGACCCCCAUUGGUGACCCCACAAUGGUAGUGGAGUGGCUUCAUGAUGGCAAACCCCUGGAAGCUGCUAACAGGUUACGCAUGGUCAAUGAAUUUGGCUACUGCAGUCUUGACUAUGAAGUUGCUUAUGCCAGAGACAGCGGUGUUAUCACCUGCAGAGCCACAAACAAGUUUGGAGCUGACCAGACUUCAGCUACCCUCGUCGUCAAGGAUGAGAAGGGCCUUGUUGAGGAAAGCCAGCUUCCUGAAGGCAGAAAGGGGGCACACCGAAUUGAUGAGAUUGAACGCCUGGCUCAUGAGGGAGGACCCUAUGGAGUCACAGCUGAAGAAGAAGCUGAGAAAAUGAAACCUGAGAUAGUCCUUCUUCCUGAACCAGCCAGAGUGCUGGAAGGUGACACAGCACGAUUCCGCUGUAGAGUGACCGGUUAUCCAUCGCCGAAGGUUAACUGGUACCUCAACGGACAACUUAUCCGCAAAAGCAAGAGAUACAGACUUCGGUAUGAUGGUAUUUACUAUCUGGAGAUCACUGGAAUCAAAUCCUAUGAUUCAGGAGAGGUCAAAGUGGUAGCCGACAACAACCUGGGCUCAGCUGAGCACAUCGUGAAGCUGGAGAUUCAGCAGAAAGAGGACUUCAGAACUCAUCUGCGCCGUGCCCCAGAGGCAAAGGGAGCUGAGGCUGCCCCUGAACCUGGAAAAACAUCAUUUGAGGUGGUGAAGGCUGAGCAACCUGCAGAAGACUCUCAACUAAAAGAAGUGGUCAAGCUUAAGAAGGCCCAGAGAAUCAUCCACGAGAAAGCCACAGAGGAGUCAGAGGAGCUUAGGGGCAAGUUCAAGCGCAGGACAGAAGAAGGCUAUUAUGAGUCCAUCACUGCGGUGGAGCUCAAGUCACGUAAGAGGGAUGAGUCCUAUGAGGAUCUGCUGAAGAAAACAAAAGAGGAGCUUCUUCACCGCGCCAAGAAGGAGGAGGCUGCGAAGAAGAAGGCAGAGGAGGAGCGCCUAAAGGUUACAGCUAAACCUCUAAAACCAGAAAGGGUCAAGCUCUCUGCCAGCAUGGAAGCUCCUAAGAUCCUGGAACGUAUUACCAGCCAGACAGUCGCACAGGGCGAUGAAGUCAAGUUCAGAGUCAGAGUCGUUGGCAGACCAGAACCUGUGUGCCAGUGGUUCAAGAAUGGUGUUCAGCUGGAGAAGUCUGACCGUAUUAACUGGUACUGGCCUGAGGAUCAUGUGUGUGAACUGGUGGUCAGAAAUGUCACAGCAGAGGAUUCUGCUAGUGUCAUGGUUAAAGCUUCAAACACUGCUGGAGAGACUUCAAGCCAUGCUUUCCUGCUGGUGCAAGCAAAGCAAGUCAUCACCUUCACACAGAAACUGGAGGACGUUGAUGCAAAGGAGAAGGACACCAUGGCUACCUUUGAGUGUGAAACUAAUGAGCCUUUUGUCAAGGUCAAAUGGCUGAAGAAUAAUGUGGAGAUCUUCUCCGGUGACAAAUACAGGAUGCACUCUGACAGAAAGGUUCACUUCCUGUCUGUGCUGAUAAUCGACAUGAGGGAUGAUGCUGAAUUCACCUGCAUGGUUGUAGAUGAUAACGUCAGCACAACUGCCAAACUCAAUGUUGAAGGAGCCCCGCUGGAGAUCCUGAAGCAGCUGGAGAGCACAGAGGUUCCUGAGACAUACUCUGGAGAGUUUGAGUGUGUCGUAUCUCGUGAGGAUGCUGAAGGCAGCUGGUUCUUUGGAGAAAAGCUGCUCUCUCCCAGCAGUAAAUAUGUCAUGACCUCCCGCCGUGGAAGACACGCCCUGUCUGUCAAAGAUGUCAAGAAGGAGGAUCAGGGAAAAUACACCUUCAAAGUGGCCGAGUUCAAGACAAGUGCCUCACUGAAGAUGAAAUUGCGUCCGGUGACCUUGAUUCAGCCUCUGACAGACCUGACCAUCUGCGAGGGUGACAUCGCUCAGCUGGAGGUCAAGUUCUCCCAGGAGAACGUUGAAGGAACCUGGAUGAAGAACGGACAACCAGUCACAGCCUCAAACCGUGUGCACAUUGUUAUUGACAAACAGAUCCACAAACUUCUGAUUGAAGACACAAACAAGGAUGACUUUGGAAUGUACUCCUUUGUGGUUCCUGAUCAGGCAAUUUCAACAUCUGCGAAGCUGGUCAUUCAGACAAUCGGUGUCUUAAUCCCACUGAAAGACACCAGUGCCGUUGAGGGCACCAAGGCUGUCUUGGAGACCAAGAUCUCCGCUCAGGACGUCAGCUCAGUCAAAUGGUACCACAACGACAAACUGCUGACACCCAGCGACCGAAUCCAGAUGGUGGCAAAGGGAGCAAAGCAGCGCCUGGUCUUCAACAGGACCUAUGCCUCAGAUGAAGGACACUACAAACUUGUGGUUGGCCGAGCCGACACCAGCUGCAAAUUCUCUGUUCAGACUGUCCAGAUUUUGAAACCGAUGAAGAACAAGGAGUGCUCAGAGUCUGAAAACGUCAUAUUUGAAGUCGAGGUUUCUCAUCCAGGCAUUGACGCCUUCUGGACUUUCAAGAGGCAGCCACUCAAAGCCGGCGCCAAGUACAAGAUGGAUUCCAAGAACAAGUGCCACACCCUGACUGUCAUGAAUGCAAUGAAGGAUGAAGAGGGCGAGUACAUGUUUGCUGCUGGUGAGAAAAUGUGUACUGCUACACUCACUGUAUCAGGUGGUGCUAUCAAGAAGCCCCUGCGUGAUUUGGUGGUGGCUGACUCCCAGACCGCCGUGCUAGAGUGUGAAGUAGCCAACCCUUCCGCUGAGGGCAAGUGGCUGAAAGACGGCCAGCCUGUCGACUUCAACGAGAACACGCUGAGCGAAGUGAAAGGUGCCGUCAGACGCCUCGUCAUCAUCAUCACUAAAGCCACCGACAUCGGAGAGUACACCUAUCAGGUCGCCACCUCCAAGACCUCAGCCAACCUGAAAGUCGAGGCUGUGAAGGUCAAGAAGACCCUGAAGAACCUAAAUGUGGUCCAGACUCAGGAGGCAGUAUUUAGCCUGGAGCUGACCCACGAAGAUGUGAGAGGAGCUCAGUGGAUCAAGAACGGCAUUGAGAUUCAGCCCAGUGAUAAAUUUGAGAUCACAAUUGAAGGAGGAGUCCACACCCUGAAGAUCAAGAACUGUACCACACAGGAUGAGUCUGUUUACUCUUUCAAACUGGGAAAACUGUCUGCAAAUGCCAGGCUGAACGUUGAAACCAUCAAGAUCCUGAAGAAGCCAAAGGACGUGACAUCACUGCUGGGUGCAACUGCCGUAUUUGAUGUGGGCAUCUCUGAGGACGACAUCCCCGUGAAAUGGUUGUUCAACAAAGUAGAGCUGAAGCCCAAUGAGCACUACAAGAUGCUCUCUGAGAAGAAGACCCACAAACUGAUUGUCCAAGAUGUGGACAACAGCAAAGAGGGAGAGUACACCGCUGUGGUGGGCCACCUCCAGUGCAGUGCUCGCCUCCGCGUUGAGUCCCUGCGUGUGACACGGCCCAUGAAGAGCGUGGCGGUCCCUGAGACACAGGUGGCCACAUUUGAGUGUGAAGUCUCUCACUUCAACGUGCCAUCCACCUGGCUGAAGAACGGUGUGGAGAUCGAGAUGAGUGAAAAGUUUAGGAUUGUGGUUCAGGGAAAACUCCACCAGCUGAAAAUCAUGAACACCAGCAGGGACGACUCCGCAGAGUACACCUUUGUCUGUGGGAACGACAAAGUCUCUGCAACUCUAACCAUUAACCCCAUCCUCAUCACAACAAUGCUACAGAACCUGAACGCUCAGGAGAAAGACACAGUCACCUUCGAAGUGAAUGUCAACUACGAGGAAAUCACAUACAAAUGGCUGAAGAACGGCGUGGAGAUCCGGUCCACGGACAGAUGCCAGGCUCGCUGCAAACAGCUCACUCACACUCUGAGCCUCAGAAACGUUCACUUUGGAGACAGCGCAGAGUACACCUUCAUGGCUGGCUCUGCAGUAACUACAGCUAAACUCUAUGUUGAGGCCCGUGUGGUUGAAUUCACCAAACACCUGAAGGACCUGAAGAUUACAGAGAAGAAGAGAGCGACAUUUGAAUGUGAAGUUUCUGAACCCAACAUCCAGGUGAUAUGGAUGAAGGACGGUCAGGAGCUGGAGAUGUCCGACAGAUAUAAAAUGACAUCGGAUAAGUUUGUGCACCACCUGGUUGUACCAUCAGUCCGCCUGUCUGACGCCGGAGAAUACACCGCCGUGGCUGGGUCAAGCGUUUCCAAGGGCCACCUGGGAGUCGAGGGACGAGAUGUCAAAAUCUCAGAGCCUGCUAGCAGAGACAUCACUGUUGUUGAGAAACAAAGGGCAACCUUUGAGUUUGAGGUGAAUGAUGAUGAUGUGGAGGGUCGCUGGAUGAGGAAUGGAGUGGAGAUCCAGUUCUCGGUGGAGGAGAGGUUCACCUACGCCACCAUCAGGAAGCUCCACCGCCUCACCAUCUCUGAGACCUACAGGAGUGACGCAGGAGAGUACACCUUCCUAGCCGGCAAAAACAAGAGCACCAUGAACCUUCAUGUCAGACUGCCGGAGCCUCCUCAGAUCAUCCGCCACAUGCAGCCCCAGACAGCGACGUCGGGUAGAUCGGUUCGCUUCUCGGUGCAGGUGAGCGGCAUCCCUCAGCCCCAAGUGUUCUGGUACAAAGACUCCCAAGCUCUGUCCGCCGGUUACAAGUGCAAGUUCCUCCACGAUGGAGACGAGCACACACUGCUGUUGCUUGAAGUCUUCCCCGAGGACGCCAGCACCUACAGCUGCGAGGCCAAGAAUGACUACGGACAGGAGACAAGCUCUGCCCCUCUCACUGUGGAAGUUCCUGAAGUGGUUGAAACUGCUCGGGUCUCUGCUCCAGUACUCAUUUCUCCAAUACGGGACGUUCUGGUCACAGAGGGACACCCUGCCCAGUUCCAGUGCACCGUCUCUGGGGAAGAUCUGCAGAUUUCUUGGUUCUGUAAUGACAGAGAGAUCAGACAGUCAGACAUCUUCAGCAUGUCUCAUUAUGGUGAUACCUGCCAGUUGGAGAUUUCCAGAGCUCUCCCCAACCACGAAGGAGAGUAUUCAUGUGUUGCCACAAAUUCGGCAGGAAUGGCCACAUGCACUGCAACUUUGAAUAUUGAUGUAACUGCAGCGGAGAAGGAACCUACAGUUCAGGUCCAUGAGGAAGUGAAAGUCUUCUCUAGCUCAACCACCACAGUGGAAGCGGAAACCCAGGAGUCAUACUACACUGGCCUAAAGUUACCCGAUAAAACCAAAACACUUGAACUUAAGCCAGAGUCCAAACGCUACUCCAGCUCUUUGGAAAAGAAAAAAGAAAAGCCAGUUUUCCUCAGUGAACUUUCUCCAGUGGCUGUGACUGUUGGAGAAAGUGCUACGUUUACUGUCAGAGUGUCGGGUUUCCCUAAGCCCACCAUUCAGUGGUUCCACAACGGGCAGACUAUAACGAGUUCGUCCGUGUAUACGUUCAUUCAUGAGCAGGAUGAGUAUAGCUUAGUCAUUACCGAAGUCCGGAGGGAGUUUGAGGGAGAGUAUUCCUGUACUGUCAGCAAUAGGCUUGGCCAAUCGACUUGCACUUCUUAUUUGCAUGUUCAGUUGAAGGAGCCAGAAAGGGAAGAAAAAGCUGACAGAACAUUUGUGCCAACUGGCAAACCCCCAGAGUUCACUAAAACUAUAGAGUCUCUUGAGUUGUGUGAGGGAGGUCAGGCUUUCUUUAGAUAUAUUGUGACCGGGGAUCCUCUCCCUGAGGUUCAGUGGCUCAAAGGCAGCUUCCACAUUCAGCCUAGUGGGUUCUGUAUCAUUGUGAGCAACCCAGAUGGAUCAGGCUUUAUUAAUAUUAAGACUGUCAAACAAGAGCACAGUGGUGUGUACACCUGUAAGGCCUCCAACCAGUAUGGGGAGGCCUCUUGUACUGCUGAGCUGCUGGUUUUCAAGGAGAAAGUUCAGGAAGAGCACACAUUAGUUAGGAAAACCAAAGGUUUGAAAAUAUCUAUGACCGAACAAACAACAGAAUCCAGAUUAAUCCAUGAAAGAACUCUGUCUGAUCAGAUGAUUUAUACCAUUAGCACAGAAGACCGGCAGAUUAUUCCCAGCGAGGAGGUGGGAACCCUCAGAGAGCUUGAUAUUUCUGCUGCCACCCUUCAUCGAGAGCAACUUACCCACCAGGCAGCAGUGCUGCAGUCUCAUGAAAUGCAGGAGAGGGUUUCUUUGGCUCCCACUCAUCCACCCCAGGUCUCAGCUGUUCCUAUGAAACAGCUACACAUGGCGACUUUCUUAUCUUCAGUCCAGGAGAGACAAAAGAUCACUGAGCAGCACUCAGAUCGGAUUCUCAGCCCUGAAAUUGUAGAACUCAAGUUAGCCAAAGAGCAGCCAUCAAAGCUCAUGUCAGCCACAUCCGAAGAGGUCCUACCACUUGCCACAGUAAAGGCUGAGGCCUUGACGGACCAGGCUCCAGAGCAUGUGAAGACCUUUACCGAACCCAGGCAGCUUGUUAGUGUUCAUCAAGUAGAGUCCACUCUGCCCCUCCAGGAUGAAACCUCAGGCGUCACCCACAGGCCAGAGGAAGAGAAGUGUUUCAGAGUCACCGAGGGGGUUAAGAUUUUAUACUCAGCUCAGUCUACAGGGCAACUCCCACUCACAGAAAGACACUCUGAGCCUUUGCCAGCUUUAGAUGCAUCCAUUAAACCCUUGAUUGCGAAAGAACAAUUUAAGCCAGUGAUAGCACCAGUGGGCGAAACUAGAGUGGCUUUAUCUAAGGAGCAGAUAUUUGAAAUACACAGGCCAGAGCAGGAAAGUAUCACCCCACACAAAGACAUAGUCUAUAAGUCAGCUAUGACUACUGAAGAGAAAUACGAACUCCAAGGUGAACAGAUUGGACAGGUGCCUGGUAUAGCUUCUUCUGUGUGUCUGCAGCCUCAGCGAGAGGGAGAAAGACUCCUGAAUCUGCAGGUUAUCAGUGAUCAGGACGUUUUACAGUCGGAGGGUAAAUUCAGCAGCAAAAAGCCUUCCGCAGAGCAGGCAGAAGUGAGGAAGAGUCCAGUUUUAUUGCAUUCGGUGACUCAAGAAGAGCAGAGAACUGCCGUUUGUGAGGCAACUUUAGAGUUCUCUGCAAAGACUGAUGCCAUGUAUAUUCAGCCGAAGAAAGAGUUGCCACAAACAAAAUACCUUCAGUCAAUUCAUUCUUUAUCGGUUUUACCAAAGGAAGGCAUACUUACCAUCACCAAACCUGACCAGCAGGUGGCAAUGCAGAAACAGGAAAAGGCUAGAAGGCAUGCAGCUACCUCAGAAGAGAGAAGGGAGAUCACAGCAGAUUAUCACACAGAUCUUGAUGUGUCGGUGACCGGGAUUCAGUCACAGCUUCGAACUGAGCCAAGGCCUUCGAGCAUCCUCACAGUCUCCUCCCAGCCCAUGCAGCUCCCAAAGGAGACACCUUUCGUUACUGAUGUGAAGCAGCAGCGAGCACUAGUCCAGAAAGAGGAUUACUGGAAUAUCAUGCAUUCUUUGAAUGUCACAGACACUCAGACUCUGGAGGAAUGUCACACUACUAGCCUUCAAACUGAUGAAAAAUUUAAGCUUGAGAUGAAAACGGAGCCUAAGAUCCCCAAAAAAACUGUUUUUAUAGAGGAGAAAGCCAUGGCCACUGAAAGCUGUACUAUUUUAGAAGCAGCUGAGCAAGACUUUGCGGUCCAGAUCCAGGAGGGUCAGUCAGUCCGGCAGUCGGUGUUGCUAGACGAAAAGCAGAUCAUUAUAGGAGAGCAGUCAAGUGAAAUACAUAAAUCUGAGGGCUCGAUUGUCAGCAUCGUGACGCAGCCCAAGGGACUUAUGUUUGUCCAUGAGUCUCAGGACAGUCAGACUCUACCUAAAGAACUAAACUUUGUCAUUCAGAUUCCCAAACCAUCAACUCUGAAUAUACGAUGUCAACUCAGAGACGCCCUUCAGUCUGCGAUGGCCAGUGACCAACCAGUGUUACUUGCCGAUGUUGUAGGAAGGUUAGAGGCAGUGGAAGUACAGGAGGUGAAGGUUCAAAGAGAGCCUAAACGGGCUUCAUAUACAUACCUGAUCACAAGCCCAGGUGCCCCCAUGGAGAUCACACUGUCUUUUGAGGGUGAAUACCCUCAGACAGCUGAUCUUAGGUCUGAACUCCAGGUAGCUCUGCAUGCUAUGGUUUUCCAGGAGCAGCAAAGUCUUACAUCAGAGAAACCAGGUACCAUGCAGAUUGACAAGCCUCAGAAAGCGCUGGUCAGCUCAGCUCACACGAAAGAAGUGCUGUCAUCUGUGGUGGACACCUUUAUGGUGGCAGAGAGUGCAGUUGUAUUUCCCUCUGCUGUAUCUCAGUCUGCAGCAGUCAAGACUGAAGCCAGGGCUUCCUUCCAAAGUGCAACAGUUCAGAGUCAGUCUGAGAUCCAUGAAUCUACGCAAGUAAGCAGGAAGACAGUCACUCGUGAGGAGUAUCUUUCCGAGGCAAUCAUGAUCAGUGAGUCCUCUGACAGUCUGGUAGAUUAUCCCAUUAUUGUUGAUUCUCUGGAAGACGUUUGCACUGAGGAAAAUGGCAAGGCCAUUUUUACAGCCACCAUAAAGUACGUCACCAGAGUUAACUGGUUUUUCAAUAGCCAAUUGGUAAAAUCUGGCAAGGAGUUCAAGUGUUUUAAAGACCACGAUACAUACACACUAGUUAUAGACAAAGUUGUCAAGAAGAAGCAUCAAGGAGAAUAUGUCUGUGAGGCUGAGAAUGAAGCUGGCAAGACCACAACAUCUUCAAGACUCACUGUGGUCUCAAGAGUGAAACCUGUGUUCAGACACAGAAUUGCCCCUGUGGAGAUCAACAUUGGCAACACUGCCAAGUUUGACUGUGAAACUGAGGAUGCUCCGAAUGUGAGCUUCAAGUGGUUGAAAGAUGGACACCCCAUCAAAGAGGGUGAUAAGUACAGGAUUAUCAGUCGCUUCAGUACUUCCUCUCUGGAACUCCUGAGCCCAACCAAGGAGGAUAGUGGCGAAUAUUCCUGCAAGGCGUCCAAUCAGCACGGCAGUGAUGAAUGCUCUGCCUCUCUAAGUGUGACAGAACAAUUCCCUCCAUCCUUUAUAACUAAACCUGAGGCUCAGACUAUGUAUGUUGGAAAGAGAGCAGUGAUACAGUGUGUAAUAACAGGAUCUGCUCCACUGAAUGUAGUCUGGCUCAAAGACAACCAGGCCUUACCCAAAGAGUCUCCAAGCUACCAGACCUCUUGUGAAAAGAAUAAGCACAUUCUUGGGAUAACCAAACUUGAGCCAGCUGACAUGGGGCUUUAUGUGUGCAAGGUGUCUAAUAAUGUUGGGUCAGCUGAGUGCAGCAUGGAGCUGCGUGUGAUUGAUAAACCCAACUUUGUGAAGCCCCUGGGUCCGAUCGCUGCUGUGGUCGGAGCUCCUCUACACCUGGAGUGCCAGGUGGAUGAGGACACCGGAGUAACUGUCACCUGGACCAGAGAUGGUAGAAAAGUGCACCAGUCUCCGGACUGUAAACUGUCUUUUGAGAAUAAGACGGCCACUCUUGAUAUCCUAAAAACCAUACUGAAAGAUUGUGGGAAUUAUGUGUGCACGGUGACAAAUGAAGCUGGGAGUGCAACUUGCUCCACUUCGGUGAAGGUCCAAGAGCCACCAGUCUUUGUAAAGCGGCUCGAAGCCACCACAGUUUGGAAGAAAGACAGCACAGCACGGCUGCAGUGCACCGUCAAAGGAUCCCCUGAACUUCACACCAGCUGGUUCUUUAAUACCAGCGAGCUGUCUGCUGGUGGCCGAUAUAAUAUAAGUCUGAAGGAUGGUGUCACUACUCUUGAGAUAAAGGAUGUCAUGUUAAGUGACAGUGGAAACUACACAUGUGAGGUUCUCAAUGAGUCUGGGUGUGAAAGCUGCAGCACUAAAGUAACCGUGAAAGAACCACCAUCUUUCAGAAAGGAAUUACUCUCCAUAGAGGCAGUCAGAGGAUCUGUAGCUGUCUUGGAGUGUGAGAUUGCAGGCUCAACACCAUUCGAGGUGGCCUGGAAAAAGAAUAAGAAACGCCUGUCCGCAGAUAAGAAAUACCAAAUAGUGUCACAGGGGUCCCUGGCCUCUCUGGAGAUCCACUCAUUUGAGAGUGCUGACGCUGGUGAAUACGAAUGUGUCGUAUCAAAUGAGGUUGGGUCAAUAACCUCAAAGUCAGUGGCUAAACAGAGAGAGCCACCUAUGUUCUCAAAGAGGAUUGAGAGUGCUACGGCAGUGUUGGGAAAUACAGUGAAGCUACAGGGAACCCUGAAAGGCUCAGCUCCCAUCACUAUAAAAUGGAUGAAAGACUCUAAUAUGCUAAGAGAUGACGAUGCAAAUGUCAAAAUGGCAUUUGAGAACAACAUUGCUAGCAUUUCCUUCUCUUCUGUUGAGAUAAAGCACGGCGGCAAGUAUACUUGUCUGGCUGAAAACGAGGCAGGACAGCAGAAAUGUGAGGCUGUCUUAACAGUUCAAGAACCUGCUAGGAUCUUAGAGAAGGCGGCAUCCAUCAGUGUGACUGCUGGGGAUUCGGCCACAUUGGAGUACACGAUUUCUGGAACCCCAGACCUCAAAGUGAAAUGGUUCAAAGACGGUAAAGAGAUGAUCAGUGGCCGUAAAUAUAAAAUGACAGUGAAGGAGAACACCGCUGUCUUAAAGAUUCUCACAGCAGAUAAAGGCGACACGUCAGAGUACAAGAUGGAGGUGUCCAAUAAAGUUGGAAAAGACCAGUGCACCUGUUCAGUCACCGUUAUUGAUCGUGCAGUUCCACCAUCCUUCACCAAAACUCUAAAGAAAGUGGAUGCGAUUAUUGGUAGCAAUGUUACCUUGGAAUGCAGAGUUUCUGGAUCUCAGCCGCUGGUUGUUUCUUGGUACAAAGACAAUAAAGAAAUCCACAGUGAUGACAAAUAUAAGCUUGAUUUCAGUGGGAGUACAGCCUCUGUGACGAUAACUGACCUGGAGCAAAGUGACAGUGGAGUUUAUACAUGCCGGGCUGCUAAUGCCUCUGGAGAAAAAGAGACCAGUGGUACUUUGUCCGUCAAAGAACCUCCAGUCUUCACAGUGAAACCUGAAUCCCAGGAUGCUUCACCAGGAUCAAAUGUUGUCAUAAAAUCAGCCUUUACAGGCUCAGCUCCACUGGUUGUUAAAUGGUUCAGAGAAGAGAAAGAGAUUUUCACUGCUGGAAAGUGUUUCAUAAAGAAAGAUGCUUCUUCGAGCUCUUUGGAGCUUCACUCUGUGAAAUCCAGUGACUCUGCUAAAUACACAUGCCAAGUGUCCAAUGAGGCUGGCAAGGUGGAUUGCACUGCAGUCCUCUUUGUCAAAGAAGCCCCAACGUUUACAAUGAAGCUUGAGCCUUCAGUGCUGCUGAAAACUGGCCAACCUCUGAAGUUGUCUUGCAAAGUACAGGGCACUCCUGUUAUUAAUAUCACAUGGUUUAAAAAUGGCUCCAAAAUUGCUUCAGAUCACAGACACACAAUGUCCUUUGACAGCUCAAUAGCGACUCUGGAAUUAGAGAACUGUUCUGUAGAGGACAGUGGAGAUUAUGUCUGUAUGGGGUCCAGCCAGGCCGGCCAAGACCAGUGCAGCAGCUCAGUCACAGUGAAAGAGCCCCCGGUGUUUGUGAGGCCUUUCGAAUCAGCUGAGCUUGUAAAGGGAUCCGACAUUAUCUUGGAGGGAACCGUCUCAGGUUCCCCUCCAUUUGAAAUAAGUUGCUUGCUCAAUGAUAAGCUGAUCAGACAAGACCAAGGGCAUAAGAUCAGUGUUGAAAACAACACCAUCACUCUUCAGAUCUUAAACUGUGAGAGCGGAGACGCUGGGACAUACCAGUGCACCGUUGCAAAUGAUGUUGGAGAGACUUCUUGUUCUUGCCAAAUUUCACUGAAAGAAUCACCGUCAUUUGUUCAGAGAAUAGAGGAUAUGUCCUGCAUGGUGGGCUCUGAGGUCUCUAUGAAGUGCAUGUUGUCUGGAUCACUUCCCAUGACUUUCUCCUGGAUCAAGGACGAUCAUGAGAUCACAGAAGACGAGCAUGUUAAGAUGUCCUAUGAAAUCAAAAGUGCCGUGUUGAAUUUGAAAAAUGCUCAGUUAUCACAUGGUGGGAAAUAUGUCUGUCAGGCACAGAACAAAGCCGGGACUCAGAGAUGUGCAGCUGUGCUCAUUGUGACAGAGCCAGCAAGUAUUUUAGAACGUGCACAUUCCAUCAGUGUAACCCAGGGUGACCCGGCCAGGCUUGAAUGCAGAUUCUCAGGCACCAAACUGCUCAGGUCCAGAUGGAUGAAGGCGGGAAAGGAGUUGACCACAGGCCAGAGAUACAAAGUACAGAGCACAGACACCAGCUCUGUGCUCACAAUAAUUAAAACAGUGAAAAGCGAUAGCGGUGAAUAUACCUUUGAGGUUUCAAACAAUGCUGGGUGCAGUUCUUGUGAGGCAGCUGUUACUGUCUUAGAACCACCAUGCUUUCUUGAAAAGCCUGAAUCCAUGAAUGUUUUGCCUGGGUCAAAGGUUAAGUUUAAUGUUCGUGUCUCUGGCACACCGCCACCGACCAUCAAAUGGUUUGCAAACAAGAAAGAGAUUUUUUCCAGCGCCGACUGCUCUGUGAUUAAAGACAACACCUCAAGCUCAGUGGAGCUUUUCUUUGCCAAAUAUUCUAAUUCUGGUGACUAUGUUUGUGAAAUACAGAAUGAUGUGGGUUUCUGUUCAUGCCAGGCAAAACUCUUUGUGAAAGAACCCCCCUUUUUCAUUGAAAAACCAGAAGGCGUAUCAGUAGUAAGAGUAGGAGACAGUACGGUGUUUGAGUGCAAGGUUGAUGGGACUCCAGAAAUCUCUGUGCGUUGGUUCAGAGAUGAAGCUGAAAUUCAGCAAAGUGUCAAACACAAGAUGUCGUUUUUCAACUCUAUAGCUGCCUUAGAGAUUUGUCAAGUUAGUGAAAGUGACAGCGGGAGUUAUUUCUGCGAAGCCUACAACGAAGCAGGCACAGAGAGCUGCACCGUUGAGCUAGAAGUGAAAGAGCCUCCUUCAUUUGUUGAAGAGCUGACAUCUCUUGAAGUCGCUAAAGGUUCCACGGCAGUUUUUGCUUGCAGAGUGGCAGGAAGUGCUCCGUUUAAGGUUGCAUGGAUUAAAGAUAAAAAGCCAAUCAAAUCCAGCCAAAAGUAUAUUAUUGUUGAUAUCAAAAAUGUGAGCUUGAAAAUCCUGGACUGUAAAGUGGAAGAUGUGGGUACUUAUCAGUGUGUUGUAGCCAAUGAGGUUGGAAGUUGCACUGGAUUUGCAGCUUUGUCUCUGAAAGUCCCUCCAACAUUUGUUAAGAAGAUAGAAAACGUCACCACAAUUCUGGGAAACGUUGCGAUCUUUCGCGGCACCGUUGAUGGUUCUCUGCCUUUCUCUGUACAAUGGCAAAAAGACGAGAACUGGAUCCCAGAGGAUCCAAAGAUCAAGAGAACAUUUGAUAACAAAGAGGCCUCUCUCAGGAUUCCUGCAUGUGAGGCUACUCACAGCGGGAAAUAUACCUGCUAUGUCGUAAACGAGGCUGGGCAGGAUAAAUGCUUUGCCACCCUCUUAGUGCAAGAACCACCUACGAUCCAAGAGAAGCCAGAGGUAGUAAAAGUGACUUGUGGAGAUCCAGUUAGUCUUGAGUGCAGGGUAGCUGGAACUCCUCAGAUCAGUGUUAAAUGGACCAAAGAUGGCAAAGAGCUCCAGUCAAACAGAAAACACAAUCUCUACUAUGAGAACAACCACAGCAGUCUUAACAUACUGUCCUCUCAGCUGGAAGACAGUGGAGAUUACCGGUUUGAAGCCACAAACUCUGUUGGGUCUUGCAGCUGUAAAGUCAUACUGGUUGUUUUAGAAGAAGAGAUUCCUCCAAUGUUCAUUCGGAAGUUAACAAACAUUCAAGCAAUUAUGGGUUCAGUGGUUACCAUGGAAUGCAAAGUGGCUGGUUCUCUUCCAAUGUCAGUUGAAUGGUGCAAAGGGAAACAAAAGAUCACCAAGAGCUCCAAAUAUAAACUUCUGCACACUGACAAUACUGUCUCGCUGGAGUUCAAACUGACUGAGAGUGCUGAUACAGGAGAUUAUUCCUGUAAGGUUACCAACACUGCAGGCAGCAGUGUGUGCAGUGGAGUUCUUACAGCUAAAGUGCCACCAAGAUUCGUAACUGAGCCUGAGUCUCAGGCUGUUAUUCCAAAGUCUACAGUACUCUUCACAAGUAUCUUUGAAGGAACACCUCCGUUUGUGGUGAAAUGGUUUAAAGAUGACAUCGAACUCAUCACUGAGCCAUCAUGCAUGAUUAGACUGGAGAAAUAUUCUUCCUCUUUAGAACUCUACUCUGUCGGGACUCUGCAAUUUGGGAUUUAUUCUUGCCAAGUUAGCAACGAAGCAGGCGCAAUGAAAAGUGCAGCAGAGUUGUUGGUGAAAGAAUCUCCUCAGUUUGUCCUGAAACUUCCUCCCACUACCUUUGUGAAGCUGUGCGAGGGAUACCGUUUCGAGUGCAAGUUCACCAGCUCACGGUCCCUGAAUAUGUGCUGGUACAAAAAUGACCAAAAGAUUACCGAUGGAAACAACUAUAAAAUAAUGUUUGUUGACUCAUCUGCGUACCUCCAACUGCGCACCACAAGGUUUGAGGAUAAUGGAGUCUACACCUGUGAGGCUCAUAAUGAUGCUGGCAGUGCAAGCUGCAGCACCAUUCUCACAAUUCAAGAGUCCCCAUCCUUUACUAAAACUCCAAACCCAGUAGAGGGCAUUAAAGGGAAAGAUGCCAGCCUGCACUGUGAGGUGUAUGGCACUCCACCUUUCCAGGUUAACUGGUACAAAGACAGAAGACCACUGAAGGAGAGCAGGAAAUAUAAGAUGGUCAAUGAGGGCAACUCUGCCACGCUUCAUAUUGUUAAACUGGAGCAAGAUGAUGCUGGAAUUUACGAGUGCAGAGUGUCAAACAAUGUAGGAAGUGAAUCCUGCCGCACUACCAUUAGCCUUAAAGAACAACCAGCGUUUGUCAAGAAAUUUGACGACCAAUCAGUGAGAUUCGGCCAGCAGCUGACACUGACAGCUACGGUUAAAGGCUCUGAACCUUUGACUGUGUCCUGGGUUCAGGACAAAGAUCACAUUCUCAGAGAUGGUGACAACAGGAAAAUCACCUUUGAGAAUAAUGUGGUCACCCUUGUAGUGCCCAAGGCUGACUCGACCACAGCUGGUAAAUACACCUGCCAGCUGAGGAAUGACUCUGGACUUGUAAAGUCUGUCUCCCAAGUUACCGUUCUAGAACCUGCUGCUAUUGUGGAUAGCCUAGAGUCCUUGAACGUGAAGUCAGGAGAAAAUGCAGCUCUUGAAGUCACAGUUUCUGGCUCACCAGAACUGAAAAUUAAGUGGUUCAAGAAUAACAAGGAGCUCUCUUCUGGUGACAAGUAUCAGAUGUCCUUCACAAAGAAGGUUGCCGCCUUGAAGAUUCGGUCUGCUGAUAAAGCAGAUGCUGGAGAAUAUAAGCUAGAGAUUACAAACCAUGUUGGUACAGCCUCUUGCAAAACUAAGCUCUCUGUCUCAGAUAAGUUGAUUCCGCCGAGUUUCAUAAGGAAGCUGAGAGACACCCACCUUGUUGUGGGUAAGCCUGGUGAAAUGGAGUGUAAGGUCACUGGCUCUGCUCCUUUAACAACUUCCUGGUUCCACAACGGCCAGGAGAUCAAGAGUGGGCCUAACUAUGACAUUAGCUGCACUGAUAAUAACUGCAAACUGAGAGUCCCAACAAUCAAGAUGUCAGAUUCCGGCAAAUACACAUGUAAAGCUGUGAAUGCUGCAGGAGCAAGUGAGACGAGUGCGUCAAUGAAUGUGACAGAACCUCCUACUUUUGUGGAAACACCCGAAGCGCAGGAAACACUGCCCGGCAAAAACGUGACUUUCUCAGCCAAAGUGAAAGGCAGUGAGACCCUGAAAGUCAAAUGGUUCAGGGGAGCCAAGGAAAUGCAGCAUGGAAGAGGCUGCGAGAUCGCUCUAAAGAACGAUGUUGCCACUUUGUUACUUCACAAAGUCGAAAAGUCCCACGCAGGAGAGUACACCUGCCAGAUCAUUAACGAUGCAGGGAAGGAAAGCUACCCAGUUAACCUGUUUGUGAAAGAACCAGUCCACUUUGUGAAGAAGCUGAGAGACAUGUCCACUGAGAAGGGCAAGCCUCUGAGACUUGAUGUCACAUUUGCUGGAACCCCCAGGGUAAAUGUGACAUGGAAGAAGGAUGGUAAACUCAUCUGGGCUUCAUACCAGUACAAUGUGAUCACCACAGACACCUCCUGCAUCCUGGAUGUUCUUAACUCUGACAGGAUGGAGGCAGCUGGUAGAUACUCUUGCGAAGUAGACAAUGGAGUUGGAAGUGACAGAUGCGAAGCACAAGUGUCAAUUCUAGAGCGACCAUACUUUGUUGAAAAGAUGGAGCCAGUGGAGGUAACUGUGGGCGAUCCGGUUACCCUGAAAUGCCGUAUUGCAGGAACUCCUGACAUCUCCGUAGCUUGGUUUAAAGCUGAUGGAAAGCUGCGCAAGUCCAACACUUGCUCAAUGGACUUCGCAAACGGUUUCGCCACUUUGAAACUGAUCAAAACAACCAAGUUUGAUCACAGCGAAUACAUCUGCAAGGCAGAGAAUCGGGUCGGUUCAGCCUCUGCCAGCUGUAAUGUGGUGGUGAAAGAACCUGUGCGCUUUAUCAAGAAGCUGGAGGACACUACUUUCACCGUGGGUCAGCCACUGAAAUUAGUCUGCGCAUACACCGGAAGCCAGAGGGUCCAUGUCACAUGGAAAAAGGAUGGAAAGCUGAUUUGGGCAUCUUAUCAGUAUAAUGUUAAAACUACAGAUUCAAUCUGUGCUCUGGAAGUCCUCAACAGCGACAGGCCCGAGGCAGCUGGAACGUACACUUGCGAAAUUUCCAACGGAGCUGGAACUGAUGUUUGCCACGCUUGUGUCAGCCUAGAGCCUGCUCGCUUCGUGAAAAAGCUGGAAGACACUUUUUUCAGACUCCACGAACCUUUGGCCAUCAAGUGCACGUAUACUGGAAGCCAGAGACUGUCCGUCACCUGGAAGAAAGACGGAAAACUCAUCUGGGCAUCGUAUAAGUACAAUGUCAAGACCACCAACGACACCUGCAUUUUGGAAAUCCUUAACAGUGACAGAGAAGAGGCCGUUGGAAGAUACACAUGUGAAAUCUCUAACUCCGGAGGAAGCGAUAUCUGCCAUGCUAAUGUGAAACUAGAACCAGUUCGCUUUGUGAGAAAACUGAGAAACACCUUCUAUAAAAUUGGCCACCCUUUGAUGCUGGAGUGCACAUUCAAUGGCAGCCAGAGGAUUUACGUCAGCUGGAUGAAGGAUGGAAAACCCAUCUGGGCAUCAUACAAGUACAAUGUUAAAACCACCAACUUCUCCAGCACCUUGGAAGUUCUCAACAGUGAUAGUCGGGCAGCCAUCGGGAAAUACUCAUGCGAGAUUUCCAAUUCAGAGGGCACUGAUAUCUGCCAUGCUAUGGUUAAGAUAGAACCUGUGCGCUUCGUAAAAGAGCUGGAAGACACCACCCUUAUACUUGGCCAGCCCCUGUCGCUGUACUGUGCUUACAGUGCCAGCCCCAGGGUCAAUGUGAGCUGGAGAAAGGAUGGUAAACCAAUCUGGGCCUCCUACAAGUACAACGUCAAGACCACAGAUAAUUCCUGUGUCUUGGAGGUGCUCAACAGUGACCGGCUAGAAGCAGCAGGCAGAUAUUCCUGCGAAAUCUCUAACUCUGAGAACACCGCUAUCUGUUAUGCACAGGUCAAACUAGAACCUGUGCGCUUUGUGAAAAAGCUGAAGGAUAUGACCUUUAGGGUUGGCCAGCCUCUGAAGCUUCAGGUUACGUACACAGGCAGUCAGCACGUGUAUGUGAACUGGACAAAAGAUGGCAAGCCAAUCUGGGCUUGCUACAAAUACAACGUCAAGACUACAGACAACUCCUGUGUCUUGGAGGUUCUCAACAGUGACAGAGAAGAGGCUGCUGGGAGAUAUUCCUGUGAAAUAUCCAAUGCUAGUAGCUCUGCUAUCAGUCAUGCUCAUAUCAGACUAGAACCUGUGCGCUUUGUGAAAAAGCUUGAAGACACAUCGUACUGUCUGAAAACUCCAUUGUGUCUAAAGUGCACAUACACUGGCAGUCAGCAAGUGCAUGUGAGCUGGAUGAAGGACGGCAAGCCAAUCUGGGCCUCGUACAAAUACAAUGUCAAGACCACAGACUCCACAUGCGUUUUAGAAGUCCUCAACAGUGACAGAGAAGAAGCGGCAGGGCUCUAUUCCUGUCAAGUUUCUAAUGCAGAAGGUUCCGCCUUGUGUGACGCGUAUGUCAUUUGUAAAACCUCUAAGAAAGAACCUGCUCGCUUCAUCAGGAAGCUGGAAAACACCAUGUUCCGAGUUGGCAAACCACUGACACUUAGAGUUGCGUUCACUGGUAGCCAAAGACUGAAUGUGAGCUGGAAGAAAGAUGGGAUGCCAAUUUGGGCCUCUUAUCAGUACAACGUCAAAACCACAGACUGUGGCUGUGUGCUGGAAGUCCUCAACAGUGACCGAGAAGAAGCUCGUGGAAGAUACACUUGCGAAAUUUCCAACGCUGAAGGCUCUGAUAUCUGCCAUGCUUAUGUCAAACUAGAACCUGUAAGAUUCGUGAAGAAACUGGAGGACGUCAACCAUGAGCUGGGUAAACCGCUGAGGCUGGAGUGCACGUACACUGGCAGCCAGAGGGCGUACGUGACGUGGAAGAAGGACGACAAGCUGAUCUGGGCUUCUUACCAGUACAACGUCAAAUCCACAGACUCCUUGUGCAUUCUGGAGGUCCUCAACAGCGACAGAGCUGAAGCGGCGGGAAAAUACAUUUGCGAAAUUUCCAAUGCAGAAGGAACUGACACCUGUCACGCUCAUGUUAAAAUAGAGCGCAAAGUCCCUCCAAACUUCACCAAGAAGCCCUCUGAGUCCAUGAUGGAUUCUGUGGGUAAGACGGUGAAGAUGGAGGGUCGGGUGUCUGGUUCCCAGCCAAUCACCGUCACUUGGUACAAGGACAACAAGGAAAUCUACGGCUCUGACAAAUACGAUGUCAGCUUCAAGAACAACCUGGCCAUGCUGUGUGUCAGAGACUCCUCCAGCUCUGACAGCGGUGUGUACACCUGCGAGGCCUCCAAUGAAGCUGGAAAAGCUUCAUGUCGGGUUUCUCUCUCCAUCUCAGAAACUAGCCAGGCUCCAAAGUUUGAUGUCCCUCUGGAGCCGGUGACAGUGAGCGAGGGUGAGAAGCUGAGCCUCAAAUGCCACGUCAGCGGCACCCCUCCACUUACCAUCCAGUGGAUGAAGGACAGGAGGGAGCUGAAGUCCAGUGGAAACACCAGAAUCACAUUUGUUGGUGGGACAGCCUGUCUGGAGGUUAGCCCAGUCUCAAAAACUGACGGAGGGGAUUACCUCUGCAAGGCCAGCAACGCUACCGGCAGUGACUUCUGCAAGUCCAAAGUCACUGUGAAAGACAAAGGAGCCAAGGCUGCCCCCACAGAGGCUGCCGCCCCAUCUGCUGCUGCCCCAGUCAAAAGGCUGGACAACCUUUUCUUCAUCGAGGAACCUAAAAACAUUUCUGUCACAGAAAAGGGCACCGCAACUUUCAUUGCCAAGAUCGGGGGCGACCCGAUCCCCAGCGUGAAGUGGAUGAAGGGCAAAUGGAGGCAGGUCACCCCCGGUGGUCGUAUCUCCAUCGAGCACAAGGGCCAGGAUGCUAAAAUGGAGAUCAGAGAGGUGACCAAGUCUGACUCUGGUCAGUACAGAUGUGUCGCCACCAACAAACACGGAGAGAUUGAGUGCAGCGCUGAGAUGGAGGUCACCAAGAAGGAGGAAAUGGAAGGAAUUGGAGACAUAAGGACAAGGCUGAAGAAGACUCCCUCGAAGCAGAAGAGUCCCAAGAAAGAGGGAGACAUUGAUAUUGUGGAGUUGCUGAGAGGUCACGACCCCAAAGAUUACGAGAAGAUCCUGCGGGAGCAUGGCAUCCACGACUACCGUGCCAUCCUGCAGGCCGUCGAGUUCCUCAAGAGGGAGAAGGAGAUGCAGUCUGGAAAAGCGGAGGUGGAGCAUGGUGGCCGGGUUGAGGAGGAGGACAUGGCCCGACUCAUCCAGCAGCUGGAGGGACGUGUCGGCACAGAGCCCGUCUCUGUGAUGGAGGACAUCAGCGACCAGACGAUAACCGAGAACCAGAGCGCCACCUUCGAGUGCUGCAUCCGGAUCAACUACCCGGAGAUCACCCUCACCUGGUACAAAGGCACCCAGAAACUGGACAACAGCGACAAGUACAACAUCAGCACCGUGGGCGACCGCCAUUAUCUGAAGAUCACAAACUGCCAGGUCAAAGAUCAGGGCAACUAUCGCGUGGUGUGUGGUCCUCACAUCUCCAACGCCAAGCUCACCGUUACAGAAGAGAAAAAACCUGUGGAAGAGAUUGUUGAGAGGACUCUGAUAAGAGAAGAAGUCCCUAAAGUUCCUGAGGUUCACAGGAGACCAGAGGAGAAACCCUCUGAGCCUGCAGCUCCGCCUCCAGCUCCAGCCAAAGUACCCGAAGCAAAGAAGCCGCAGCCUGAAGUCGCUCCGCCUCGGCGUGAGGAACCUCCGGCCCCAAAAGAACCUUCAGUAUACAUCAAACCAGAACCAGAACAGGACAAAGUGACCGUUCACAGAAAGGUCACUCCUGAACCGCAUCAACCUGAGCCUACAGUGGAGCUAAAAACGGUUCCUCCUGAGCCUAAGGUGGCGGCUCAGAAACCGGCGGCACCUGAGAUGAAAGCCAAAAUUAAGCCUGAACCCAAAGCACUGUCAGUUGAACCUGCCAAGAAAACACCAGAAGCCCCUGAACGGAGAGCUGUAGCCAAACCAGAGGAACUCAUUGUUCAGCCAGUUGCUGCCAAGAUUACUCCACCAAAGAUUGAAGAUAGUUUACCAAAAGUAUCUCACCCAGAGGAGAAGAAACCAUCUGCACCAGCAUCAAAACCUUCACCUCCUCCUCCUGCUCUUGCAGAUAAAGUUGCUCCUCCUGCAGAGGAGAAGAAACCAUCUGCACCUGUACCAAAGCCUUCAGCUUCUGCUGCUCCUGCAGCCAAAGUCGCUCCUCCUCCAGUGUCUCCUCCAGAGGAAAAGAAACCAUCUGCACCAACACCAAAGCCUCCAGCAGAAAAAGUCGUUCCUACUGCAGCUCAAGUUGCACCGGUGGAGAAGAAACCCUCUCCACCAGCCGCAAAGGCUAAACCCUCUCCUGUAUCACAGAAAAUCUCUCCGCCUGAAGACAAGGAACCAGUUUCAGCACCUGGCCCAACUAAAGAUGGAAAACCAACAGAGGAGCCACCGAAAGGCAGAGGCAGAGGAUUUGGGGCGAGACAAACCCCAUCACCUGGUGACGGUGGCAGGGGCCGCGGCCUGAGGCCCGGCGGUAAAGGCCCAUCACCACCAGAGGAACCGUUUGGAGGAUUCAAGUUGAAAGCCGUCCCCCUGAAAUUCGUCAAGAAGAUUCAGGACAUCGUGCUGCAGGAGGCCGAGUCCAUUGGCUCAUCUGCUGUGUUUGAGUGUGAGGUCUCUCCCUCCACUGCCAUCACUUCAUGGAUGAAAGAUGGCAGCAACCUCCGUGAGGGCCCCAAACACAAAUUCACAGCUGAUGGCAAAGACCGCAAGUUGAACAUUAUUGAUGUCCAACUGUCAGACACCGGUGAAUACACCUGUGUGGCCAAGAAUGCCGGCAAGGAAAUAACAUGCACUGCCAAGCUCAUUGUUGAAGAGCUGCCUGUAAAAUGGAUCAAAGAACUGGAGCCAGAAACAUCAUGUAUGAAGGGUCAGCCUAUGUACCUGACCUGUGAGUUGAACAAAGAGAGAGAUGUGAUCUGGAAGCGUAACGGUGCUGUCCUGAAGAAAAAGGCUGGAAAAGUGGCCAUUAAUAUCAUUGGUAUGCAGCACGCUGUGACCAUCCAGAACUCCACUGAAGAAGACGCCGGCGACUACACCUGUGAGGUAGAGGGACAGGAGGACGUUAAGACUACAACCAACGUGAAAGUGAUUGAAAUCAUUAAAGACUGGCUGGUGAAGCCUUUGAGAGACCAGCAUGUGAAACCGAAGGCCAAAGCCCAGUUCAAAUGUGAGCUGUUCAAGGACACUCCCAACUGGAAGUGGUUCAAAGGAGACAACGAGCUCACUCCUUCUGACAAGGUGGAAAUCAACAAAGAUGGAAAGGACAUGACACUUACCAUCAACAACUGCCAGCCCAAUGAUGUCUCAGAUUAUACCAUCGAGGUUGAAGACCGCAGAUACACAGCCAAACUCACGCUGGGAGAACGUGAGGCUGAGAUCUUGAAGCCCCUCUCCAGCGUGGAGGUGGUGGAGAAGGAGGAAGCACACUUUGACACUGAAAUAUCUGAGGAUGACGUAGCUGGUGAAUGGAAACUGAGGGGCCAGGUGUUGAUGAGAUCUCCGACCUGUGACAUUAAGACUGAAGGCAAGAAACGUUUCCUCACGUUGAAGAACGUCCAGUUGGAUCAGGCUGGUGAAGUGUCCUAUCAGGCUCUGAACGCCAUCACCAGCGGCAUGCUCACCGUCAAAGAAAUCGAAAUGGGCUUUGUUGACCCACUGAAGGAUGUUUCUGUGCCUGAAAAGAAACAGGCUAAGUUUGAAUGCACCAUCACCAAGGAGGUGUCAAAGGUUAUGUGGUUCAGGGGGGUGGAGAUCGUCACCCCGAGCCCUAAAUAUGAAAUAAUUGAUGAUGGAAAGAAACACAUGCUGAUCAUAAACAGCUGUGAGUUUGAUGAUGAGGCUCAGUACACCAUCGAAGUGUUGGGCCAGAAAUCGAGCGCUCAGCUGUCGGUGGAAGGCAUGAGGCUCAAAUUUAUGCAGCAGCUUCAGGACCAAACGGUGAAAGAAGGUAUAACGGCUCGCUUUGAGCUCGAGCUGUCGCACGAGAACGUGCCCGUGGUUUGGUACCGAAACGAAGUGAAACUCCACGUGAGCCGAACGGUGCUCACACACGUGGAAGGAAAGAGACACACUCUAGAAAUGAGGAUGUUGUCUCUAGAUGAUACCUGUCUGAUUAAGGCAGAGGCCAAAGGAAUUUACUCCAUGGCAAAACUGACAGUCAUAGAGGGUGACGCCAUCUUCGUGGUCAAGCUGCAGGACUACACAGCCACCGAGAAAGAUGAGGUUACUCUGGACUGCGAACUGAGCAAAGACGUCCCCGUCAUUUGGUAUCGCAGUGAGAAGGAGAUAGUCGCCUCCAAAAUGGUGGUCAUGAAGUCUGAGGGCACUCGCAGGUCUCUGAUCCUUAAGAAAGUGGAGCUGAGCGAUAAAGGCAAAUAUGUAUGUGACUGUGGAACGGACAAAACGUCAGCCAACAUCAAUAUUGAAGCUCGUGACAUUAAGGUGGUUCGGCCGAUUUAUGGCGUGGAGCUGUUUGAUGGAGAGACGGCUCGUUUCGAGGUAGAGAUCUCUGAAGACGACGUCCACGGCCAGUGGAAACUGAACGGAGAAGUCCUCAGUCCGUCCAAAGAUGUUGACAUCAUCGAGGAGGGAGGCAAGCACACGCUGAUCCUUUACAACUGUAAAGUCCCCAUGACCGGAGAGGUGGCGUACGCUGCCGCCAACGCCAAAUGUUCUGCUAACCUGAAGGUCAAAGAACUUCCACUGAACUUCCUCACACCGCUGAGCGACGUUCAGGUGUAUGAGAAGGACGAGGCAAGGUUCGAGAUUGAGCUGUCAAGACCUCCAAAGAGUUUCCGCUGGCUGAAAGGCUCUCAAGAACUGAAGAGUGACGAUAAGUACGAGAUGAUCCAGGAAGGAAACAUGUAUGUUCUGUUGAUCCGAUCGGCCGCCUAUGAUGACGAGGCAAAGUACAUGUUUGAGGCCGAGGACAAGAGGACAACUGGCAAACUGGUCAUACAAGGUAUUCGUUUGGAGUUUGCCAAACCGAUUAAGGAUGUGACAGUGAAGGAACGCGAAACAGCAGAAUUCAGUGUUGAACUCUCCCACGACAAGAUCACGGUGAUCUGGUACAAAAACGACGUCCGUCUGCAUCCCAGCAAGGUGGUCCACAUGUCGGAUCACGGAAAGAUCCACACACUGGCCCUCAAAGAGGUCACUAUUGACGACACAUCCAUGAUCAAAGUGGAGGCCAUGGACAAGACCAUGACCGCCAUGCUCACCGUCAUCGAGGGCGACCUAUAUUUCACCACCAAGCUGCAGAACUACACGGCCGUGGAGAAGGAUGAGGUGAAGCUGGUGUGUGAACUGAGCAAGGCCGUCGCCGAUGUCAAAUGGUUCAAGGACGGGAAGGAGAUCACUCCCUCCAAGAACAUUGCCAUCAGCACCGAUGGCAAGAAGCGCAUCCUGACAGUCAGGAAGGCAGAGAAGGCUAACAUUGGAGAGUAUACCUGCGACUGUGGUUCAGAUAAAACCACAGCAAACCUCAACAUUGAAGAGCGGGACAUCAAGGUUAUUCGUCCGCUGUACAGUGUUGAGGUCACAGAGACAGAAACUGCCAAGUUUGAGACAGAAAUUUCUGAGGAAGAUGUCCAUGGAAACUGGAAACUGAAGGGAGAAGCUCUGCAUCAGUCUGCUGAUAUUGAGAUUAAGGAGGAAGGAACCAAACACAUGCUGAUCCUCUAUAACGUCCGCAUGGACAUGGCGGGAGGUGUCGACUUCUCAGCAGCCAACGCCAAAUCCAACGCUCAGCUCCGAGUGAAAGCUCGCUCCAUCGGGCUGCUGCAUCCUCUGAAGGACGUGACGGUGACGGCUGGAGAGACAGCGACCUUCGAGUGCGAGCUGUCGUACGAGGGCAUCACAGUGGAGUGGUUCCUGGGAGGAAAGAAGAUGGAGGCCAGUGACCGGGUGAAGACUCGGGUGGCCGGUUGCAUUCACACUCUGACUAUCAGAGACGUGAAGCUGUCGGAGGCCGGGGAGGUCAAAAUGACCUCCAAAGACUUCCUGACUCAGGCUCAGCUCAUCAUCAGAGAGCCGCCGGUGGAGUUCACAAAGCCUCUGGAGGACCAGACGGUGGAGGAGGAGGCCACUGCCACGCUGGAGUGCGAAGUUUCCAGAGAGAAGGCCGACGUUUGCUGGUUCAGAGAGGGACAGGAGAUCAGAAAGACCAAGAAGUAUGACCUGAUCGUCGACGGACGUAAGAGAGCCCUGGUCAUCCAUGACUGCACUCCGGACGACGCAAAGAUGUACACAUGUGACGCCAAAGAGUUUAAGACUUCCUGUUUCCUGGAGGUUACACCUCCUCAUGUGGAGUUCACGAAGCCUCUGCAGGACGUGGAGGUCAAAGAGAAAGAAUCUGCUAAGUUUGAAUGUGAAGUGUCCCGCGAGUCUGCCAAGGUUCGCUGGUUCAAGGACGGCAGCGAGAUCAGGAAAGGAAAGAAGUAUGAGAUCGUCGCUAAGGGAGUCCAGAGGAUCCUCAUCGUCCACAAGUCGGUGUUUGACGAUGAGGCCGAGUACGAAUGUGACGCCAGGACCUCCAAGACCUCUGCAUUACUUACUGUCAUCGAGGAGGCAGCCAGGUUCACCAAGAACCUGUCCAAUGUGGAGGGAAUGGAGACGGACAGUGUGAAGAUGAUCUGCGAGGUGUCCAAGGCCAGUGCGGAGGUCACGUGGUACAGAGGAGAAGAGGAGCUGCCAGAGGGUGGCCGCUACGAGCAGAUCAUGGACGGACGCAAGAGGAUCCUAAUCAUCCAGGACCUGAGGUUGGAGGAUGCUGGAGAGUACAACUGCAGGCUGAGUCCAACCGUCAAAACGUCUGCCACACUCAAACUCAACGAACUUGCAGCCGAAUUCAUCGCCCGUCCUCAGAACCAGGAGGCGGUGGAGGGCGAGAAGGCCGAGUUCACCUGCUCUGUUUCCAAAGAAACCUACGAGGUAAAAUGGUUCAGAGGUGACAAGGAGCUUGAGUCCGGGGACAAAUAUACCAUCAUCAGCGAAGGAAAGAGAAGAGCUCUUAUUGUGAAAAACUGCGAACUGAAGGAUGAGGGAGGCUACGUUGCCCACAUCGGGAGCGUUAAAGCCUCGGCCGAUCUGUAUGUGAUUGAAAAACUGAGGAUCAUCACACCGAUUAAAGACACGGAGGUGAAGGAGGGAAGUGAGAUCGUGUUCAACUGUGAGACGAACACAGAGGGAGCGAAGGCCAAGUGGCUGAAGAACGAGGAGACCAUAUUCGAGAGCAGCAAGUACAUGAUGGCUCAGAGGGACAAUGUCUUCUCUCUGAGGAUCAGAGAUGCCCAGAAGGCCGACGAGGCCAGCUACACCAUCAACCUGACCAAUCAGAGAGCAGAGCAGGCCAAAUGCACUGCCAGAGCUAAAGUCGCAGAGGAGAAGCUGAGAUUCCUGGACCCCAUCGAGGACAUCGAGACUCAGGAGAAGAAGACCAUCAGCUUCAUCUGUAAGGUGAACCGGCCAGAGGUGACAGUGAAGUGGAUGAAGGCCGGCCAGGAGGUGACGCUCAGCAAACGCAUUGUCUACAGAGUCGACAACCUCAAACACAGCCUGACCAUCAAGGACUGUGUGAUGGACGAUGAGGGCGAGUACACCGCCGUGGUCGGAGACGACAAGUGCGCAGCCGAGCUGAUUAUCAGCGAGGCACCGACAGACUUCACGGCACAGCUCAAAGACCAGACCAUCACAGAGUUCGAGGAUGCCGAGUUCACCUGCAAGCUGAGCAAGGAGAAGGCUGUGGUGAAGUGGUACAGGAAUGGACGGGAGAUCAGAGAAGGACCCAGAUAUCACAUGGAAAAAGAAGGCAAGGUGUGCAGACUGAUCAUCAAGGUAUGCAGACCUGAUGAUGAAUGUGAAUACGCCUGUGGUGUGGAUGAGAGGAGGACCAGAGCCAGGCUCUUUGUUGAAGAGACCCCAGUGGAAAUUGUCAGACCUCCUCAGGACAUGUUCGAACCUCCGGGCUCAGACAUUGUGUUCGAGGUGGAGCUCAACAAAGACAGAGUGGAGGUGAAGUGGAUGAGGAACAACAUGAUCAUUGUCCAGGGAGACAAAUACCAGAUGAUCAGCGAGGGUAAAAUCCACAGACUGCAGGUCUGUGAGAUCAGACCUCGGGAUCAGGGAGAGUACAGGAUUGUGGCCAAAGACAAGGAUGCCAGAGCCAAGCUUGAGCUGGCAGCUAUUCCAAAGAUCAAAACUACUGACCAGAAUCUGGUAACGGAUGCCGGUAAGCCUUUCGUGAUGAGCGUGCCUUAUGACGCAUACCCUCGUGCAGACGCUGAGUGGGUCUUUGCGGGCACCAGUCUGCCUGUGCAGAACAUUGACACCUCCAUCGAUAAGACUGAGUACCGCCUAAAGAGCCCCAGCAAGGAGGACCAGGGCCAGUACAAGGUGGUGAUCAAGAACAAGCAUGGCGUGGGAGAGGCAUUCAUUAACUUGGAUGUGAUUGACGUCCCCGGACCCAUCAAGAACCUGAGAGUCGUCGACACCGCCGAUGGUGAAGUCAGUUUGGCCUGGGAGGAACCUGAGAGCGAUGGCGGAAGCAAGAUUAUCGCCUAUGUGGUGGAGAGACGAGAUGUGAAGCGUAAGACCUGGACCUUGGCUACAGGCCGUGCUGAUACCCCAGAGUACUGUGUCAGCGGCCUCCAGAAGGACUCCAUGUACCUGUUCAGAGUCUGCGCCCGAAACAGAGUCGGCAGCGGACCCCUUGUUGCCCUCGAGGAUGCCGUCCAGGCCAAGAACAAGUUUGACGUUCCCGAUGCUCCGGAGAACGUAGCAGUCGCAACGGUGAACAGGUUUGGUGCCACUGUCACUUGGGAGCCUCCCAGGUUCGACGGCGGCUCUGAGAUCACCGCCUAUGUGAUUGAGCUCCGUGACAGGACCUCCGUGAAGUGGGAGGCAGCCAUGGUCUGUGGAGCCAAUGACCGCUCAGCAGCACUUAAUGACGUGGUGGAGAACAAGGAGUACAUUUUCAGAGUCCGAGCCGAGAACAAGGCCGGCACUGGCAGGCCCAGCGCUGCGACCAACCCAGUCAAGAUAAUGGAUCCCAUUGAGAGGCCGAGCCCGCCUCUGAACCUGAACUUCAGUGACCAAGUCAAAACAGCAGUCACACUCACCUGGGAGACGCCCACCAGCAAUGGCGGCAGCAUGAUCACCGGCUACAUCAUUGAGAAAUGCGACGACGGCAUCUACAAGUGGCUCCGCUGCAACGCCAGACUUUGUCAGGACCUCUCUUACCGGGUGUCUGGUCUGAAACCGGGUCAGAAGUACUUUUACAGAGUUUGUGCUGAGAACGCCGCCGGUGUCUCCGAUCCAGCCGAGCAACUCGGACCGCUGCUCGCCGAUGACCCUCAUAUCGGUCCAACCUUUGACCUGAGUGCGUUCCGAAACGGUCUGGAGGUGAUCGUCCCUCAGCCUCUCACCAUCAGAGUCCCCAUCACCGGAUACCCAACCCCCGUCCCCACGUGGACCUUCGGAGAGAAGAAGCUGACCACCGCAGACGAUCGCGUCUCUAUGGUGACAAAGCCCACGUACACAGAGCUGACAGUCGUGCCGAGCGUCCGUCCAGACAAAGGCACCUACGCCCUGCAGCUGGAGAAUGACGUUUCAUCUGUCUCUGGAGAGAUCGAAGUCAACGUCAUUGCAUGCCCCAGUGCUCCCAAAGACUUCAAGGUGGCUGAAGUAACCCGACAACACGUCCACCUGAUGUGGGAGGCUCCAGAGCACGAUGGAGGAAGUCCGGUCACCCACUACCAGAUCGAGAAGAGAGAAGUGUCUCGCAAGACCUGGGCCAAGGUUGCAACCGGCAUCAUGGACCUGGAGCACACAAUAACAGACGUAAUUGAAGGAAAGGAGUAUUUGUUUAGUGUUACCGCCUGCAACAAGUGUGGACCCGGAGAGCCGGCAUAUAUUGACGAGCCCGUCAAUGUCUCCUCUCCUGCCACUAUACCCGAUCCUCCUGAGAACCUGAAGUGGCGCGACAAGAGCAGCAAGAGCAUCUUCCUGUCCUGGGAGCCUCCGAAGUACGAUGGUGGUGCCCCAAUCAAAGGCUACGUGGUGGACAAGUGUCAGCGUGGUACUGAUAAGUGGGAACCCUGUGGUGAUCCCAUCCAAGAAUUGAAGUUCCAGGUGACUGGCCUGAUCGAGGGUCAGUGGUAUGCCUACAGAGUCAGAGCUUUCAACAAACUGGGAGCCAGCCGACCAUGCCGGGCCACCGAUGAGAUCCAGGCCGUCGAUGCCAGAGAGCCUCCAGAGAUCCAGCUAGAUGUGAAGCUUCUGGCUGGUCUGACCGCCAGGGCUGGUACCAAGAUCGAGCUUCCCGCCGAUGUCAAAGGAAAGCCUGAUCCCCGGGUGAAGUGGACAAAGGCUGACCUGGUCCUGCGGGCAGAUGACCGCAUUACCAUCGACACCCAGCCGGGACACUCCAAGCUGUCCAUUGCUAAAACCACUAGAGGAGACACAUCCACCUACAUCAUCGAGGCAGUCAACGCCUGCGGACGUGCCACUGCCACCAUCGAUGUCAACAUUCUUGAUAAACCCGGCCCUCCAGCUGCCUUCGACAUCUCAGAGAUCACCAACGAGUCAUGUUCCCUGGCAUGGAACCCUCCCAGGGACGACGGCGGCUCACCCAUCACUAACUACAUUGUGGAGAGUCGGCAGACAGACAAAGAGGAGUGGGUGAAGCUGUCAGCCACGGUGAAACACACCACUUUCAAGGCCUGCAAGCUCACAGCUAUGAAGGAGUACAUUUUCAGGAUCAGCGCUGAGAACCAGUACGGCAUUGGCGAACCUGCAGAGCAUACUCCAAUCAUUGCGAAGUAUUCCUUCGAUCCUCCUGGUCCUCCAACCAGAGUUACACCCUCUGACAUUGCGAAGGAUGCUGUGACACUGACCUGGUUCGAGCCGGAUGAGGACGGCGGCAAUCCUAUCACCGGAUACUGGGUUGAGAAGUUUGAUCCAGAGAGUGACAAGUGGAUCAGAUGCAACAAACUGCCCAUUAAGGACACAACCUUCAGGGUGAAGGGACUUCCCACCAAGAAGAAGUACCGCUUCCGUGUUCUGGCUGAGAAUCUGGCUGGACCUGGAAAACCAAGCACAGAGACCGAUCCCGUCCUCAUCAAAGAUCCCAUUGACCCUCCAUGGGCUCCUGGUAAACCUGUCAUCAGGGACAUUGGCAAGACCACAGCCCUACUGGCAUGGACCAGGCCGGAGCAUGAUGGCGGGGCAAAGAUCGAAGGCUACAUCAUCGAGUUCCAGAAGACUGGAAGCGAGGAAUGGAUCCGCAUCGCAGAGGACAUUCCUCAGACUGAGCACCAGCUGCAAGGCCUGAUGGAGAAGCAGGAGUACUCAUUCCGGGUCAAGGCUGUAAACAAAGCCGGCGAGAGCGAACCCAGUGAGCCCAGCGACCCUGUGGUCUGCAAGGAGAGACUUUACCCUCCGUCCGCCCCCCAGUGGCUGGAGGUGAGUAACAUCACAAAAAUCAAUGCCGACCUGAAGUGGCAGGCUCCCAGCAGCGAUGGAGGCUCGCCUAUCACUAAUUACGUGGUAGAGAAGAGGGAUGUGAGGCGUAAGGCCUGGCAGUCUGUCGACACCACCGUCAAAGAGCUCAAGUACACGGUCACUCCUCUUAAUGAAGGAUCGCUGUACGUGUUCCGUGUUGCUGCAGAGAAUGCCGUGGGAAUGGGUGAAUUCUGCGAGCUAGAGGACGCAGUGCUCGCCAAAGACACUUUCACAACUCCUGGACCUCCUUAUGCCCUGACAGUGGUAGAGGUCACCAAGAGACACGUGGAACUGAAAUGGGAAGCUCCCAAGAGCAACGGUGGAAGACCCAUAACCAAGUAUGUAAUUGAGAAGAAAGAGAAGCUGGGAACUCGCUGGCUGAAGUGCUGCAAGACUCCAGACAGACAGACUCAGUUCAAGGUGACAGAUGUGGACGAAGGGUCUGAGGUGCAGUUCCAGGUCAGAGCUGAGAACGAGGCUGGAGUCGGAGAUCCAAGUGAACCCACCGAGAUCCUCACCAUAGAGGAUGCAACUAGUGCUCCAUCUCCUCCUCUGGAAGUGACCAUCCCUGAUGCCAGCAGGGAGCACAUCAACGUCACCUGGAAACCUCCAGCUAAAGAUGGAGGCUGCCCGAUCACCGGCUACCAUGUGGAGGUGGCCGAGGCCCGUCCUGAGCUAAAGUGGCUCAGAGUCAACAACAGACCUAUCAAGGAGCUCAACUUCAGGAUUGAUGAUGGAAUCAAACCAGAGAAAAAGUACGUCAUCAGGGUCCGUGCCAUCAACUCUGUUGGUGUAAGCGAUCCCUCUGAGAUCUCCGACAAGGUCUUCACCAAGGAUCCCGACUGUGCUCCAACCAUAAAUUUGGAGGCACAGGAUGUGGUCGUGAUUGAGGGUGAGAAGCUGCACCUGAACAUCCCCUAUAGGGCAAUCCCAACACCCAAGAUGGUUUGGCAGAAGGACACAGUGGAGUGCAAGCCUGACAACCGGCUCUCUAUGACGGUAGAGAUGAACAGCGCUCACCUGGAGCUGCUUAAGUGCACACGUGCCGAUGCCGGCGCCUAUGCCAUCACCCUGGAGAACAGUCUGGGAACUGCCACCGGGACCAUCAAUGUCAAAGUCAUCGGCCUCCCCGGUCAGUGUAAGGACAUCACCUCCAGCGAACCCACCAAGAACUCCUGCAAGAUUAGCUGGGAAGCCCCAGAGGAUGAUGGUGGCACCCCGAUUGUCAGCUACACCCUGGAGCGCCGCGAGGCCUCCAAGAAGACCUACAUGCCUGUCAUGUCGGGAGAAAACAUCCUGACCUACACCGUCAAAGACCUCUAUGUCAACUGCGAGUACUACUUCAGAGUAAAGGCCCUCAACAAGGUCGGAGCCGGAGAAUAUCUAGAGCUACGUAACCCAGUCAUCACAGAGGAAGUCAAACAGAAACCAGACCCACCCAUCCAGGUGGAGGCUUGUGAUCCAACAUCCAAGUCCAUUACUGUCACCUGGAAGGCUCCCGACAACGACGGCGGCUGUCCCAUCCAAGGCUACAUCGUGGAGAAGAUCGAGAAGGACGGCGACCGCUACGAGAAGGUCACCCCAAGUCUGGUCCCCGGUUUCUCAUUCGUGGUGACAGGUCUAAAGGAGGACAUGGAGUACCAGUUCAGGGUCCGAGCCGAGAAUGCCGCUGGAGUCAGUGAGCCGUCUCGCAGCACACAGCCCAUUAAGGCUGCAGACCCCGUUGAUAAGCCUAAGGUCACCCUCCAUGCCCGUGUGCAGUCCGGUUUGUGCAUUAAGAAGGGUGAGGAGAUCCGAAUUGACGCCUACAUCUCCGGCUCCCCUUAUCCCAAGGUCACCUGGCUGAGGGAAAAUGAGGACGUCACCAAAGAGCCAACCAAAAAGAUCAUCCCUGUGGUCAAGAAGAAGACCAAGGCCAAGGUUCCUGAACCAGUUGAGGAGUUCACUACUCCACUGCGUGAGCGUCUGGGUCUGGAUCAGACCAAGAAGGGUCACUCUGUGGUGAUGAUCCGCGAUGCUGUCAGAACCGAUCAUGGCACCUUCACCAUCCAGGUCGAGAACACUCAUGGUGUUGCCAAUGCGUCCUGCUUCGUCAACGUCCUUGACAAACCCGGCGCUCCAAUCAACUUCACCUUUGAUGAGAUCAGGAACACCUCCGUCAUCUGUAACUGGGAGCCUCCCGAGGACGAUGGUGGCAGCGAGAUCCUGAACUACAUCCUGGAGAAGAAGGACAACAAGAACGAUGAGAUUGGUUGGAUCACCAUCACCUCAACCCUGAAGGGCACCAGCUGCCCCAUCACCAAACUCAUCGAAGGGAAGGAGUACAUCUUCAGAGUCACCGCUGAGAACAAGUUCGGCUGUGGGCCACCGUGUAUCUCUGAGCCACUGGUCGCCAAGAACCAGUUUGAUCCUCCUGAUGCUCCCAACACUCCCAGAGUCCACGAGGUGACCGCAAACAGUGCCCACAUAUCCUGGCAUGAGCCAAAGGAUAACGGCAGCCCGAUCCUGGGCUACUGGAUCGAGAGAAAGGAGGUGAACAGCAAACACUGGACCCGAGUCAACCGUGCCCUCCUAAAUUCUCUGGAGGUGAAGAUCACUGGCCUGAUGGAGGGACUCACCUACAUCUUCAGGGUGUGUGCCGAGAACCUGGCCGGCCCCGGGCCCUUUAGCGAGCCCAGCGACCGCACCAUUGCCAUGGACGCCAUCCUGCCUCCUGGUCCCCCCACACCAUGGAUUGUGGACACUGGGAAGGACUCUAUCAUCGUGGCCUGGAAGCCCCCUCUGUACAACGGUGGAGGAGACAUCCUGGGAUACCAUGUUGAGAAGGUUUUGGCUGGAGAGAAGGAGUGGACUCGCAGCACAGAGUUCAGGUGUAAAGAGCUGACUUACACUGUGACGGGUCUGACUGAGGGAGCAGAUUAUUACAUCCGAGUCUUAGCCGUCAAUGACGCCGGUCCUGGAGCUCCCGGUGUGACCGAACCUGUCACUGUCACAGAGCCUCAAGAAACUCCCAAUGUGGACUUUGAUGUCUCUGUGAAGAACGGCGUCAUCAUCAAGGCCGGAGAGCCCCUGAAGCUUCCUGCCAUGGUGACCGGCCGUCCCCAGCCCGAAGUCAAAUGGGCUAAAGAUGAAGCCGAACCUGACAAGGAGCGAAUGAUCGUGGAAACGGAGGGCAGGAACAGCACUCUGUUCAUCAAGAAGGCUGUAAGGUCAGAUCACGGAAAGUACCAGAUCACCGGCACCAACAGCAGUGGCACCAAGACAGCAGAGACCAGAGUGGACGUUAUGGAUGUGCCCGGACCAGUGGUCGACUUGAAGACUGUUGUGGUGACCAAGAAGAACAUCACCCUCACCUGGUCCGACCCUGUGGACAACGGCGGCAGCGACAUCAUCGGCUACGAGAUCCUGAGGAAGGACGCCAAGAUGAAACUCUUCCGCCAGCCCAUUGAGACGGCAUCCUGCAAGUGCGACAUCCAGGGCCUACUGUCCGGCGAGGAGUACGACUUCAGGGUCGUUGCCAGGAACAAGUACGGUGACGGAGCUCCAGCUGACAUUGGACCCAUCCUGGCCGAGGAUCCAAAAGGUACUCCAUCUGCUCCCGAGAAACUGCACUACACCGACAGAAGCACGACCACUAUCACCCUGGCUUGGCAGCCGCCUCGCACUGAUGGUGGCAGCCCAAUCAGAGGCUACUACGUUGAGAAGAUGAGGUCGGACAGCAAUGAAUACGAUGUGGCAAACCGCAAGAUCUUCACAGAGUGUUGCGGGACCAUUGAGAACCUGUCUGAGAACCAGGAGUACCAGUUCCGUGUCAAAGCUGUGAAUGAGGUCGGGGACGGAGAUCCCUCCAAGCCCAUCACUGUCAGGAUCCAGGAUGAUGAAAUCGCACCAGUUAUCACCAUCCUGAAGUUCUUCAAGAGCAACGCCAUCAUUGUGAAAAAAGGCUCGGCCAUCGACAUCCCAGCAGAGGUGAAGGGACUUCCUCUGCCAACGCUCCAAUGGAUGAAGGACGACGUGGUGAUCGAGAAGCCUGAUGAAGAGAAGAUGACGAUGGAGACUGAGGAGGUGGACCGGACGACUCUGAAGACUAAGAUUGCCAUCCCAGUCACAAUCAGACAGGACAAGGGCAACUACAAGCUGGUGGCUGAAAACUGCUACGGCAAAGCACAGCAUGUCAUCCGAGUCGAGAUCCUCGACCGCCCUCUUCCUCCAAGGAACGUUGUGGUCUCAGACAUCAAGGCAGACUCGUGCUACCUGACCUGGGACGCCCCAGAUGACAAUGGAGGCAGUGAGAUCACCAACUACAUUGUGGAGCGUAGGGACGCCAGCAAGAAGAAGUCCGACUUUGAGGUUCUGACUAUCAACCUCAUCGACAGGAGAUUUGGGGUCUACAAACUGAACUUGAACGGUACCUACCAGUUUAGGAUCAAAGCUGAGAACAAGUAUGGCGUCAGCGACGGCUGCGAUUCAGAGAAAGUCCAACUCAGGGAUCCAUUCGGCCUCCCCGGACCUCCACGUAAUCCUAAAAUAAUUGCCGCCACAGCAACCACCAUGACCCUGACCUGGGAUCCUCCCCUCGACAACGGCGGCUCCACCAUCCAGGGAUACUGGCUGGAGAAGAGAGAGCGCGGCGCCGUAUACUGGGGUCGCGUCAACCGAGCUCCAGUCACCAAACCCGCAGUAAAGGGUCUGCAGUACACCGUACUCAGGCUCAUCGAAGGAACUGAGUACCAGUUCAGGAUUGCAGCCUCCAACGCUGCGGGAGUCGGGCCACCCAGCGAGGCCUCUGAAUGCCGCUUUGCUGUGGAUCCAUGCAACUGUCCCAGCCCACCUGCUUCCCCCGAGGUUAAAGACAAAACCAAGAGCAGCAUCACGCUCAAGUGGAGCCCACCGGACAAAGACGGUGGCAGCCCCAUCAAGGGUUACAUCAUUGAGGUCCACGAGGAGGGCUCUCCCGAUUGGAGGAGGGUGAAUCCUGCCGACAAGCUCCACCCAUCCACGGAAAUCACUGUCCCCGACCUGAAAGAGGGCAAGAAGUGCAAGUUCAGGAUCUACGCCGUGAACGCUGCUGGAAACUCAGAGCCCGCCAAGACAGCCGAUAUCCUGGUUCAGGACAUCCUGAUCGAGCCGACGGUGACUCUGGAUGUGAGUGCUCCCGACCUGCUGAACUGCAGAGCCGGAACACCCAUCAGGAUUCCCGCCACUAUCACAGGACGCCCUGUUCCCAAAGUCACCUGGACCUUCGAUGGAACUGCAGAGUCCGAGAAGAAGAACGAACUCCACACACUACCCGUUGACUCAGAGAUCCACUCCACUGACACAACCUCAGUGGUCACGAUCCCGGAGAGCAAACUGAGCCACAGUGGCCGAUACAUCAUCAAUGCAGAGAGCCCCGCUGGACACAAGGUGGUCAAAGUCAGAGUCAAUGUGCUAGACCUGCCUGGACCUCCAAGAGACCUGAAGGUCAGCGACGUGACAAGGGGAACCUGUAGACUCACCUGGAAAGCUCCAGAGAGCGAUGGAGGAGAAAGAGUAAAGAGCUAUUUCAUCGAAAAGAAGACAGUGGAUGGAAAAGCCUGGACUAAGGUGAACCCGGCCUGUGCUGCUCAGUCUCUGGUGGUUCCAGACCUGAUCAAUGGUCAGGAGUACCUGUUCCGUAUCCGCGCUGAGAAUCGCUUCGGCUUCGGCCCGUACACCGAGACUGUUGAGGGAACCAAAGCCAGAGAUCCAAUCCAUCCUCCUGAUCCUCCAACAAGGUUGAAGAUCCAGAGCGUGAGGAAGGGCACGGUGACUUUGACCUGGAAGGCUCCAAAGAAUGACGGCGGUUCACCUGUCACACACUACAGCGUUGAUCUGCUGUGCUGGGAAGCCAGCGGCACCCAGAAGGAGUCGUGGAGGAGGUGUAAUAGGAGAGACGUGGACACCACCAGGUUCGAGGUGGAGGACCUGACCGAGGGAGACGAGUAUGAGUUCAGAGUGGUGGCGUACAACCAGGCUGGAGCAAGCCGACCUUCAUCCACAGCCGGACCCAUUGUCAUCCAGGACCAGACCUGCGCUCCAUCCAUCGAGUUGAAGGAGUUCAUGGAGGUCGAGCAGGGCUCCGACAUCAGCAUUGUAGCCAAGAUCCGUGGCUGUCCAUUCCCCACGCUCACCUGGUAUAAGGCUCCGCCCCACAAGUCUGACGACAAGGUGGAAGUCCAGUACGACGAGCACAUCAACAAGAUUGUGUCCGAUGAGAGCUGCACGCUGCUCAUCCAGCAGGGCAAACGUCUCGACACCGGCCUGUACACACUGGUGGCCUCCAACAGCCUUGGCAAGGCCGCCAAGGAGAUGAGGCUCAACGUGCUCGGCCGGCCCGGUCCUCCCUCCGCUCCCAUUAAGUUUGAGGAGAUCGGAGCCGAGAGGAUAACACUCUCCUGGUUGCCGCCAAAGGAUGACGGUGGCUCUAAAGUCACAAACUAUGUCAUCUGGAGGCGCGUGGCCAACAGGAAGACCUGGGUGCCCGUCACCAAUGAGCCCAAAGAACGGAUCUGGACAGUGGAGAACCUGAUGGCGGGACACGAAUAUGUGUUCCGCAUCAUGGCCCAGAACAAGUACGGAGUUGGAGAGCCACUGGACAGCGAGCCAGAGGUCGCGCGAAACCUCUUCUCUGUUCCCGGUCAGUGUGAGAAGCCAACGGUCACCAACGUCACCAUGGACUCCAUGACCGUCAAUUGGGAGGAGCCGGAGGAUGACGGUGGCACCCCGAUCACCGGCUACUGGCUGGAGCGUAAAGAGACAACAGGCAAGCGCUGGACACGCGUCACGCGCGACCCCAUCCGUCCCAUGGGAAUGGGCGAGUCGUUCGUCGUGAGCGGACUCAUUGAGGGCUCCCAGUACCUCUUCAGAGUGUCCGCCAUUAACACCGCAGGACUGGGACUCGCCAGUCCUCCCACAGACCCUAUCUUUGCCAGAGACCCCAUCUCCCCGCCCUCUCCUCCAACCCCAAAGAUUUCUGAUUGGACAAAGUCCACAGUGGAUCUGGUGUGGAUUCCUCCUCUGAAGGAUGGAGGCUCCAAGAUCAUCGGAUACUGGGUGGAGUAUAAGGAGGAGGGCACUGAGGCCUGGGUUAAGGCCAAGGAGACCGAAAUCCGCGGCACCCGACUUGUUAUCACCGGUCUGAAGACUGGUGGUAAGUACAAGUUCAGGGUGAUUGCCUUCAAUGUUGCUGGUAACGGCGAGCCAGGAGAAGUCCCAGAGGUGCUCGAGGUCAACGACAGAACCAUUGCUCCUGAGGUCGACCUGGACGCCUCGGUAAAGGAGAGGAUGGUGGUCCAUGCUGGUGGCGUGAUCCGUAUCAUUGCCUACGUGUCAGGCCAGCCGUCCCCUGACAUCACCUGGAGCAGAGAUGGAGCUGCACUGCCUCCUGAGGCUAAAGUGGAGACAACAGCGAUCAGCUCAUCACUGGUGAUCAAACCCUGCACCAGGAGACACCUCGGCGUCUACACACUGACCGCCAAGAAUGCUGGCGGGGAGAAAACAAAGAACAUCACUGUUGAAGUUCUGGACGUUCCUGGACCCGUUGGCAUCCCCUUCACCGCCGAGAACCUGAGCAGCGAAUCCUGCAAGCUCAACUGGUACUUCCCAGAGAACGACGGUGGUUCUCCCAUCAGUAACUACAUCAUCGAGAAGCGUGAGGCUGAGCGUAAGGCCUGGACCUCACUGUCCUUCACCGCCAGCAGACAGAACGCCGUGGCUCAAGGGCUCACCACCGGAAAGUCCUACUUCUUCAGAGUGGCUGCAGAGAACGCCAUCGGCAUUGGACCCUUCAUGCAGACCGCAGCCGAGAUUAUCAUCAAGGAACCAAUCAGUGUGCCCGACCGCCCAGAGGAGCUUGAAGUCACCAAGGUAACCAAGGAUUUGAUCAGCGUCACCUGGAAGGCACCAAAGUUUGACGGUGGUUCAGAGAUCACCAUGUACAUCCUGGAGGCGCGUAUGAUCGGCAAAGACAAGUACACCAGACUGACAAAGGAGAAGCUGAUGGAAAGGAAGUAUACCUAUGAUGGCCUGAGGGAGGGUGACACCUAUGAGUUCAGGGUCAUGGCUGUCAACGAGGUCGGCCCUAGCAAGCCAUCAUUCAGCACCAAACCCAUCACCUGCAAGGACGAACUGGAGCCGCCAACCAUCGAGCUGGACUUCCGUGAUAAGAUAAUAAUUCGUGUGGGUGAGAGCUGCCUGCUGCAGGGCCGCUACACCGGUAAACCUUCUCCAUCCAUUGCGUGGUACCGAGAUGAUGAUGAGCUGAAGGCCGACAAACACAUUAUGUUCAAGAACACGCUGACCACCAUGUCGCUUGGCCUAAUGAAGGCGCAGCGCGAGCACAGCGGCAGAUAUGUGGUAGUGGUUGAGAACAGUACCGGAUCUAGGAAGGGAGUCUGCAACAUCACGGUUGUCGACCGCCCGACCCCUCCUGUUGGCCCAGUGGUGUUUGAUGAGGUUCACAGAGAGUACAUGGUAAUCUCCUGGAAACCUCCUCUGGACAGCGGCGGCGUUGAUGUCUCUAAUUACAUCAUUGAGAAGAGAGACACCAACAGAGACAUGUGGACCACAGUGACGUCCGCCACCACCAAGACUACAUGCAAGAUCCCUAAGCUAACUGAGGGCAGGGAAUACAUCAUGAGGAUCUCUGCUGAGAACAUGUACGGCAUCAGUGACCCUCUGGAGUCCGAGGAGAUGAGAGCCAAAGAUCUCUUCAGAGUCCCCGAGGCCCCUGAUAUGCCAACGGUCAGAGAGGUGUACGCCACCAAUGCUCUGGUGCUGUGGAACCGUCCUCGCGACGGCGGAAAACCCAUCACCAAUUACAUCCUAGAAAAGAAGGAGCCCACAGCUAAGAGGUGGUCCAGAGCCACCAGAGAGCCACUGUACCCGGCAACUCAGUACCAAGUGCAGGACCUGGUGGAGGGCUGCGAGUAUGAGUUCAGGGUGAUGGCCGAGAACGAGCUGGGAACUGGAGACCCCAGUGAACCCUCCAAACCCAUCCUUGCCAAAGAUCCCAUCGUGCGUCCCAGCCCUCCAGUGACCCCCGAGGCCUACGAUAAGACCAAGGACUCAGUUAGCCUGAAGUGGAAGAUGCCCCGCCAUGAUGGAAAAGGCCGGAUCUUCGGUUACCUUGUCGAGUACCAAAGGCCUGGUGCCGUGGAGUGGACCCCAGCCAAUGAGACUCCAGAGCAGUGCCCCGACCUCCACUAUGUGGUGACAGGCCUGACCGAUGGACAGGAGUACAUCUUCAGGAUCUUCACUGUUAAUGCAGCCGGCAAAUCUGACCCUGCCUUGGUUAAACAGCCCAUCAAAGUCCACGACAGACUGGAGGAGCCAGAGUUGCUGCUUGACGCCAACAUGGCACGUGACCACCUGGCCAUGCUGGGCACUGACAUUACCCUGAGCGCCACCAUUAAAGGCGUACCGACACCCACCGUCAGCUGGAAGAAGAACGAUGGUGACGUUCCCGCUCACAUCACUGUUGCUGUCACCGCCACAGGCAGCAAAGUCUUCAUCCCCAAGUCGGUCCGUGCAGACUCCGGCAACUACACCAUCACUGCGGAGAAUGCUGCUGGAAAGAAAUCAGCAACCGUUGCUGUGCUUGUGUUGAACAAACCCACUCCUCCCAGAGAUCUCGUGGUUUCUGAGGUGACCAGCGAGUCUGCCUACCUGACGUGGAAGGCUCCUGAGGACAAUGGCGGCGCUGUCAUCUCCCACUACGUUGUGGAGAAGAAGGAUGUGGCUGCUGAGCAGUGGGUGCCCGUCUCUGCAGCCAAUAAGAAGCCGAGUCUGAUGGCCAUGUACUUGAUGGAAGGAAUCCAGUACAUGUUCAGAGUGGCUGCCGAGAACCAGUUCGGCAGGAGCGACUACGUGAUGACCAAGACACCCAUCAAGGCUCUCGACCCUCUCUAUCCUCCUGGCCCACCGAAGAACCUGCACCACACUGAUGCAGACAAGACAGAAGUUUGGUUGGAAUGGGAGUGGCCUGACCGUACCGGUGGAAGUGAAAUCACCGGCUUCAUUGUGGAGCACCAGGAAGAGGGCCAGACUGACUGGGUAACCUUCAAGACAGUCAGCAACAACCAUGCUCAUGUCACUGGUCUGGUGGAGGGGAAGACUUACCGCUUCAGGGUCAAGUCUCAGAAUGCCAUCGGUAUUAGCAGUCCUGACACCAGCAUUCCCAUCACCUGCCAGGAGAAGACAUUGCCACCAACUAUUGAAGUUGAUGUGAAGCUUAUUGAGGGUCUUGUUGUCAAAGCUGGCAGUACUAUUGUCCUUCCAGCCAAGAUGACAGGAAUCCCUAUUCCCACCGCCAAAUGGAUGACUGAUGGCAAAGAUAUUGUAUCUGAGGGCCGCUAUAACAUUGAGUCUGCUGGAUCCUCCACUAUCCUCACUAUCCCGGAGUGCCAGAGAGGAGACACUGGAGAGUACAUCCUCACUGUGGCUAAUCCUGCAGGUAGCAAGACCGUUGCCCUGCAUGUCACCGUGUUGGCUCUCCCAGGUGCACCCACUGGACCCAUUAACAUCUUGGAGGUCACCCCUGAUUACAUGAUGAUCCAAUGGAGGGCGCCUAAGGAUGAUGGUGGCACGCCCAUCACCAACUAUGUGGUGGAAAAGAAGGAUGUAAAGAAGCCAUGGGAGCCCUGGUCUGUAGUUAGCUCCAGCGGCACCAGCACCAAGGCCAAAGUGCCCAGGCUGGAGAAGGGCCGUGAGUACAUUGUCCGUGUCCGUGCAGAGAACAAGAUUGGCAUUGGUGCAGGACUUGAGAGUCCUCCCACUAUUGCCAAGCACAUGUUCAACCCUCCUGGACCACCAGGCCUGCCUAUGUGCUCUGAUAUCACAGAGAAUGCUGUGACAGUGGAAUGGACCCUGCCUGACUAUGAUGGAGGAAGCCCUAUUAGUGGCUAUGUAAUUGAACGCAGAGAAAUGACAGGAAAGUGGAUCCGUGUCAACAAAACUCCUGUGCUGGACCUCAGAUACAGAGUCUCAGGCCUGUUUGAAGGUAAUAGCUAUGAGUUCAGAGUAUUCGCUGAGAACAUUGCUGGUAUCAGCGAGCCUUCUCCCACCUCUGACCCCAUGAAAGCCACGCGUGCCAUCACCAAACCAGGACCUCCAGGCAAUCCUAAACUGAAAGACUGGAGCAAGUCAUAUGCUGACAUCUGCUGGACCAAGCCUACAAGAGACGGAGGCAGUCCCAUCCUGGGCUAUUUGGUUGAGGCUCAGAAGUCAGGUACUGCCCAGUGGGAUAGAAUCAACAAGGACCUUAUCAAGAUGUGUGCCUACAGAGUACCAGGUCUCAUUGAAGGAAUGGAGUACAGAUUCCGCAUCAGAGCCACCAACAAGGUUGGAGACAGUGAACCCAGGGAACUUACUGAAACUGUCCUAGCAAAGGACAUCCUUGUGCCCCCAGAGGUUGUUGUUGAUGUGUCCUGCCGUGACUCUCUGACAGUCAGGGCAGGUCAGAUCAUAAGUUUGAUUACCAGGGUGAAGGGCAGACCAGACCCCGAGAUCACAUGGACCAAAGAUGCCAGAGCCUUGUCUCGGGACAAGCGCACUGAGAUGAACAACAACUACCCUCUGUGUGAACUGGUCAUCAAUGAUGCAGUCAGGUCAGACUAUGGUAAAUAUGCCAUUGUCGCCAAGAACAGCAGUGGACAGGCACAGGCCACCAUUAUUGUCAAUGUUCUUGACACACCAGGAGCUUGCCAAAACCUGAAAGUAGCGUACAUAACCAAGAACUCCUGCAUGGUGUCCUGGGAAAACCCUGAGGAUAAUGGAGGCACUGAGAUCACUCAGUACAUUAUUGAGUGCCGUCAGCCCAGCCAGAGAGGAUGGACCAUGGUCUCCAAUGACUGCACCAAGCGCCUGAUAAAGGCCCCUCUUACUGAGGGCUGCGAGUACUUCUUCCGUGUCAGCGCAGAGAACAAGAUUGGCGCUGGCCCAUGCACUGAGACCAAGACACCUGUUCUGGCAGUUGAUCCCAUUGAGAAGCCUGGUGAACCCAUUGACUUCCACAUCGCUGAAAUCGGCAAGACCUUCUGCUUCCUCAAGUGGAAGAAGCCAGACUAUGAUGGCGGUAGCCGUAACAUCGCUUAUCAUGUUGAGAAGAAGCCAAAAGAGGCUGAGGAGUGGGAGAGGCUUCACAAGGGUGCCAUCAAGGAGACUUACUUCAUGGCUGACAGGUGCAUUGAAAACCAGAUCUACCAGUUCAGAGUUCAGACAAAGAAUGAGGGAGGUGAGAGCAACUGGGUGACCACAGCUGAAGUCCUGGUUAAGGAACAGCUUGUGGAACCAGAAAUCAAGAUUAAACUGGAUGGAACACUCGUGGUCAAGGCAGGAGACUCAAUUCCUAUUGAGGCAACAGUAAAGGGUAAACCUCAGCCUGAUAUCAAAUGGACCAAGGAUGAAAGCACAGAGGAGAUAAAGAAGAGCCCCAGGCUUCAGAUUGAAACUGGCACUGACUUCUCAAAGCUGCUGCUUACUGGCGCCAGGCGCACUGACAGUGGGAAAUAUGUUGUUUCUGCCUCCAACAGUGCAGGAACCUGCUCUGCUCAUGCAAAGGUCAAUGUCCUGGAUAGACCUGGCCCCAUCAGGGAACUCAAAGUGUCUGGUAUCACCAUUGACAGGUGUAAUCUGGCCUGGGAAGUCCCAGAGGAUGAUGGUGGCUGUGAUAUUUACAACUACAUUAUUGAGAAAUGUGAGACAAAAAGGGGAGUCUGGUCCGUCCACUCCAAUGCUGUCAUCACCAAUAAAGCUAAGGUCACCCGUCUGAUUGAGGGCAACGAGUAUAUCUUCAGAGUUCGUGCUGAGAAUAAGAUGGGUCCUGGCCCUGCAGUGCAGAGUGAGGCCAUUGUCGCUGGCACCCAGUUCAGUGUGCCUGGCGCUCCUGAGGCACCAGAGGUCACCAAGAUUGCCAAAGAAGAGAUGACUGUGGAGUGGUCAGAGCCAGAGAAAGAUGGCGGAAAGCCAAUCACAGGUUAUCUGUUGGAGAAGAGGGAGGAGCAUGCUGUUAGGUGGUCUCCUGUCAACAAGGAUCCAUUGCCUGGAACUCGUUUCACAGUCACUGGACUACUACCCCUCCAUGACUACCAGUACAGAGUAAAGGCUGUCAAUGAAGUUGGCAUUGGCAACCCAAGCAAGCCUUCACGUGCCAUCACUGCCAAGGACACAGUUGAGCCUCCAGCACCACCUACCAACUUGAAGGUCCUGGACAGCACCAAGUCCACUGUCACCCUGGGCUGGACCAAGCCUGUAUCUGAUGGUGGAGCUCCUCUCAUUGGCUAUGUUGUGGAGAUGAGGGCACAGGGAAGCGCCAAGAAAGGAGACGAUAGUUGGAAGAGGUGCAAUGUGGCAGCUCAGCUGGUCGUAUGUGAGUUCACAGUCUCAAGUCUGGACGAGACACUUGUGUAUGAAUUUAGAGUGUCUGCUCAGAACCAAGUGGGCAUGAGCCUGCCAUGCGACCUGGAAGGUGCUGUGAUCCCCAGGGAGAUUCUAGAGGCACCAGAGAUUGACCUGGACGCCAGCCUGAAGCAGGGACUGACAGUGAGAGCCGGCUGUCCCAUCAGACUAUAUGCUACCAUCAGAGGUAGACCACCUCCUAAAGUCACUUGGAGGAGGAUGGGCAUUGACAACGUGGUCAGGAAGGGAAAAGUCGACAUCAUUGACACCAUGACCUUCCUGGUUAUCCCUGAUAGCACCCGUAACGACUCUGGCAAAUACUGUCUGACGGUACAGAGUCCUGCCGGAGAGAAGGCUGUGUUUGUCAAUGUUAAGGUUCUGGACACUCCGGGACCUGUGCUGAAUCUGGAAGCUACUGACAUCAAACAGACAUCAGCAAAGCUGUCCUGGACUCCUCCAGAAAUUGAUGGUGGCAGUGAGGUCACUCACUACAUUGUUGAGAAGCGCGCGAUCGACCGCAAGACGUGGGCAACUGUCAAGGGCGAAGUUGAGACGGAUAAGAUUCCCUUCAAAGUCAGCGGCCUGAUUCCUGGCACUGAGUACUACUUCAGAGUCACAGCUGUCAAUGAGUAUGGGUCUGGAGUUCCCAAAGUGUCACCCACUUCCUACCUGGCCUCUGAUCCUGUCAGCAAGCCCGAUCCUUGUGAGAAGAUUGAGGUUCUGGAGAUCACUAAGAACAGUGCCACAGUUGGCUGGGUGAAGCCUUCAAGGGACGGUGGUGCCAAGAUAGAUGGUUACGUAAUUGAAUACAUUGAGGUCAAACCUCCUCCAGAGCCUCCAGCACCUGUGGAGGUUCCAGAGGGACAGGAAGCUCCACCCCCACCUCCGCCACCUCCAGUGGUAGAGGAAGAAGAGGAACCUGAAAAGGAAGUCUGGAAUGCCUACACUACAGUGAAAGGUUUGAUGAUCAGCAUCAGCGGCCUGAAGGAGGGCAAGAGAUACAAGUUCAGAGUGGCUGCCAAGAACAUCAUGGGCAUGAGCUCGUUCACCGAGACUAGGCAGCCAGUCGAGAUCAAGGAACAGAUGUUGGAGCCAAAGAUUGUCAUGCCAGAGACAACAAGCGCCAGAGCUGGAGCCAAGCUCAGAGUGGAAGCACUGGUUUCUGGAAAACCUGCCCCAACCUGCAAGUGGAUGCGUGGUGAGAAUGCAGUUGUCUCGUCCAGCCGUCUGGCCGUGCACAAGUCCGGCAACAUGUGUGUCUUGAUCAUCAAAGACGUGUCAAGGACUGAUAGUGGAGAGUACAGCCUGGUGGCUGAGAACAGCUCUGCAAAGGUGGUGGAGACUCUGAAGAUCAUCAUUAGAGACAUCCCCGGUCCUCCCGAGGGCCCUGUGGUGAUCAGUGAUAUUGACUCUGAUGCCUGUUCCUUGUCCUGGAACAAACCACUGGAGGACGGAGGCAGUAAUAUCACCAACUAUGUGGUGGAAAAAUGCGAUGUGAGUAGAGGCGACUGGGUGAUGGCGGUCUCUUCUGGUCUGAAGACAAGUUGCAGGCUUGGGAAGCUCAUCCCCGGAAAAGAGUAUGUGUUCCGUAUCCGUGCUGAGAACCGUUAUGGCGUGUCAGACCCCAUUCAGUCUGACAGGAUGGUUGCCAAGUUCCCCUUCGAUGUUCCUAGUGAACCCCUUAACUGCCGCAUCAACAAGACGAACAAAGACUGUAUGUUCGUGGCCUGGGAUAAGCCUGAAAGUGAUGGUGGCAGUCCUAUCACAGGUUACUAUAUUGAGCGUAAGGAGAGGAACAGCCUGCUGUGGGUGAAGGCCAAUGACACCGUUGUCCGCACCACUGAGUACCCAUGUGCCGGCCUCAUUGAGGGCCUGGAAUACACUUUCAGAGUGUCCGCCAUUAACCGUGCUGGCCAGGGCAAACCAAGCAAGAAGACUGACUUUGUCACUGCCAGAACACCUAUUGACACUCCAGGUAAACCUGAGGUCCUGGACGUAACCAAGAACUCUGUCACUUUGGUUUGGACUCGUCCCAAGAACGACGGUGGCAGCAAGAUCAUUGGCUACUACGUUGAGUCCAUGCGGGUGCCUGGAGACAUCUGGAUCCGCUGCAACACUAGCAGCCAGAACGUCCCAAGGGAGGAGUAUACAGUGACUGGCCUGGAGAGAGACCUGCAGUACCAGUUCAGAGUCAUUGCCAAAACUGCUGUCAACUUGAGCAAACCUUCUGAGCCCACAGACCCUGUCCUGGUCUGUGCCGAGAAUGUCCCUCCAAGGGUGGAGCUUAAUGCCAGGAUGCAGAAGGGUUUGAAGGUGAAGGCGGGAUCCACAAUCCUCCUAGAGGCUGAGGUGUUUGGUAAGCCUAUGCCCAGAGUGACCUGGAAGAGAGGCGACGAUAGCCUAAAGUCAGGUGAAGGCCAGGUCAUUACCCAGUCAAGGAAUCACUUCCAGCUGGAGAUGACGGCAGUCACCAAGGAGCAUACAGGAACCUACACCAUAUCUGCUGAGAAUGCCAGUGGUUCCAAGACCGCUGAAAUCCAGGUCAACGUCCUGGAUGUGCCUGGCCCUCCUGCUAGUGCCAAAUACAUAGAGGUGUUUGCCACCAGUAUCAAGAUGUCCUGGGAGCCACCUCUGAAGGACGGCGGAGCCACCGUCAGCAACUACAUUGUGGACAAGCGUGAGACCAGCAGAGCCAACUGGGCCCAGGUCUCUGCCAAGAUCAAGGGUGAGGUCCUUGAGCUCAACGUGGAGAAGCUAAUCGAGGGUCAUGAGUACCAGUUCCGAAUCCGUGCUGAGAACACUUGGGGAGUUGGAGAUGCCCUCAUCACCAACCCUGUCUUUGCCAAGAACCCAUUCACUGUGCCUGGCCCUUGUGAGGCCCCAGUGAUUACCAACGUGACCAAAGAUCAUAUGACUGUGAGCUGGAAGGAGCCUGCUGAUGAUGGAAAGUCCACCAUCCUGGGUUACAUGCUCGAAAAGAAAGAGACCAAGGAGAUGAACUGGACCAAGGUGAACAGGAAGCCCAUGAUGGAGAGGACUCUCGAAGUAACAGGCCUCACAGAGGGAAUCGAGUACGAAUUCAGAGUCAUUGCUGUCAACGUGGCAGGACUUGGCAAACCCAGCGAGCCCUCCGCUGGCACCACCGCACAGAAUCCCAUCACUCCUCCUGGCCCCGUUGUGAACCCCAGUGUGAAGGACACCACCCACAGCACCAUCAGCCUCACCUGGACUGCUCCCGCCAAUGAUGGUGGAUGCCCUAUUAUUGGAUACUUGGUGGAGUGCAAGAGGACUGACACCACAGACUGGAUCCGCUGCAAUGUCCCCAGGAACCUGCAGGAGACCAACUACGUCAUACAGAACCUUAUUGACAAGUCCGAGUACCAGUGCCGUGUCAGUGCUGUCAACAAGGUUGGCUUCAGCGAGCCUGUUGAAGUACCUGGCAAGCAUGUUGCCAAGGACAUCAUCGUUGCUCCCGAAGCAGAGCUGAGUGCGGAGCUGAAGCAGGUCCUGGAGUUGCAGGCCGGAACCACCAUGAGGCUGCAGGCCACCAUCAAGGGCCGUCCCAUUCCCAGGAUCACCUGGGCAAAGAUGAACACCAACAUCAAAGACCGCCAGGGCAUUGUCAUUAAAUCCACCAACACUGACACCAUGGUGGUGGUGGAGCAUGUCAACAGAUAUGACGCUGGCAAAUACAUUCUGAGCCUGGAGAGCUUGGCUGGCAUGAAGAUGUACACCAUCAUUGUCAAGGUUUUUGAUACUCCCGGACCACCAGUCAACCUGAUGGUGAAGGAAACAUCCAAGGACAGUGCUUCCAUGUACUGGGAUGCCCCACUUAUUGACGGUGGCUAUGAAGUCACACACUACAUUGUGGAGAAGCGUGACACUGAGAGGAAAGCCUGGUCCGUCGUCUCCAACAACUGCAACAAGACGUCAUUCAAGGUGCCAGACCUGGAUGCUGGACGGUCCUACUGCUUCAGAGUGUCAGCAGUCAACCAGCUUGGUGUUGGAGAAUGUUGUGAGACAGCCGACUCAGUCAGAGCAUCUGAGGAGCCAGGGCCUGUCAUGGACUUCAAGACCCUGCUGGUUACCAAGGACUCUUGCACUCUAAGCUGGAAGAAACCCCUCACUGAUGGUGGCAGCCGUAUCAUCUGCUAUGUGCUGGAGGUUCUCAAUGGUGAUGACAAGUACAAGGAGCUAAUGAGGUCUAAAAACAUGCAAUACAGCGCCAAGGAUCUGGUGGUGGGCAAAGAGUACAACUACAGAGUCAAGGCUGUAAAUGACUCAGGAGAGGGCGCUGUCAAGGAACUCGCAGUGGUCGCCAAGGACCAGAUCAUUCAUCCUAGCUGUGACUUGAGGGAGCUGCCCAACAUGUGCUACAUCGCCAAGGAGGGCAGCACUGUCCGUCUGAAGAUUCCGAUCAUCGGCAAACCUAUUCCCAAGGUCUCCUGGAAAAAGGGAGAUGACGAAGACCUGACAGACACCGGCAGAGUGUGUGCAGAGUCCUCUUCAGUCAACACUACGCUCUUUAUUAGGGACUGCCAGAGGAGUGAUGCUUCCAAAUACACCAUCACCCUAAGGAACAGUGCUGGAACAAAGGAGUCCACCAUUUUCAUCAGGGUGGUGGGUAAACCCGGCAUCCCUGUUGGACCCAUUAAGUUCAAAGAUGUUGCUGCCGAUGGUGCUACACUGAAGUGGGGUGCUCCUAAGGAUGAUGGCGGCUCAGAGAUCACAAAUUACAUCCUGGAAAAGAGGGACUCCAUCACCAACAUGUGGGUGACAGUUUCCUCAACUGUGGAGGACAACACCAUGAGGGUAACUGGUCUCCAUGAGGGCACAGAGUAUAUCUUCAGAGUUUGCGCUGAGAACAAGUACGGCGUUGGAGAGGGACUCAAGUCUGAGCCCAUCGUUGCUAAACAUCCAUUCAAUGUUCCCGAUGCUCCUCCUCCACCUCAGAUCAUGAGCAUGCGCCACGACUCCGCUUACCUGGCCUGGUCUGACCCCAGGAAAACUGGAGGAUCUCCCAUCACAGGCUACCAUGUUGAGUUCAAGGAGAGGAACAGUAUGUUGUGGAAGAGGACGAGCCCGGCUGCCUUGAGGAUGAGGGAGCACAAGGUAACUGGGCUGACUGAAGGUCUGGAGUAUGAGUUCAGAGUCAUGGCAAUCAACCUGGCUGGCAUCGGCAGGCCGAGCGCUCCCACUGAUCCACAGGUGGCACUGGAUCCCAUUGAUGCCCCUGGUAAACCUGAUGUCAUCAGCAUUACCAGAAGCACUGUGACCCUCCAGUGGACUGAGCCACAGUUUGAUGGUGGCCACAGACUGACUGGCUACAUUGUUGAGAAGCGUGAUCUGCCUUCUAAGAUCUGGGUAAAAGCCAACAAUGUGAAUGUUGUGGAGCCUGCAUUCACUGUAAAUGAUCUUCAGGAGGGCUGCAAAUACGAAUUCAGAAUCAGGGCAAAGAAUGCUGCUGGCGCUCUCAGCCCGCCCUCGGAGCAGACAGAUACCAUUAUCUGCAGAGAUGAAUAUGCUGCACCGACCAUUAUUAUCGAUACUCAGGUGAAGGAGGGACUGACCGUCCGAGCUGGUGAUACUAUUGUCAUCACUGCUACAAGCAUUUUAGGCAAACCUACACCAACUUCAUGCUGGUCAAAGGGAGGGAAGUAUUUUAAACCCUCUGAUCUAGUUCAAAUUGAGACCACUACAACUUCCUCCACCCUGUCCAUCAAGUAUGCUGGUAGGAAGGACAGUGGCGAGUAUGUCAUCACUGCCAGCAACCCCUUUGGCGUGAAGGAGGAAACUGUCAAGGUCACAGUUUUGGAUGUUCCUAGUGCUCCUGGACCCAUUGAAUGCAGUGGUGUCUCCUCUGAAAAGGUCAAUCUUACCUGGACAGCUCCUACUGAGGAUGGAGGCUCUCCUAUCAAGUAUUACACCCUAGAGAAGAGAGAGACCAGCCGCCUGCUCUGGACUAUCCUGGAAGAGAAGGUCAUCAACUGUCACUAUGUGGCCAACAAGCUCAUCCAGGGCAAUGAGUACUUCUUCAGAGUCUCUGCUGUUAACCAGUACGGUGCCAGUGAGCCAUCUCAGUCUGAGGCAGUCAAGAUGGUUGAUAGAUUUGGUCCUCCUGGUCCACCAUCUAAACCAGAGGUUGAGAAAGUCGAUGGACAUUCAGCCACUGUGACCUGGAGGAGACCAGCUGAGGAUGGAGGAAGUGACAUCACAGGUUACUGUGUUGAGAAGAAGGAGAAAAAGGGUAUGAGAUGGAUAAGGGCUUCCAAGAAAUCCAUUGCUGAGCUCAGCUUUGAAGUUACCGGUCUCACAGAGGGCAUCGAGUAUGAAUUCCGUGUUCUUGCUGAGAACAGAGCUGGAUUUGGAGAUCCAAGUGAACCAUCUAUGCCUGUCAGAACAAUAGUUGUUGCCUAUGUGCCUGGACCUCCAGUAAAUCCAAGAGUCACAGACACAACUAAGACCACUGCCACUCUAAACUGGGGAAAACCUCUUGAUAAUGGUGGGCUUGAAGUUACUGGAUAUGUGAUUGAGCACAAGAAAGAAGGAACAGAAGAAUGGGUUAAGGACACUCCUUCAUCGCCACUCAGGAUCACAGAGUUUGUUGUUCCCAAGCUGGAAACGGGUGCAAAAUACCAUUUCAGAAUUAGUGCGGUUAAUGCUAAGGGAGCAGGUGAACCUGCUGAAACUCAGGAGCUGGUUGAGAUUGUGGAAAGAGCAGCUGAACCUGAUUUGGAGCUGGAUGUUGAGCUGAGAAGAACCCUUGUUGUUAGGGCUGGCUGCUCCAUUCGCCUCUUUGUGCCGAUCAAGGGACGUCCUACACCUACAGUCACCUGGACAAAGGAGGGUGGACCUGUCCCACGUGCAGUCAUUGACAGCACUGAGUCAUUUACAAUGCUGAUCAUCCCUGAGAGUUCUAGGAUUGAUGCGGGCAAGUAUGAGCUUACCCUUGAAAACUCUGCUGGAAAGAAGAGUGCCCCUAUAAAUGUCAAAGUUUUGGAUUCACCUGGGCCUCCUCUUAACCUCAAACCAGUCAAGAUUGACAAGGAAAGCAUUACUCUUCAGUGGGAGAUGCCUCUCAUCGAUGGUGGAGCCAAAAUCACAAACUACAUCAUUGAGAAGAGAGAAUCAACACGCAAAGCUUUUGCUACUGCUAUUACAAAAUGCAUGACCACUUCAGUCAGGAUCGGUGAGCUGGGUGAAGGCUGUGAGUACUACUUCAGAGUGUCUGCCGAGAACGAGUAUGGAAUUGGUGAGGCGGUUGAAACUGCUGAUCCAAUUCGUGCAUCCCAGGCACCAACUCCUCCAGAGAGUAUUAUUCCUACUGACAUAACCAAGAACUCUGUGAGCCUGGCUUGGACCAAACCCAAGCAUGAUGGUGGGAGCAGAGUUACAGGAUAUGUUCUUGAAGCCCAGAAGAAGGGAACUGACCAGUGGGCACAUGUAACAACAGUCAAGAGCAUGGAUUUCACAGUGAAAAAUCUCAAUGAGAAUGAGGAAUACAUUUUCCGUGUAAUGGCUGUCAACCACUCAGGUAGAAGCGCUCCACGUGAGAGCAAACCCAUUGUUGUCAAGGAUUCUACUUCCCUGCCUGAGUUUGACCUCCGUGGUGUGUGUAAGAAGACUGUUAUUGCCAAGGCAGGAGAUGACAUCAAGGUUGAAAUUCCAGUUAUGGGACGUCCUAGACCAACUGUCUCUUGGCAAAAGGAUGCCGCAGCUCUGAAGCUCACACAGAGAACCAAUGUGGAAACUACUUCUGCUACUGUUAUCCUGAGCAUCAAUGAAUGUACCAGAGGCGACAGUGGUGUAUACACCAUGACAGCUAAGAACAUUGUUGGAUCUGUGACAGACAACAUUAUUGUCAAAGUACAUGAUGUACCUGGGCCACCCAAGGGACCAGUCAAGAUUGUGGAGAUUUCUCGUACCUAUUGCAUCUUUGCAUGGGACACUCCUGAGAAUGACGGAGGUGUUCCAAUCAACAAUUAUGUGGUUGAGAUUAGAGACACCACUUCCCAAACAUGGACAGAGCUAUCCUCCACUGUUAUUCGUACCAUGUUCAAAGCCAUUCGUUUAACCACUGGGUCUGAAUACCAGUUCAGAGUAAAAGCUAAGAACAGAUAUGGUGUUGGACCACCUAUCACAUCAGAGUCAGUGGUAGCUGCCUAUCCAUUUAAAGUCCCUGGACCUCCUGGUACUCCUGGUGUUGUUGCAUUUACCAAGGACUCAAUAACAAUUGGCUGGAAUGAGCCUGUGUCUGAUGGUGGAAAUGAAGUAAUUGGUUAUCAUGUUGAGAGGAAAGAAAGAAGCAGCAUCAUGUGGUAUAAGAUCAGCAAGGGUAUUGUGAAAGGAAAUAUCUAUAAAUCAAGUGGUCUUGAAGAUGGAGUUGCCUAUGAGUUCCGUGUCUCAGCUGAAAACAUGGCUGGAGUUGGUAAGCCCAGCAAGGCCUCAGAAGCAAUACUGGCCUUGGACCCUGUAGAUCCACCAGGUCAGCCUGAACCAAUAUUUGUCAACAAGAAUGUCAUCACUAUUCAGUGGACCAAGCCUGAGUACGACGGUGGUUUCAAAAUCACUGGCUACACUGUGGAGAAGAGAGAACUGCCUACUGGCCGAUGGAUGAGAGCCAACUUCACCAACAUCAUUGAGACAACAUUCACUGUCAGUGGACUGACUCAAGAUGCCUCAUAUGAGUUCCGUGUCAUAGCCAGAAACUCAGCAGGUGCAGUGAGCAUACCCUCUGAGCCCUCAGACCCAAUUAUCUGCAAAGAUGACAUUAUCGAGCCACGUAUUAUGGUUGAUGCCAUCUUCAAGGAUGUUGUUCUACUGAAGGCAGGAGAGUCCUUCAAACUUGAUGCUGACAUUGCUGGUCAACCAACCCCAUCUAUGGUUUGGACCAAGAAUGGAAAGGAGGUUGAGAACACAAUGAAACUGGAGGUUAGGUUCACAGAAUUGACAACAACUCUUAUCAACAAGGACUCUAUCAGAUCAGAUGGAGGAGAAUUUAUUUUGACUGCCACUAAUGUUGGUGGAUUUGCUAAGCACGUCUUUAAUGUUAAAGUGCUUGACAGACCUGGACCACCAGUUGGACCUCUUGAGGUCUCUAACGUCACAGCUGAAAACUGUGUACUCACCUGGGCUCCACCUGCAGAUGAUGGUGGUGCCAAGAUUGAAGGAUAUGUGAUUGAGAAGCGCGAGUCAAGCAGACUGGUUUGGACCAAUGUGGUUUCAGACCUGCAAGUUACACAAUACAAGGUGACCAAGCUGCUCAAAGGAAAUGAAUACAUCUUCAGAGUAAUGGCAGUAAACAAAUAUGGACUUGGCGAAGCUCUUGAUUCUGAGCCCACUAUUGCAGACAAUCCAUAUGUGGUUCCAGAUCCUCCAGAGAAUCCUGAGGUGACAGCUAUCAGCAAAGAUUCAAUGGUUCUUAUGUGGCAAGCACCUAAGAGUGAUGGUGGAACUCCCAUCACCAACUACAAUAUUGAAAGGAAAGACAGAAUAGGCCUCCGCUGGGUCAAAUGCAAUAAGAGGAAGGUCAAAGAUCUACAAUUCAAGGCAACAGGGCUUCUUGUCGGACAUGAAUAUGAAUUCAGAAUAAUUGCUGAGAAUGCUGCUGGAGUAAGUGCACCAAGUGUCGCAAGUCCAUUCUACAGGGCUACUGAUGGACUGUACAAGCCAGGGGCUCCAUGCAACCCAAGAAUUUUGGAUACAACAAAGUCCUCAAUUACUGUAGCCUGGAACAAACCUGUAUAUGAUGGUGGCUCUGACAUCACUGGCUACAUUGUUGAGACCUGCAUCCCAUCUGAAAAGGAGGAAGAUGAGGAAUGGACCAUUGUGACACCCAAAGAAGGACUCCUUGCCACCUUAUUCACCAUUAUUAACCUGAAGGAGAACCAGGAGUACAAGAUUAACAUCUCUGCUGUCAACAGUGAAGGAGUUGGAGAGGCUGCAUUGGUACCUGGCAAUCCCAAGGCAGAGGACAGGCUCCUCCCACCUGAGAUGGAUUUGGAUGCUGAACUCCGCAAGGUUGUCAGUCUAAGGGCUUGCUGCUCACUUAGGCUGUUUGUGCCUAUAAGAGGCAGACCAGCUCCUCAGGCUAAAUGGACCAAGGGAGAUGGUGAGCCAAUUGAAAGGGCAACCAUUGACAGCACAACAUCAUACACAUCACUUGUAAUUGAGAAUGUCAACAGAUUUGACAGUGGAAAGUAUAAUCUUACAGUUGAAAACAGCUCUGGCUCCAAGACAGUUACAGUCCAAGUCAAGGUACUUGAUACACCAAGUGCCCCACAGAAUCUGAAGAUUACUGCUGUAACAAAUGAAGCUGUCACUCUGACUUGGGAUCCACCAGUGAAUGAUGGAGGAGUGAAGGUUAAGAACUAUAUUGUUGAAAAACGGGAGUCCACAAGGAAAGCAUAUGCCACGGUAAAAGCUAACUGCCAUCACACCACUUUCACAGUCGACCAGCUCCUGGAAGGAUGCAACUAUUACUUCAGAGUUUUGGCUGAGAAUGAAUAUGGCAUUGGCCUGCCCAUUGAGACUGGUGAAUCAGUUAAAGUGUCUAUGAAACCACAGCCACCUGGCAAAAUCACUCUUAAGGAUGUUACUAAGAACAGUGUCACCCUCUCCUGGGAGAAGCCAGAGCAUGAUGGUGGCAGCAGAGUGGGCUGUUAUGUUGUUGAGAUUCAGCCUAAGGGUGUUGAUAAGUGGUCACAGGCUGUGAUUGUCAAGGAAACAGAAGCUACUAUUAGUGGACUCAAUGCAGGUGAAGAAUACAUGUUCCGUGUUGCAGCAAGAAAUGAGAAGGGAACAAGCGACCCACGUCAAAUCGGUGUGCCUGUGAUUGUUAAAGAUCUAGUGAUUGCACCUGUUGCCAAACUUUUGUUUAACACAUUCAGCGUGUUGGCAGGAGAAGACCUGACAGUGGAGGUUCCAUAUGUUGCACGUCCCAAAGCAGCUGUCUCCUGGAAAAAAGAUGGUCAGCCCCUGAAGAGAACUACCAGAGUAAACUUUUCUGCAACAGACAAAAUGCUGACCCUCAACAUAAAAGAGGCUACUAAAGAUGAUGUUGGACAGUACCACAUAACUCUUACCAACACAGCAGGAGAGACAACAGCAGACAUUGGCAUCGUUGUUCUUGACAAACCUGGCCAGCCGGAUGGUCCAGUUAAGGUGGAGGAGGUCACUUCUGACAGUGUAACCAUUUCCUGGAACCGACCAGAAUAUGAUGGAGGGUGCACCAUCAAACACUACAUUGUGGAAAAGAGAGACACAUCCACAACUAACUGGAUGAUUGUAUCUCCGAACCUUGCAAGGACCAAAAUCAAGGCAGGCAGGUUGAAGACUGGCUCGGAGUAUCAGUUUAGAAUCACAGCAGAAAACAGAUAUGGAAAAGGCCCAGCUCUUCAAUCAGAGUGUAUUGUGGCUCAAUACCCAUACAAGCUCCCAGGACCCCCAGGAACCCCAUCCAUUGCAGCCUGCACCAAGGAUAGCAUGGUUAUUGCCUGGAAUGAACCUGUGAAUGAUGGUGGAAGCACUGUCUUGGGCUACCAUCUUGAACGCAAAGAGAGAAACAGCAUCCUUUGGGUUAAACUUAACAAAUCUCUUAUUACUGACCAAACCUUCAAGACCACUAGUCUUGAACCAGGAAUGGAGUAUGAAUACAGAGUUUAUGCUGAAAACAUUGUUGGAAUAGGCAAAGUGAGCAAAGUGUCUGAGGGACAUGUUGCUAGAGAUCCUUGUGAUCCUCCUGGCACCCCAGAGGCAACAAAGAUUGCUAAGGACUCUGUGACCAUUGUUUGGACCAAGCCAGAGUAUGAUGGUGGAGCAAAGGUUACAGGCUACAUUGUGGAAAAGAAGGAGCUUCCUGAAGGUCGUUGGCUGAAGGCUAACUUCACUAACGUCAUUGAGACAGAAUAUGUUGCAACUGGACUUGUUCAGGACAAUCAGUAUGAGUUCCGUGUCAUUGCCAGAAAUGCAGCAGGUGUUUUCAGUCUCCCAUCUUACAGCACUGGUCCUAUCACUGCCAAGGAUGAGAUUGAACCACCACGCAUCAGCAUUGACCCAGAGUACACACAGACUAUUGUGGUUAAUGCUGGAGACAACUUCAAGAUAGACGGAGAUGUCCAUGGCAAACCAUUGCCCACUAUCCACUGGAUGAUGGGAGAGCAGGAACUGGGCAACACUAUUCAUAGAGAGAUUAAGAACACACCCACAAAAGCCUGCAUAUUUGUCAAGGAAGCUAAGCUUUCCGAUGGAGGCCAAUACACUCUGCUGUUGAAAAAUCCAGGAGGAGAAAAGGCUGUACAGGUCAAUGUGGUUGUUCUAGAUAAACCUGGAGAACCACAGGGACCUCUUGUUGUUACAGGAAUAACCAAAGACCGAUGCUGCCUUGCAUGGAAACCACCACUACAGGAUGGUGGCAGCAAGAUCUCUCACUACAUCGUGGAGAGGAGAGAGACAAGCAGACUAGUCUGGACUGUUGUUGACCCGAAAGUCGUAAAUACUUGUUUAAAGAUUAGUAAGCUAUUAGAAGGAAAUGAGUAUAUUUUCAAAGUCCAUGCUGUCAACCAAUUUGGAGUGGGUCCAGGACUUGAGUCUGCUGCUGCAGUAAUCAAAGAUCCAUAUUUGCCCCCUGGAACACCCAAGAGCUUGGAAGUUUCAGAUAUCAAAAAGGAUUCAAUGGUACUCACCUGGGAGGCUCCUUCUGAAGAUGGAGGAAGUCCUAUUACUGGCUACAUAAUUGAGAGACAUGACAAAGAGGGCGUAAGAUGGAUCAGAAGCAAUAGGCAAGCAGUUACUGACUUGACUUUCAAGGUCACUGGCCUCCUGGACAGCCAUAUCUACGAAUUCAGAGUUGCAGCUGAGAAUGCUGUCGGUGUUGGUGAGCCAAGCUCCCCAACUGUAUUCUACAAAGCUCUUGAUCCCAUCUUCAGGCCUGGCCCACCACACAAUCCUAGAGUUACUGACACAACUAAAACAUCUGUAUUCCUGUCAUGGGGCAAACCUGUCUGUGAUGGAGGCUGUGAGAUUCAGGGAUACAUUGUUGAGUGUUGCACUACCACAGAACCAGCAGCGCCAGCUGAAGCCCCUGCUGAGGCCCCUGCUGAAGCCCCUGCUGAAGCAGCUGCCACAGAUGCACCUGCUGAAGAAUGGAUCAUGUGCACGCCACCAACAGGGAUCAAAAAGACCAAGUUUGAAGUUCCAAACUUGAAGGAAAACCAGGCAUACAAGUUUAGAGUAUGUGCUGUGAACAAAGUGGGAGUUGGAGAGCAUGCUGAUGUCUCUGGAGCUGUUGUUGCCCAGGACAAGGCAGAAGAGCCAGACCUUGACAUUGAUCCAGAAUUGAGAAAGAUUGUAACCAUUAAAGCUGGAGCAUCCCUUAGACUCUUUAUUCCCAUCAAAGGAAAGCCUAGUCCUACCAUCAAGUGGGACAAAGAUGAGGCUGCACUUAAAGAGACUGCUCAGGUUGAAGUGACCAGUAGUUACACAUCCCUUGUAAUUGACAAGAUGGGCAGGAAUGACAGUGGAAAAUACACUGUCACUGCAGAGAAUUCUAGUGGAACCAAAUCUGCAUUUGUUGUUGUCCGUGUCCUUGACACACCUAGUGCUCCUGUUAACCUCAAAGUCAAAGAAAUUACAAACCAAUCAGUGACACUGGCAUGGGAACCACCUCUGUUGGAUGGAGCGUCCAAGAUCAAGAACUACGUUGUUGAAAAGAGAGAAAGCACACGCAAAACAUAUGCAGCUGUUGUAACAAAUUGUCAUGCUCUUUCAUGGAAGAUUGAACCACUCCAGGAAGGCUGCAGUUACUACUUCCGGGUGCUUGCUGAGAAUGCACAUGGUGUUGGCAUGCCUGCAGCAACUGUUGACCCUCUGAAGGUCUCAGAGGUACCCCAGUCUCCAAAGAACCUGACUGUUACAGACCAAACUAAAACAAGCAUCUCUUUGGCUUGGGAGAGGCCUGAGUAUGAUGGUGGUAGCAGAGUCAUGCAGUACCUGCUGGAGGUGCAGCUCAAGGGUCAGGAUAAGUGGUCUGGUGUUAACACAUUUAAGACAAUGGAGGCUACUGUUUCCAAUUUGAACCCAGGAGAAGAGUAUCUGUUUAGAGUUACAGCAAUCAAUGAUAAGGGAAAGAGUGACCCCAAAGUCCUUUCUGGUCCAGUGAUGACCAAGGACUUAGUCUUUGAGCCAGAUGUUCGACCAGCAUUCAGCAACUACAGUGUCCAUGUGGGUAAGGACCUGAAUAUUCACAUUCCCAUCUUUGGACGUCCUAAACCAACAGUUUCAUGGACUAAAGAUGGAGCUUCUCUGAAGUUCACUACCAGAGUUAACAUCCUCAACACACCAACACAGACAACACUGAGCAUUAAGGAGGCAGCAGGUGAUGAUGGUGGUAUGUACAGUAUACACGUUGCUAACUCAGCUGGAAAGAAAGAUACAACUGUUGAAAUCAUUGUACUUGACAAGCCUGGCCCUCCAUCCGGCCCUGUGAGGUUUGAUGAAAUCACAACACAGAGUAUCACUAUUUCAUGGGACCCACCAAAACACAAUGGUGGCUGCCAGAUUUCAAACUACAUUGUGCAGAAGAGAGAUACUACUUCAACAACAUGGGAAAAUGUCAGUAUCAACUGUGCCAGAACCACAAUCAAAGUGCCAAGACUGAAGACUGGAGCUGAGUACCAGUUCAAGAUCAUUGCUCAGAACCGCUAUGGCAAGAGUCAUGGUCUGGAUUCAUCUGCCGUGGUCGCUCAAUACCCAUACAGAGAGCCAGGCCCACCAGGCACGCCUUUCAUCCCCUCUCUCUCUAGGGACCACCAGAUUGUUGAGUGGCACGAGCCUGUCUCUGAUGGAGGCAGCACUGUUCUUGGCUACCAUCUUGAAAGGAAAGAGAGGAAUAGUAUUCUCUGGGUCAAAAUCAACAAAACACUUAUUCACGAAACUACUUUCAAGAGUUACCCCUUGGAUGAGGGUAUUGAGUAUGAAUACAGGGUUUACGCUGAAAAUAUUGUUGGCAUUGGCAGAUGCAGUAAGAUCUCAGAGGGCUGUGUUGCCCGUGACCCAUGUGAUUCUCCGGGUACACCAGAGGCCAUACAUGUGACCAAAGAUACCAUUGUCAUUCAGUGGACUAAACCAGAAUAUGAUGGCGGCAGUAAUAUAACUGGCUAUACUGUGGAGAAGCGUGAUCUGCCAGAGGGCAGGUGGGUAAGGGCAAACUUCACUAAUGUGAUUGAGACCCAGUUCACGGUCACUGGUCUGACUGAAAAUGCACAGUAUGACUUUAGAGUCAUUGCUAAAAAUGCUGUUGGCACCAUCAGUAAGCCAUCCUACAACAGUGGACCAAUCACUGCAAGUGAUGAGGUGGAGGCACCCAAAUUCUCCAUUGACCCUGCAUUCACCAAGACCAUUAUCAUCAAUGCUGGAGAGACAUUCAAGCUAGAUGCCGAUGUCCGUGGCAAGCCACUGCCUACAAUCACGUGGUUCAAGGAUGAAAAACCAAUCGAGAAUACACUCAGACUAGAGAUUAAAAACUCAGAACACCAGGCAAUGAUUGUCAUUAAGGACUCCGUUAGAAUUGAUGGUGGAAUUUACACACUCCAGCUGACAAAUGAGGCUGGCAGUGAAACUGUUCCAUUCAAAGUUGUGGUCUUGGACAGGCCCAGCCAAUGUGAAGGACCCCUCCACAUCACUGGAGUAGCUGAAGAUAGAUGCAUACUGGUAUGGCGUGCCCCUCUACAUGAUGGAGGCAGUCCUAUUAAGCACUAUGUGAUUGAGAGAAGAGAGACCAGCCGUCUUGCUUGGACUGUUGUUUCUAACAGCUGUGACACCACACGUUACAAAGUCACCAAAUUACUGGAAGGCAAUGAGUAUAUGUUCCGUGUCAUGGCAGUUAACAGUUACGGUAUCAGUGAGCCACUGGAGUCUCACGGAGUUAUCAUGAAGACUCCAUUUGUUCCUCCUGGUCCACCUCAUAUUGAUGAUGUAUCCAACAUUGCUCAUGAUGGCAUGACAAUCACUUGGUCAGCCCCUGAGAGUGAUGGUGGCAGUGAGAUUACCAAUUACAGCAUUGAAAAGAAGGACAGAAAUGGAAUCAAAUGGACCAGAUGCAACAGACAGAAAGUCACUGACCUCUCCUUUAGAGUUACAGGCCUAACAACUGACCAUGAAUAUGAGUUCAGAGUGGCUGCUGAGAACGUAGUUGGAGUGGGAGAGCCAAGCCUUCCAAGUUCAUUCUACAAGGCCUGUGAUCCCAAGUACAAACCUGGUGCCCCAGCAUAUGUGAAUGUGAUUGACUCCACAAAAGGUUCUAUUACAGUGUCAUGGGGUAAGCCUCUGUCAGAUGGUGGCACUGCCAUUCAAGGAUACAUUGUUGAAAUCUGCAAGGCUGAAGAGGAGGAAUGGACCAUGGUUACUCCCCCCACUGGACUGCGUGUCAACAAAUAUGAAAUUACCAAACUUUCUGAGGGUACGGAGUAUAAGAUCCAGGUGUGUGCUCUGAACAAACUAGGAGUUGGUGAACCAGCAACUCUCUCUGGUACAGCUAAGCCUGAGGAAAGGGUGGAUCCACCACAGAUCCACCUUGACUCUGAGUUGAGAAAGGGCAUCAUUGUGAAAGCUGGUGGAUCUGUUAGAAUCCAUAUUCCAUUCAAGGGUAGGCCAACACCUGAGAUUAAGUGGACUAAGGAUGAGGGAGAUCUGACUGAAAAGGUGGUGGUUGAAAAAGCUCUCAACUUCACUCAGCUGUCCAUUGACUCAUGUGACAGGAGUGACUCAGGAAAAUAUACCCUAAGCCUGACAAACAGCAGUGGCUCUGUGUCUGAGUUUGUUGCUGUUAAAAUUCUGGAUACACCUGCAUCCCCACAGAACCUCGUGGUUAAAGAAGUCAAAAAGGAUUCUGUCACUCUUGUAUGGGAUGCCCCACUAAUUGAUGGAGGUUCCAAAAUCAAGAACUAUGUCAUUGACAAACGUGAAUCAACCAGAAAGGCUUAUGCAAAUGUGUCCACAAAAUGCACCAAGACAACAUUCAAAGUUGAGAACUUGAUUGAAGGUGCUAUGUACUACUUCAGAGUCAUGGCUGAGAAUGACUAUGGAAUAGGCCAGGCUGUUGAAACAAAGACAGCUUCAAAGGCUUCUGAGGUACCACUCCCUGUUGGAAAAGUCUCCCUCACUGAUGUCACCAAAGCCAGUGCCUCACUGGCCUGGGAAAAACCUCAGCAUGAUGGAGGCAGUAGAAUUGGUGGUUACCUAAUAGAGAUGCAGCCAAAGGGUACAGAUAAGUGGGGAGUUGCAACAAAUACAAAGACAUGUGAGGGCACUGUCACAGGCCUCACAGCUGGGACAGAAUACCUAUUCCGUAUUAUUGCUUACAAUGAGAAGGGCAAGAGUGAACCUAAGGCACUUGCUGCACCUGUCGUUGCCAGUGACAUGACCAUAGAGCCAAGUAUUAAGAUGCAAUUUAACACGUACAGUGUAUUAGCUGGAAAAGAUCUCAAGUUGGAGUUCCCUGUGCUUGGCAGGCCCAAACCUAAAGUCACUUGGACCAAGGAUGGUCAGUCUUUUAAGGUGACAUCCAGAGUCAAUGUUGUAAACACUCCGUCAACAACUGGAAUUCUAAUUACUGAGGCAUGCAAGGAAGAUUUGGGUAAAUAUUCCGUAACAGCAACCAAUACUGCCGGCACAAUUACAGAGGACGUGGCUGUCAUUAUCCUUGACAAGCCUGGUCCAUCAACAGGCCCAAUCAAGGUUGUUGAAGUGAGCAACACAUUUGUCCAUCUCUCCUGGGAGCCUCCAGAGUACACAGGUGGAUGCCAGAUAAAGAACUAUAUCGUGGAAAAGAGAGACACCACCACCCAAACAUGGCAGUCAGUCACCACACAGCUUGCUAGAACAGCUUUCAAGGUCACUAAGCUGAAGACUGGUGCUGAAUACCAGUUCAGAAUCAUAGCUGAAAACAGGUAUGGAAAGGGUGUGCCUCUGGACUCCAAGGCCAUUGUUGUGCAAUAUCCAUACAAACCACCAGGGCCUCCAGGAACUCCAUAUGUAAAAUAUGCUACAAAGGAAAUGAUGAUCAUUGAAUGGAAUGAGCCAGUCAAUGAUGGUGGAAGUACAGUUAUUGGUUACCAUCUGGAAAGCAAGGAGAGAAGCAGCAUCAUGUGGAACAAACUGAACAAGACUCUCAUUACUGAUACUCAAUUCAAGAUUGCCAAUCUUGAGGAGGGUAUUGGAUAUGAAUUCCGAGUCUAUGCUGAAAAUAUUGUCGGCAUUGGCAGAUGCAGUAAAGUGUCUGAGUCCUUUGUUGCUCGUGAUCCAUGUGACCCUCCUGGUACUCCUGAAGCUGUAUCUAUUUCUAAGAACCUUAUCAAGAUUCAGUGGACAAAACCUCAGUAUGACGGUGGCAGCAAAGUGAAUGGAUAUAUUGUGGAAAGGAAAGAUCUUUCCUCCCCUGAAGGGCGCUGGGUAAGAGCUAACUUCACUAAUAUAAUUGAAACUGAGUAUAAUGUAACUGGUCUGACAGAGAAUGAGCAAUAUGAAUUCAGAGUUAUUGCGAGAAACGCAGCUGGAGUUUUCAGUGGGCCAUCUGACAGCUCUGGACCUAUAACUGCUACUGAUGAAAUUGAACCACCGAGGGCCUCAAUGGAUCCCAAAUACAAGGAUGUCAUUGUUGUCAAUGCUGGGGAAAGCUUACUUCUCUAUGCAGACAUUUAUGGAAAACCAAUUCCUGAUGUUGUCUGGCUAAAAGAGGGCAAGGAAAUGGACAAAGCCCUGCGAAUUGAAGUGAAAACUACAGAGAAACGUGCAGCCAUAACCAUCAAGGAUGUAACCAAAGUUGACAGUGGCCACUAUGACCUUGUCCUAAAAAAUCUGGGUGGUACAAAAACCUUCCCUAUCACUGUCAAAGUCCUUGAUAAACCAGGUCCACCCACUGGACCCAUGAAGGUGACAGGGAUCAUGGCUGACAGGUGCAUCCUUUCCUGGUCUGAGCCAACUCUGGAUGGUGGAGCUAGUAUCACUCACUAUGUCUUACAGAAGAGAGAGACCAGCAGAUUGUCCUGGACUGUGGCUGCACCAAAUAUCAAGGGUCUGUUCUAUAAACUAAAAAAUCUGCUCCCUGGAAAUGAAUACAUUUUCAGAGUCAGGGCAGUCAGCAAAUAUGGUGUUGGUGAUUAUCUUGAGAGUGAACCCAUCAUUGCACGCAAUCCUUAUAAGCCCCCUAGUCCUCCUGGAACCCCAGAAGCAAGUCAGAUCACCAAGGACUCUAUGGUUCUUUCAUGGACUGCUCCAGAACAAACUGGUGGAGCAGACAUUGACAGCUACCACCUUGAAAAACGUGACAAAGAUAGUGUAAGGUGGACAAAAUGCAACAGACAGAAACUGACGGACACUCACUUCAAGGUCACAGGUCUGAUGACAGACCACUUCUAUGAGUUCCGUGUUUCUGCUGAGAAUGAGGCUGGAAUGGGAGACCUAAGUGAACUGUCCCUAUUCUAUAGAGCAUGUGAUACCACAACACCACCUGGACCUCCACACCAUCCUAAGGUGACAGACUACACAAAGUCCUCUGUGUCUCUGUCCUGGGGAAAACCUGACUUUGAUGGUGGUGCCUACAUCAAGGGCUACAUUGUUGAAAUGAGGGAGUAUACACCAGUGCCUGAAGUGACAGAGGAGUUAGAAGUAGCACCAACAGUAGAGGCACCAGUUGAAAAAGAAUGGACCAUGUGCACUCCACCUACUGGCAUUCAAGCCACUAAACUCACUAUCACAGACCUGAAAGAGGGUGGAGAGUACCAGUUCCGUGUCUGUGCUAUCAAUUCUGAGGGAGUGGGGGAGGCUGCUAAUGUUCACAGCACUGUGGUCACAUCUGACAGGGUAGAAACACCAGAGAUUGAGUUGGAUGCUGAGCUCAGAAAGGUGGUAUCUGUUCGUGCCGGUGGAACUUUGCGUCUGUUUGUUACCAUCAGAGGAAGGCCUGAACCUACUGUGAAAUGGGAGAAGGUAGACGGUACUCUCACAGAUAAUGCUGCAAUUGACACCACCAGUUCAUACACCAUGCUUGUUAUUGACAAUGUUAAUCGCUUUGACAGUGGCAAAUAUUCACUAACACUGGAGAAUAGUAGUGGUGCAAAAUCUGCUACUGUUGCAGUGAGAAUUUUGGAUACACCUAGUGCGCCACAAAACUUUGCUGUAAAGGAGCUCAAGAAGGAUUCAGUGACUCUUGGCUGGGAUACUCCACUCACUGAUGGUGGUUCUAAAAUAACAAACUACAUUGUAGAGAAGAGAGAGUCUGUCCGGAAGGCCUAUACUACUGUCACUAGCAACUGCACAGCCAACUCAUUCAAGAUUGAAGAGCUGCCUGAGGGUGGCAUUUUCUACUUCAGAGUUUGUGCUGUUAAUGAAUAUGGCCAAGGACAGAUGGUUGAAACCAAAGAAAUCAAAGUGUCUGACGUACCUCUGCCACCAAGCAAGGUAACACUUGUAGAUUUGACGAAGACCAGUGUGUCAUUGGCAUGGGAAAAACCUGCUCAUGAUGGUGGAAGCAAGAUAAUGUGCUACAAUGUAGAGUUUAAGCCUAAAAGUGGAGAUAAAUGGGGCACAGCAUGCACAGUCAAGGUGCCUGAAGCAACUAUUCCUAAUCUGACCCCUAACGAAGCCUAUUUAUUCAGAGUUGUUGCAAUCAACGAGAAGGGAAAGAGUGAGCCAAAGGAUCUUGGUUUGCCUGUGGUUGCAAAGGAUGUUUCAAUUGAACCAUCUACCAACUUACUGUUUACCACAUACAGUGUGAAGGCUGGAGAUGACCUCACUCUUGAGGUUCCAGUAAGAGGUAGGCCAAAACCUGUUGUAUCCUGGAAGAAGGAUGGCCUUCCUUUGAAGCAAACAUCAUCAGUCACCAUCUUAAACACUGCAACAUCAUCCAAAAUUAUGAUCAAAGAGGCUAGCAGAGAACAUGUUGGCAAGUAUGAGAUCACUCUGGCUAACGCAGGAGGAACUGUCACAGCAGAUAUUGGAGUUGUUGUCCUUGAUAAACCAGGUCCACCUAAAGGUAUCAAGGUGGAUGCUGUGACCUCAGACAGCAUCACACUGUCCUGGUCCCCACCAGAUUAUACUGGUGGUUGCUCCAUCAGUAACUAUAUUGUGGAGAAAAGAGACACAAACACACAGGAGUGGCAGAUGGCAGCAAGUAAUGUUGCCAGAACAUCUUUCAAGGCUGGCCGCCUAACACAUUGCUCAGAGUACCAAUUCCGCAUCUAUGCAGUCAACCGUUAUGGAAAGAGUACAUCUCUAGAUUCACCUGGAAUUACUGCUAAGUAUAACUUCAAACAACCUGGACCUCCUUCCACACCUAUUGUGAAGUUGGCUACAAAGUCUUACAUGUUGGUAACUUGGAAUGAGCCAGUCAGUGAUGGUGGUAGUCCUGUUUUGGGCUACCAUCUGGAGAGGAAGGAGCGUACUAGCAUUCUUUGGACAAAGAUGAACAGAGGAAUGAUCAAAGAUACAGAAUACAAAGUCAAUGGAAUUGAAGAGGGCAUGGUGUAUGAAUACCGUGUCUAUGCAGAAAAUAUUGCUGGUAUCGGUAAAUGUAGCAAGGCCUGUGAAGGCGUAGCAGCCAGAGAUCCAUGUGACCCUCCAGGCACACCUGUGGUUACUGCUAUUACCAGAACAUCUGUUUCCUUGUCUUGGGAUAAACCAGAGUAUGAUGGUGGAGCCAAGGUUUCUGGCUAUGUCGUUGAGCGCAGAGACCUCCCUGAAGGACGCUGGACAAGGUGCAACUUCACCAACGUGCCAGAGACCCACUAUGAUGUUACAGGUCUUACAGAAAACAGCCAGUAUGACUUCCGUGUCAUUGCUAAGAAUGCAGCUGGAUUGUUCAGUCAUCCAUCUUGGAACACUGGCCCCAUCACUGUCAAGGAUGAUGUGGAUCCACCACGUAUCAUGAUGGAUGUCAAGUUCAGAGAAACAGUGUUUGUGAAAGCGGGAGAAACUUUGAAAAUAAAUGCUGACUUUGCUGGACGUCCUGCCCCUGUUAUUUCCUGGACCAAGGAUGGGAAAGAUAUUGAGCUGAGAGCCAGAAUCCAGAUCGUUUCAACAGACACCAGCACUUCUGUUAUUGUGAAGGAUUGUAUCAGAAGAGAUUCUGGACAGUAUGCACUGACUCUACAGAAUAUUGGCGGAACAGUUACCAUGCCAAUAAACUGUGUGAUUUUAGAUAAGCCAGGACCUUCAGCAGGACCUCUGCAGAUCACAGGUCUCACAGCUGAGGCGUGCACUCUGUCAUGGGGUCCUCCUCAGGAGAUCGGUGGUGCUGAGAUCACACAUUACGUUGUUGAGAAGCGUGAGACCAGCCGCUUGGCAUGGACAUUGGUGAAGGGAGACAUCACAAAAACACACUUCAAAGUCACAGGAUUGCUAAAGGGCAAUGAAUAUAUCUUCAGGGUUUUGGCGGUCAACAAGCAUGGACUUGGUGAGGCUCUGGAGAGUGAUGCUGUAAAGAUUACAGAUCCAUACACUUUUGCCACUGCUCCAGCUAGUGUUGAUGUCACUACCAUAACUGGAGAUUCAAUGACCCUUACCUGGUGCAAACCAGCCAGUGAUGGAGGCAGCCCCAUCACUGGAUAUGUGAUUGAGCGCCGUGAGAAGACAGGUAUGCGCUGGGUCCGUGUGAACAGAGAUCCAGUUGUGGAAUGCACCGCAGUAGCAACCAAACUGCGUAAGGGUUGUGAGUAUGACUUCAGAGUCUAUGCUGAAAACUCUGCUGGUCUAAGUCCUCCAAGUGAACCAUCUGCAUCAUUCAGAACAGCAGAUCCUCUGGUUGUUGCUUCUCGCCCAACCAAACCAAAGAUUGUCAGUUCAACGAAAGACAGUGUGUCCAUUGUCUGGAAACCACCAACAAAUGAUGGUGGUGCCCCCAUCCUUGGAUACAGUGUAGAAUACAGAGACUAUAUCCAUAAACCAGAGCCAGAGGUUGAGGGAGAUGAGGAUGAAUAUGAAUAUGAGGAGGAGGAAGAAGAGGAACCUGAAUCACCCGAAGAGCUAGCAAGAUGGGUUGAGGCUAUCCCUCUUACCAAGAGCUUGGAGUUUACAGUCACUGGACUAAAGACAGAUGCAGAAUAUGAAUUCUGUGUCAAGGCAAUAAACAAAAUUGGCAGCAGUGCACGUAGCCCAUAUUCAGAUGGAGCUGCAGCAAUGGACAGAACUUCAGAGCCAUCAUUUGAUGUUGACAUUGAGAUGCGUAAAGUACAAAGUGUUAAGCAUGGCACAGCAUUUACUCUCAAUGUACCAUUCAAGGGCAAACCUGCGCCAUCAGUGGUAUGGGCCAAGGAGGGUGUUGAUCUCAAUGUCAGAGGAACUAUUGAAUCAACAGAAUCCAGCACUUCAUUGACAAUUGAGAAGGCAACUAGAAAUGACUCUGGGGAAUACUCUGUCACAAUUGAAUCACCAUUGGGAAAAGCAACAUUGCCCAUGGUUGUCAAGGUGCUUGACUCUCCUGGACCCCCUGUCAAUGUUAAAGUUUCAGCAGUGACCAGGGAUUCUGCAACCCUCACUUGGGAAGCUCCAGAGAAUGAUGGUGGUGAUGCAGUGAAGGCCUACCAUGUUGAAAAACGUGAGGCCAGUAAGAAGGCCUGGGUGUCUGUGACCAGCAACUGCCAUGCAAUGACUUACAAGGUGGAAGACUUGCAGGAGGGAGCCAUGUAUUACUUCAGAAUUAUUGGAGAAAAUGAACAUGGAGUGGGUGUCCCUCAAGAAGCCAAGGCUGGAACAAAGAUUACAGAGGUACCAAGUCCACCCAUGAAACUUGGAGUUGCAAAUGUUACCAAGGACAGUAUUACAAUUGCCUGGACAAGACCAGAAUACGAUGGAGGUAGCAGAGUCACUGGUUACCUUAUUGAUGCCCUGGAGAAGGGACAGACAAAGUGGGUGAAGUGUGCCACCGUGAAGACCAUGACCCACACCAUCAAGAGCCUGAGGGAGUGUGCUGAGUACUUCUUCAGAGUCCGUGCUGAGAACCAUGCCGGACUCAGUGAACCAAAGGAGAUGAUCGUACCAGUUAUUGUCAAGGAAAUACAUGUGGCUCCAGAGUUUGACCUGAAGAAUUACCCCAAGAAUAAAGUUUAUGUAAGAGCAGGAUCCAACCUAACCUUUGAGAUUCCUCUCACUGGCAGGCCUAUGCCUAAGGUGACUAUGUCCAAGAACAAUGUUGUCAUCAAGGGAUCCAAGAGGCUGCUAACAGAAGUUACUCCAGACAGUUUAAUCAUCACCCUAAAUGAAAGUAUUUCAAGUGACGCUGGCAAGUAUGAAGUCACUGCCUCAAAUGUGGGAGGUACCACCAAGAUCUUCAUUAUUUUUGUUGUGCUGGACAGACCAGGACAUCCUGUUGGUCCAGUAGAGAUUGGGGAGGUGGGAGAGACCACAGUAUGUCUGAAAUGGGCUCCUCCUGAGUAUGACGGUGGCAGUCCCGUUACCAACUACAUUGUUCUGAAACGUGAAACCAGCACUCCUUCCUGGGCAGAGGUGUCAACUAGCAUUGCCAGAAGCGCGAUCAAGGUGACAAAGCUGACCAAGGGAGAGGAGUAUCAGUUCAGAAUCAAGGCUGAGAAUCGCUACGGUGUCAGCGACCACAUUGACAGCAAGCCAGUCAUGAUAAAGCUUCCAUACACCAUCCCUGGACCUCCAUCCACACCAUGGUUCGGCUUUGUAUCUAGAGAAAGCCUGACAGUUUGCUGGAAUGAACCGGUCAAUGAUGGUGGAAACCCUGUUAUUGGAUACCAUCUCCAAAUGAAGGAGAGAAGCAGCAUCCUCUGGCAGAAGGUCAAUAAGACAGCAAUUGCAGGAAACCAGUGGCGAGUCACAAACAUCUGCCCUGGCCUCAUCUAUGAAUUCAAGGUGGCAGCUGAAAAUGCAGCCGGCAUUGGAAAGAUGAGCAAGACCUCUGAAGAGGUGCUUGCUAUUGAUGCCUGCGAGCCCCCAGCAAAUGUCCGUAUCACUGAAGUCACCAAGAACUCAGUCAGCCUGGCCUGGCAGAGACCUCCAUAUGAUGGUGGCAGCAAGAUAACUGGCUACAGUGUGGAGAGGAGGGACGCUCCCAAUGGCAGAUGGGUGAAGGCCAACUUCACAAACAUCAUUGAGCUGGGCUUCACUGUGUCUGGACUGAACCAGGAUGAGUCUUAUGAGUUCAGAGUGUAUGCCAAGAAUGCUGUUGGGUCUGUCAGCAACCCAUCUCUCAAUGCUGGCCCAGUCACUUGUGUUGAUGCAUGUGGUGCCCCAGCCAUUGACCUUCCUCCAGAGUAUCUGGAUGUGGUUCAGUUCAAGGCUGGAGCUUCAGUUAAGCUUAAAGUUGGAAUCAUCGCCAAGCCUCUGCCAACUAUUGAGUGGCUCAAGGAUGGAAAAGAGCUGGUAGCAACCUCUUGCAUGUCUGUUGAAAGCACAACUGACUCUUCUGCUGUUCUGAUCAAGGAUGCAGCUCGCAUUCACACAGGCUCAUAUGAGGUCAAGAUCAAGAAUGUUCUGGGUUCUGCAUCUGCAACCAUCAGGAUUGAAAUUCUUGACAAACCUGGACCCCCAGCCGGCCUCAUUAACUUCAACUCCGUUACAGCAGACAGGAUCGUCUUUAGCUGGGAACCUGUGCCCGAGUCUGACCAGGGAGGUUCCAAGGUGACCCACUACAUUGUUGAGAGACGAGAAACCAGCCGAGUGGUAUGGUCGACAGUUUCAGACAGGCAUGAGAAGACACAUGUCACCGUCAGCAAGCUGUUGCGUGGAAACGAGUAUGUGUUCCGUGUAAUGGCUGUUAAUAAGUACGGAGCUGGAGAGCCACUGGAGUCUGAGCCUGUCAUCGCUAAGAACGCCUUUGUAACUCCUGGGCAACCUCAGACUCCUGAGGUGAAUAUCAUCACUAAGUCCACCAUGGUUGUAGAAUGGGACAAACCCGGUGUAGAUGGAGGUAGCACAGUGACAGGCUACUACCUGGAGAGACGAGACAAGAAGAGCUCGCGUUGGAUCAGGGUUUACAAAGAUCCUGUAACUGACGUCAAACAGACCGUCUACCAUCUGACAGAAGGAAAUGAGUACCAAUAUCGCGUCUGUGCCAUUAACAAGGCUGGAGAGGGACCGUUCUCUGGUGCAUCAGACUACUACAAGGCUGCUGAUCCAGUUGAUCCACCAGAUGAGCCUUGCAAGCUGAAGGUGGUGGACUCCACCAAGACAUCCAUCACCUUGGGCUGGUCCAAGCCAGAAUGGGAUGGAGGCAGUGAGGUCACCAGCUACAUGGUGGAGAAGCUUGUUGAAGGAGAGGAAGAAUGGGCUAUGAUUACCUCCAAGGGAGAGGUCAAGACAACAGAGUACACAGUUCACGACUUAAAACCAGAUGUCAAUUACUUCUUCAGAGUCUCUGCUGUCAACUGUGCUGGCCGUGGAGAACCUCUGGAGAUGACUGAGCCUGUGCAGGCUAAGGAUAUCCUUGAGGAGGCCCAGAUUGACUCAGAUGUAGCCAUGAGAACUCACUACAUUGUGAAGGCUGGCAAAGAUGUGGAGCUGUCAGUUCCUCUGAAGGGCAGACCUGCUCCCACUGCUUCCUGGAGCAAGGGAGAAGAAUGCAUUGAUUGUGACCCCAAAUAUGAGUUCCACCACUCAGACACUACCACAGUCCUUGUUAUGCGCGAGGUCACCAGACUUGACACUGGAAAGUACACAGUAAAGAUAGAGAAUGGUGUGGGAGAGCCCAAGACCGUGACCUUGUCAGUGAAGGUCCAGGAUAGUCCAGCUCAGUGCGGGAAUCUGGUCCUGAAGGACGUGACCCGUGGAAAGGUUACUCUCUGCUGGGAGCCUCCACUCAAUGACGGUGGUGCUGAGAUAACAAACUACAUUGUUGAGAAGAGGGACUCCUCCAAGAGAUCCUACUCUGCAGUGACAAGCAAAUGCACAGAAACAACAUACACCAUUGAAGAUCUCUCUGAGAAGACAUCCUUCUUCUUCCGUGUGUUAGCCGAGAAUGAGAAUGGUGCUGGUGAUCCAUGUGAAACACGUGAGCCUGUGAAGGCUACAGAGACUCCCGGACCAGUCAAGGAGAUCUCUAUGAAGGAUUCAUCCAAGACUUCCGUCACUCUGCAGUGGCUGAAGCCUAGUUAUGAUGGUGGCAGCAUCAUCUCUGACUACGUAAUUGAGAAGAAACUGAAGGAUGAGGAAUGGUCAUUGGGAGGAACCAGCAGACAGUGUGAGUUUGAGGUCAAGAAACUCAAGGAGCACUCAGAAGUGUUCUUUAGAGUUGCCGCCAGAAAUGAGAAGGGGCAGGGUGACUUUGUAGAGAUUGGGCCUAUCAAGGUCAUUGACUACAUUAUAACACCUGAGGCAAGCCUUGCAGAGUACCCAGGUGGCAGAUUAAAUGUCCGCCUGGGUCACAAUGUGCACAUUGAGCUGCCAUACAAAGGCAAACCCAAACCUUCUAUUCUGUGGCUGAAGGACAACCUGCCACUGAAGGAGAGUGACCAAGUCCGCUUCAAGAAGACAGAAAACAAAGCCACUCUAAUGAUUAAGAAUGUGAAGAAGGAGAAUGAGGGUAAAUACACCCUGACCCUUGACAAUAAGGUCAACAGGAGAUCCUUCCACAUCCAUGUCAUCACACUUGGACCACCAUCAAAACCUGUUGGACCCAUCCGCCUGGAUGAAGUGAGAGCUGAGAGCAUCAGAAUCUCCUGGGAUGAACCUAACGAUGAUGGUGGUGGAGACAUCAGCUGCUACUCUGUGGAAAAGCGUGACACCUCCCAGUCUGACUGGAAGAUGGCCUGCUCCAGUGUACAGGAUACUGAGUUCAAGGUCCUCAACCUGAUCAAGAAUGUGCAGUACCAGUUCAGAGUGUGUGCUGAGAACAGAUAUGGUGUCAGUGAGCCUCUGGUCUCACAGAUGGUCAUUGCCAAGCACCAGUUCAGGCCACCAGGCCCACCAGGCAAGCCUUUUGUUUACAAUGUCACCAAUGAUGGAAUGACCAUCCAGUGGGAACAACCCAUCUAUGAUGGUGGUACCCCCAUCCAGGGCUUCCAUGUGGAGAAGAAAGAAAAGAACAGCAUCAUGUGGCAAAAGGUGAACACUAUGUUGAUCAAAGAAACAGAAUACAGGAUCUUGGGACUCAUUGAAGGCCUGGAGUACUCCUUCAGGGUCUAUGCCCAGAAUGAUUCUGGCUUCAGCCGAAUUAGUGAUGAGAGCAAGCCAACCAUGGCUGUCAGUCCUGUUGAUCCUCCUGGCCAACCCGACUACACUGAUGUGACUAGCGACUCAGUGACACUGAAAUGGGAUGCACCCAAACGUGAUGGUGGUAGCAAGAUUACCGGCUACAAUGUGGAGAAACGCCAAGGACAUGGCCGCUGGUUCAAAGCCAAUUUGACUGAUGUUCAUGACUGCAUGUACACUGUCACUGGACUGGCAACAAAUGAACGCUACGAGUUCAGAGUGAUUGCCAGAAAUGCCAUCGGUGUCACCAGUCCUCCCUCCAAUUCUUCUGGCUUGAUUGUAGUCAGAAGUGAGAAUGCUUGUCCAAAUAUUGAGUUUGGCCCAGAAUACUUUGAGGGUUUAACAGUCAAGGCUGGAGACAACAUACGGCUGAAGGUGACCAUCACUGGACGCCCUGUUCCCAAGGUCGUGUGGCACAGAGAUGGUGUGGAGAUUACCAAAAAGAUGUUGGAUAUUAUCAACGUAGCUGGAUCCAGCACCCUGUUUGUCAGGGAUGCUGAUCGCACACACAGUGGCCUCUACACUGUGGAGGCUACCAAUGGAUCUGGAAGCAGAAAGGAGAACAUCCUUGUUCAAGUGCAAGACACACCUGGAGAGCCAGUAGGACCCAUCACUUUCAGCGACAUCUCAGAAGGCAAGUGCACUCUGUCUUGGAACCCACCAGAGAACGAUGGCUGCUCUGAGAUUUCACAUUUCAUCAUUGAGAAGCGCGAGACCUCCAAGAUCUCCUGGGCCUUGGUGUCAGAUGAAUGUACGGAGUGUACUUUCAAUGCAACCAAGCUCAUCAAGACCAAUGAGUACCAGUUCAGGGUCUCUGCUGUUAACAAGUUUGGAGUUGGCAGACCUUUAGAAUCCAGCCCCAUCAUUGCCCAGAUGCAAUACACUACUCCUGAGGCUCCAGGCACUCCUGACGCUACUGAAGUGACAGGAGAGAGCAUCACCCUGUCCUGGACUCCUCCAACAUCUGACGGCGGAAACCCAAUUCAGUAUUACAUCCUGGAAAAACGCGAAAAGAAGACUCUGCGGUUCUACAAGGUGAUAACCAAGAAGCCUAUUGUUGAAUGCGCUCACAAAGUGCUCCACCUGACAGAAGAUAUGGAAUACGAAUUCCGUGUGAUGGCUGUGAAUGAUGCUGGUGUUGGAGCUCCUAGCAACAUCUCUAUUCCUAUCAAAGCUGCCGAGCCAAAGGAUAUUCCUUGUGCUCCAUCUGUGAUCUGUGUGUCAGACUCCACCAACAACUCCAUUAGCCUGGAAUGGACCAGGCCUGCAGAUGACGGAGGCAUGGAGAUCCUGGGCUACAUUAUUGAGAUGGUAAAGGGAGAAGAGACAGAAUGGAAGAGAAUGAAUGAGCAGCUGGUGGAAGAAACAAAUUACAUGGUAACAGGUCUACAGACAGGAGCUGAGUACAAGUUCCGUGUUGCAGCUGUCAAUCACGUGGGUAGAGGUGAGGAAAAGGAGACUCCAGAGCCUACUGAGGCUGUAGACAGGCUAACACCACCACUGGUGGAUAUUGACGCCACCUUCAAGCAGACACACAUCGUCAAGGCUGGAGGUUCAGUGUGUCUGGGCAUCUGCUUCAGAGGAAAGCCGAUCCCGACUGCCACCUGGGUGAAGGAAGAAGGACAGCUGGGUGUCAUGUCAGAGAUCACAACUACAGAUGGCUACAGCUCUCUAAGCAUUGAAAACUGCUCAAGAAACGAUUCAGGCAAAUACACUGUUAAUCUGGAGAACAGUAGUGGCAGCAAGGCCAUUACAUUCACUGUAAAGGUGAUGGACACUCCUGGACCUCCUCAGGCUGUUGUCUUCAAGGAGGUGUCCAGAGGCACAGUCACACUUGCCUGGGAAACUCCUCUAAAUGACGGUGGAGCCCGGAUCCAUCAUUACAUUGUUGAGAGACGUGAGGCUAGCCGCCGCACUUGGCAGCAGUCUGGUGGCAACUGCACCCAGCAUGUCCUAAAGAUCCAGGACCUGCUGGAAGGAGUGCCAUACUUCUUCAGAGUCUCAGCCGAGAACCAUCACGGUAUUGGUGAGGCGUUUGAGCUGACUGAGCCUGUCAUUGCCACUGCAGAGCCAGCAUCUCCAAAGAGAAUGGACAUCCUGGACACCACAGACAACUCUGUGCUACUGGGCUGGCUGAAACCAGAGCAUGAUGGCGGUAGCCGCAUCCAGUGUUAUGUCCUUGAGGCUAAGCCGAAGGGUACAGACAAAUGGUUUGUGGUUGGAAACACCACCAAUCUCACCUAUAUGGUUGAAAAGCUCAACAAAGGUGAUGAGUAUGACUUCCGUGUAAAGGCUAAGAAUGAAUCCGGUUACAGCAAGCCCAGGGAAACUCUGGUUGCUGCGUUAGUUAAAGAGCCUCACAUUGAACCUGCUGCUGACCUCAGCGAGAUCCCCAACCAGCUAAUCACAAGCAAGUCAGGCAGUACCUUCACUAUCGACGUUCCUUUUAGUGGUAGACCUGCUCCUAAGGUCACUUGGAAGCUGGAGGAGAUGAGGUUGAAGAACACAGACAGAGUCACUAUCAAAGUAACUAAGAACAGAACCAGUAUCUCAGUUAAGGAGGCCAUGAGAGGAGAUGGUGGUAAAUACUAUCUGACCCUGGAGAACGUGGCAGGAACCAGGACCUUUGCUAUUGAUGUCAAUGUCACAGGUAGACCUAGUCCUCCAACCGGACCCAUCGAAGUCUCAUCCAUCACCUCUGAGUCCUGCGUCAUUGACUGGCAACCACCAGAGGAUGACGGUGGCACGGACAUCACCAACUAUAUUGUGGAGAAGCGUGAGUCUGGCUCCACUGCCUGGCAGCUGAUCAACUCCAGCGUAAAGCGCACAUCUCUCAACGUCAGUCAUCUGACCAAGUACAUGCAGUACACAUUCAGAGUCUCUGCAGAGAAUAGAUUUGGUGUCAGCAAGCACACUGAGUCUGAGACGAUUGUUGCAGAGCAUCCUUUCACACCUCCUGGCCCACCAACAAGGCCUACAGUCUUCAAUGUCUCUGCUAACACAAUGACCCUGAAAUGGGAAGAGCCCUACCAUGAUGGUGGAAGCAAGGUGACUGGCUACUGGAUUGAGAAGAAGGAGAGGAACAACAUCCUGUGGGUGAGAGAGAACAAGAUCCCCUGCUUUGAGUGCUACAACAAGGUGGAGGGUCUGGUUGAAGGCCUGGAAUACCAGUUCAGGGUUUAUGCCAUGAACAGUGCUGGACUGAGCAAAGCCAGUGAGGCCUCCAAGGGAGCAGUUGCUCAAAACCCAGUUGAUCCACCAAGUAAGCCAGAAGUCACAAAUGUCACAAGAACCACAGUGUCCCUCAAAUGGUCAUCUCCACUGAACGACGGUGGCAGUCCCAUUGUGGGCUACAUUAUUGAGCGUAAGCCGUACACUCUGACCGGUGAGGGCCGCUGGCUCAAGUGCAACUACACCAAUGUGACAGACACUUUCUACACUGUUACCGCCUUGGGAGAGGGAGAGCCCUAUGAGUUCAGAGUCAUCGCCAAGAAUGCUAACCAGGUCUUCAGCAAGCCCUCAGAGUCUACCGGCUCUGUGCAGUGCAAGACCGACUUUGAGCCUCCAAAGGCACAGCUGGAUAGUAAACUGUUGUCCGAAACUGUGAUGGUCAGAGCUGGUUCAGAUCUGGUUCUGGAUGCUGCAGUGGGAGGCAGGCCUGACCCCAAGGCUUCCUGGUCCAAGGGCAACAGGGAGCUGGAGUUGUGUGAAAAGUACCACCUGCAGUACACCCCCACCAGGGCCAUGGCUAUUAUAAAGUUCUGUGACAGAGAUGAUACAGGAAAGUACAUCCUGACAGUCAGGAAUGUAAGUGGAACCAAGACUGCUGAGGUCAACGUCAAAGUGCUUGAUACCCCCGGAGUAUGUGAAGGCGUCAUUGAGAUUAGCAAGAUCACAGAAGAGUCAUGCACACUGGGCUGGAAGCCUCCUCUUGAGGAUGGCGGUGAUGAGAUCUCCCACUACAUUGUAGAGAGGCGUGACACCAACAGACUAAACUGGGUCAUCAUGGACGCAGAGUGCAAGGAGCUGACCUGCAACAUCACUAGGCUGUUCAAGAAUACCGAGUACCUGUUCAGAGUCCGUGGAGUGAACAAGUACGGACCUGGAGUCUGCCUCCAGUCAGAGCCCAUGGUUGCCAGAAACACUUUCACGGUGCCAACUCCUCCUGGUGCUCCAGAGAUCCUGGUGUCAGGAAAGGACUUUGCCACUAUUGAGUGGCUGAAGCCAGAGAGCGAUGGCGGUAGCCCAUUGAUCCACUACCUGGUGGAGAGGCAUGAGAGAAAGAGUGCUCGCUGGGUGAAGGUGAACAGAGACGGAGCUCAUCUGGACACCACGCUGAAGGUGUGCGGUCUGACUGAAGGCAACAUCUACCAGUUCAGAGUGACGGCCAUCAACAAGGCCGGAGAGAGUGAAGCCAGUGAGGUUUCUCUGUAUGUUGUCUGCAGAGUGCCAACAUGCACCCCUGCUCCUCCUUCUAUCCCGCGUAUCACUGACACCCACGCUGACAGCAUCAGCCUGGCCUGGUCCCGCCCUGUGGAGGACGGAGGAGCUGAUGUGAUGGGCUACAUCCUGGAGAUGCAGGAAGCUGGAGCAGAGGAAUGGAAGAAGGCCCAUGAAAAGACCCUGCGUGGUACGGAAUAUAUUGUGACGGGACUUUCUGCAGGCAAGAAGUACUGCUUCAGAGUGGCUGGCAUCAACAUCAAUGGUACAGGAGACUUCAGUGAACCGUGUGCUGAGACUGAGCCAGUGGAGAGAAUUGAAACUCCCGACUUUGAGCUCCACGAUGACCUGAAGAAGACCAUUUGUUUACGUGCUGGUGGCUCACUCCGCCUGUUCGUAAAAAUCAGCGGUCGUCCCACUCCCGCCCUCUCUUGGAGUAAGCCAGGUGUUGACCUCCACAACAGAGGAUUCAUUGAAGUCAGCAACACAUCCACCACGCUCAUCAUCGAUAAGGUCCAUCGCUAUGAUGCUGGCAAAUACACACUGGUAGCUGAGAACUCUGCUGGGAAACAGGAAGUCAACAUUCUGGUCAAGGUCUAUGAUACUCCUGGACCAACUGGACCCAUAAAGAUCAAAGAGCUGACCAAGGAGUCUGUUACCAUCUCUUGGGAUGCCCCAACUGUGGAUGGAGGUGCUCCUGUCAACAACUACAUCAUUGAGAGGCGUGAGGCCUCCAUGAGAGCUUACAAGACCGUCACCUCUAAAUGCAGCAAGACAUCGUACAAGAUUGACGGCCUGAUGGAGGGUAUGCUGUACUACUUCCGGGUCCUCCCUGAGAACAUUUAUGGUAUUGGUGAGCCCUGCGAGACUCCCGACGUCAUCCUGGUCUGCGACGUACCUUUGCCGCCGCACAAGCUAGAAGUGAUCGAUGUCACCAAGAGCACUGUCAUCCUGGGCUGGGAGAAGCCAGAGCAUGAUGGUGGCAGCAGGCUGACGGGCUACGUCAUCGAAGCCUGCAGGUUCGGCACGGACAAGUGGAUGAAGGUGGCUACACUGAAGAUGACAGACUUCGAGCACACCAUCGAGAAGCUGAAUGAGAAGGAGCAGUACCUGUUCAGAAUCAAAGCAAUCAACAGUAGAGGAGCCAGCGAGCCCAAAGAGCUUGUAGCAGCCGUCACUGUACAGGAACAGAGAGUAAUGCCCGUGGUGGACUUCUCCAGUAUUCCUCAGAAGGUUGUCAACGUUCUGGCCGGCAAGACUCUGGAGCUUGACCUGCCCAUAGUCGGCAGGCCUCCUCCCGUCUGCUCCUGGUACUUCAGUGAUAACAAGCUGAAAAUCACAGACCGUGUCAAGAUCAAGAGCACUGGCAAAUUCUCCAAACUGACCAUCUCUGACACCACCAUCGACGACACUGGUGACUACACCCUGGAGGUGAAGAAUGUCGUUGGUGUUAUCAGUGAGAUCGUCAAGGUCGUCAUCCUCUCUAAACCUGAUGAACCAAAGGGACCCAUCAGGUUUGAUGAGAUUGAUGCCACCACCGUCACCUGCAGCUGGGAUCCUCCAGUCAGAGAUGGCGGAGCUCCCAUCAGUGGCUACGUGGUGGAGCAGCGUGAUGCUCACAGACCCGGCUGGGUGCCAGUCUGCGAAUCUGUUAGCCGACCAACUUUCAAGUUUGAGAACCUGAUUGAGAGAGAUGAGUAUGUCUUCCGUGCAGCUGCCAUCAAUCGCUACGGCACCGGAGACUUCUUGCAGUCUGAGAUCGUCACCUGCAAAAGCUUGAAUGAUGUGCCUGGACCUCCUGGCCGUCCAACCAUCUUUGAUGUUUCUCGUGAUGGCAUGACCGUGGCCUGGAACCCACCAGAUGAAGACGGUGGCCUUGAGGUUUCUGGAUACAUUAUCGAGCGCAAAGAAGUCAGAUCUGACAGAUGGGUGCGUGCCAACAAGAACCCCAUCACUAUGACCAGAUACAGAUCAACUGAGCUGAUUGAGGGCCUGGAGUAUGAACACAGAAUUACUGCCAUCAAUGCCAGAGGACUGAGCAAACCAAGUCUGCCAUCUAAACCAGCAGUGGCAACAGAUCCCAUUGAUCCACCUGGCUGUCCUCAGAACCCGAGAAUCACAGAUACAACUAAAUCCUCUGUGUCGCUGGCUUGGAGUCCUCCCGACGAUGAGGGAGACGCAAGGGUGGACGGUUAUCUGAUUGAGAUGCAGAAGGUGGGCACCAUGGCCUGGAUCAAGUGCAACACCACACCAUCUCUAAUCUGCGAGUACACACUGACCAGCAUGCCACAAGGAGAGGAGUUCAAAUUCCGUGUGAUGGCCUGCAAUGCCGGUGGUUCUGGAGAGCCUGCUGAAGUACCUGGAACUGUUACCGUGACUGAGAUGCUUGAAUCUCCUGACUAUGACCUGGAGCUCAAAUACAAAGCGGUGUAUGUGGUUCGCCAGGGAGGAGUGGUUAGACUCUCUGUACCCAUCAAGGGUAAACCUCAACCAACCUGCAAGUGGUCGAAGGAUACUGGUGCAAUCUCCACCAAGGCUAUGAUUGCCUCCACCGAGGAUGCCAGCGAGCUGGUGAUCAAGGGAGCCGAGAGGAGCGACUCUGGCGUGUAUGACCUUUUGCUGGAGAACAGGGUUGGCAAGAAAAAGGCCCAAAUCAAGGUGAACGUCAUUGGCCGCCCAAGCGCUCCUGAGGGACCAUUGGUCUUUGAGGAAAUCCAGGCUAACUCUGUCAAGGUGUCCUGGAAGACGCCCACAGACGAUGGUGGCUCAGAGAUCCUGGGUUACAUCGUAGAAAGACGCGAGGCAGCCAGAAAUGCCUGGUACACCGUGGACUCAAGAGUGACUGACACUACACUGGUUGUCAAGGGCCUGAAGGAGGGAACAGAGUACCACUUCAAGGUCACGGCUGAAAACUCCUUCGGUGUCAGCUCCUCUCUGAAAUCAGAGCAACCACUGGUUCCCACGACUCCUAUCUGUCCUCCUGAACCUUCAAGCACCCCACCAGAGAUCAUGGACGUCACAAAGAGCUCUGUGGCAUUGGCCUGGUCCAGACCAAAGGACGACGGUGGUUCUGCCAUCACUGGCUACUUUGUUGAGUACAAGCUGGUGUCCGCAGAGACAUGGUCCCGCCACGAAACCAAGAUCACCUCCACCAUGUUUACUUUGCCUGGGCUCACCCCCGAUGCAGACUACCAGUUCCGCAUUGUUGCUGUCAACAGCAUCGGCGAGAGCGAGGCUGGUCCUGCGUCUGACCCAGUCACAUGCAAGGAUCCAUUCGACAAGCCAAGCCAACCAGGUGAGAUUGACACAGUGAACGUGUCAAACAACUUCAUCACCAUCCGCUGGCAAGCUCCAGAGUGUGAUGGUGGAAAGGAGGUCCUGGGCUACUGGGUGGAGUACAGGAAGUCCAUCGAGAGCACCUGGAAGAAGUGCAACAAGCAAAGGCUGAAGGAAAAGGAGUUAACCAUGCGUGGACUGUCUGAGGCCGCAGAGUAUGAGUUUAGAGUGUUUGCUGAGAAUGAGACAGGAAUGAGUAGACCUCGUAGGACUACCACGUGCAUCAAGACCAAACUGAGUGUUGAAACUAAACCAAGCCUGAGAAAGGAAAUGGAUGAAGUCACUGCUAAGCUUGGUCAGCCUGCUGUCAUGAAGUGCCAGAUUAUUGGUAGACCUGUCCCUGACAUCAAGUGGUAUCAUGCUGGUAGAGAGGUUGUUGAGUCCCGCAAGUACGAGAUGAGCUCUGACGGCCGCAACCACUCCCUGUCCAUCAUGACUGACCAGCAGGAGGAUGAGGGAGAGUAUACCUGCAAGGCCAUUAACGACGCCGGAGAAGCUGAGACCACAGGCGUCUUGGUGUUGGAGGCUGCUGCAUCCUUCCACCCCGACUACCCACUGAAAAACACAUACUAUGCUGGCAUGGGAACCACUCUGCGUAUCCAUGCUGUCUACAUCGGCCGUCCUGAGCCAAAGAUCAUUUGGCUGCAUGGAGCAAAGACCCUGGAGAACACAGAGGACAUUAGCAUUGAGACCACUGAGCACUACACACACCUGAUCAUCAAGAAUGUGCAACGCAGAGUCCAUGGAGGCAAAUACAGGAUCAGACUGCACAACCACUUCGGCAGGGCUGACACUGCAUUCAAUGUUGAAAUUUAUGACAAACCUGACAUGCCUCAGGGUCCCAUUGUACUGGAUGCCCUCCUGAAGAACUCUGUUAUCAUCAGCUGGAAGCCUCCCAAGGAUGACGGAGGCUGCAUGAUCACCAACUACAUCAUAGAGAAGCGUGAGGACAAGGAAGGCACUGACUGGGAACUGGUGUCGUCAUCCAUCAAUGGCACAUCUUGCCGUGUACCCAACCUCAUCGACAGUGCCGGAUACUUCUUCCGUGUGUACGCCCAGAAUCGCUAUGGCAACAGUGAACCACUGGAGCUCGCUUCACCUAUCCUUAUCAAGAGCCAACUCGAGAAACCAUCACCACCUCUGUCCCCAGCUGUUUCUGGAAUUACCAAGGACUCCUGCGUGGUUUCCUGGAGGCCUCCACUCAGCGAUGGCGGCUCCAAGAUCAAGAGCUAUUGCCUUGAGAAGAAAAAUAAGAAGGACAAGAAGGAAUGGACCGAUUGGACUCCAGUGACCACAGACGAGAUCAAACAGACAGUUUUCUCCGUCAAGCGUCUGACCGAGGGUGUCGAGUACAUCUUCCGUGUGAAGUGCGAGAACCUUGGAGGACAGAGCGACUACAGUGAGGAGACUGCAUCCAUUAUUCCAGCCACUGCCGUUGAUGUCCGUGCUCCUGCCUUCAAGGAAGAGCUGAGGAACAUGAGCGUCAAGUACAAGAGCAAUGCUACCCUUGUCUGUAAGAUCACAGGACAACCCAAGCCUGUGAUAAAAUGGUUCAGACGAGGAAAGGAAAUCCAGUCUGAUGGAAAGAAGAUCAAGAUCCAGGAGUUCAAGGGAGGUUACCACCAGCUGGUCAUCACCGAGGCUGAUGAGGAAGACUCCACUGUGUACCAGAUCAGGGCCACCAACCAGGGAGGCUCCAUCUGUGCUACAAUCUCUCUGGAUGUUGAAAUCCCUGCCAAGAUCCACCUGCCAAAGAACCUGAAGGACAAGGAAGCCAUCCCUGCCCUGCGUGGAGAAGUGGUCAAUAUCAAGAUUCCUUUCGGAGGCAAACCAGAUCCUGUCAUCACAUGGCAGAAGGGACAAGAUCUCCUCGACAGCAAUGGCCAUUACCAGGUCAUCGUCACCAGAUCAUUCACUUCUUUAGUUUUCCCCAAUGGAGUGGAGAAGAAGGAUGCUGGGUUCUACAUUGUCUGUGCCAAGAACAGAUUUGGAAUUGACCAGCAGACAGUUGAGCUGGAUGUUGCUGACGUGCCUGAUCCUCCACGUGGAAUCAAAGCCAGUGACGUCUCCAGAGACUCAGUUACACUGAACUGGGUGGCCCCAGCAAAUGACGGCGGCAGCAGGGUCAUCAGCUAUAUCAUUGAGAAGUGUCCCACCACUGCUGAGAGAUGGCAGCGUGUUGCCCAGUCCCGUGACACCCGUUACACCGUUACCAAUCUGUUUGGAGGUACCAGCUAUCAGUUCAGAGUCAUCGCUGAAAACAAGUUCGGACAGAGUGCUCCGUCUGAGACUAGCGGACCUGUCAUGACCAAGGAGGACAAAUCGAGAGUUCUGCUCUAUGAUAGGGAGGUUGACGAUACUGGACGUGUACCCAGGGGCAAGGCUCAACACUCCGAUGCCAAGAAUCUGCACAACAAAUAUGCCAUUGCAGAGGAAUUGGGUAGAGGUCAAUUUGGCAUUGUCCACCGCUGUAUGGACAUCAGCUCUGAGAAGACUUACAUGGCUAAAUUCAUCAAAGUGAGGGGUGCUGAUCAAGCAAUAGUUAAGAAGGAAAUCGCAACACUGAAUCUGGCCAAACACACUAACUACCUCCUCCUCCACGAGUCUUUCGAGAGUCCUGAGGAGUUGGUGAUGAUCUAUGACUUCAUCUCUGGUGCUGACAUCUUCGAGCGCCUCAACACAGCUGAGUUUGAACUUAAUGAGUGUGAGAUUGUCAACUUCAUCCGGCAGAUCUGCUCAGCUAUUGAGUUCAUGCACGAACAGAGCUAUGGACACUUUGAUAUCAGACCUGAGAACAUUGUGUACACAACUAGAACCAGCUCUAAUGUAAAGAUUAUUGAGUUGGGCCAGUCCAGACACCUGACUCCUGGAGAACAGAUCAAGAUUCAGUACACCACUGCCGAGUACGCUGCCCCUGAGAUCCACCAGUGUGACAUGGUUAGCUCUGUCACUGACAUGUGGUCGGUUGGUGUUCUUGCCUAUGUUCUCCUCAGUGGACUUAAUCCAUUCACAGCAGAAACCAACCAACAGAUGAUUGACAACAUCUCCAAUGCGGCCUACAGCUACGAUGAUGAGUCCUUUAAGCAGGUCAGCGUUGAGGCAUUAGACUUCACAGACCGCCUAAUGACAAAGGAACGCAAGCACCGUAUGACUGCUGCUGAGGCUCUGGCACAUCCUUGGCUGACCAAGCCUGCAGAGGAGAUCAGCACAAGAGCGAUCCCAUCCGGCAGGCACAAGAGAUACUACCAAACAAUGGUGAAGAAAGAGUGGAACACUGUCGUCUCUGCAGCCCGUGUGGCCAGUGGUGGCUCCAUCAGGUCCCAGCGUGGUGUCUUUGUGGCUAAGGUGAAGAUUGCUCCAUUUGAAAACGGUCCUGUUGGAGGACAGAUUGGCCAUGCUGUGGUGAAUGAGGGAGACAGUGUGAAAUUCACCUGCAACAUUGAAAACUAUGAUAGCACUACUGAAGUGACAUGGUACUGUGGCGUCAGACAACUUGAAGUUGGUGAUAAAUAUGAAAUUGAAUACGAGGAUGGCCUGGCUGUAAUCACCAUCAACAAGGUCACAAGAGCAGAUGAUGGCACUUACAGAUGCAAGAUUGUGAAUGAGUAUGGUGAGGACAGUGCCUACGCAGAACUGUUUAUCCAUGGUGUAAGAUGUUACCGCGACUUCUUCACCACCCGUGUGGUCAAGAAAACAAAGCGCAGAGUUGACACUGCCAGAAUGCUUCAGAAGCCACCAGAGUUCACCCUUCCUCUGGUCAACCAUACAGCCUACAUUGGUGAGGAUGUGCGCUUUGGUGUCACCAUCACUGUUCAUCCUGAGCCUCGUGUCAUCUGGCACAAGUCUGGACAGAAGCUCAUCCCUGGACAGGAUGAUAAGAAAUACACUUUCAUCAGUGACAAGGGCCUGUACCAGCUGAUUAUCCACAGCCUUGAUAAGGAAGAUGAUGCUGAGUACAGUGUUGUGGCCCGCAACAGGUACGGCGAUGACAGCUGCAAGGCUCGUCUUACCAUUGUUCCUCGACCUAAACCAGCAGACCUCACCCUGAGGCCCAUGUUCAAACGUCUACUCGCAAACGUAGAGUGCAGAGAGGGCCAGAAUGUGCGCUUUGAGAUUAGAGUAUCCGGCCAUCCCACACUGAAGUGGGAGAAGGACGGCACGCCAUUAGCCUUUGGACCAUCUAUUGAGGUUGUCCAUGAAGGUCUGGAUUACUUCAUCCUUCAUGUGAGAGACACUCUCCCUGAGGACUCUGGCGUGUACAGAGUUACUGCAACCAACUCUGCUGGAUCUGCCAGUUGUCAGGCCACACUCAAAGUAGAACGCGUCACCCAUGUAAAGAAGGAAUAUGAGCCCAGCGAAAAGGAGAAACAAAAGUUAGCUGGACAGGAGAAAUUAGACAAAAAGUUGAGGCUCUAUCAGAUUAUGACUGGCACUGUUGUUACACCUCUACCACCUGCAGCAGUACAAGCUGUCAGGGAAGCAGCCACCAUGUUCAAACCUGCUGUGACAACUAAGAAGGGUGAGAAGACUGAGGCUGAGAUACAGAAAGAAAAAGAGGAAAAGAAGAAGCGGGCAGAUGAGAAGAGGUUGCGUAUGCCCUAUGACGUCCCUACUCCUCGUGUCAUUAACCCAGCUGUUCUUGAGGAGGAUGUGGAAAUAAAACAUUUCAAGCCACUCUCUGACAUGAAAUGGUACAAGAAGCUGCGGGAUCAGUAUGAGUUCCCUGAGCCUAUGGAGAAAAUCAAGCAGAAGAGGAUGAAGCGCAUUCGCCUCUCCAGGUGGGAGCAGUUCUAUGAGGUGCCUAUCAGGAUCAAGGACCAGUAUAAGCCUAAGUGGCGAAUCUCAUCCAUGACUCAGGAUGACUUAGAGACUGUGAGGCCUGCAAGGCACCGCACUCCUUCUCCUGAGAUGGAAGCCUACCACAGGAUCAGGAGGAGGUCCUUGGGUGACCUGUCAGAUGAAGAGCUGUUGCUGCCGGUGAAUGAGUACCUGUCCAUGAAGAGAACUGAGGAGGAGAGGCUCCGUCUGGAGGAAGAGCUGGAGCUUGGCUACUCUGCUUCUCCACCUAGCCUCAGCCCAGUCCGCUUUGAGCUGUCUGCCCUGCGUCCCUCAUCUCCUAGAAGAGUCUACAGCGAUGAUGAAGAGGGAGAAGAAAUCCACAGAUAUGACUCCUACAAAGUUCCAUCUAAAUACGAGGCUGGCCCAAGUUUCGUUGACCUCCGCCAGCGUCACGACAAAGCCACAUACAGAGCUCCAAGACAGAAGCAGAGGGUGUACGAGGACAGAGAAGAUCAGGAGCUGUUGCGUCCACACAAAACUGUUCAGAGAAUCUCCUCUUACAAGAGUGAACUCAAACGCAUUGAGUUUGAGGAGAAGACUCGAACCACAAAGAAGGAAACAACUGUCAGUUUUGCUAAAGUCUCUGAGGCCGUUGAAUCUGAGCACCUGACAGCUUUCACCUCAGAAUAUAUUGCUAAACCAAUCAAGAAAGUGUCAAUGCCUGAACCUGUGAAGACCCCAGCAAAAGCUGUCAAGACAGAUGUGACCCUCCCAAAAUUUGACUUUGCAUCCAGGUAUGAGGAGAGAAAGCAGGCUCUGAGAUCAGAGAGAAAAUCGGUGGAGAGGAAGGUUGAGGUGGUGACACAAGCUCCCUUCAGCCUUGACCACGCACCACGUAUUACCAUCAGGAUGCGAUCUCAUCGCGUACCCUACGGCUCUAGCACAAAGUUCACCCUAAAUGUCCAGUCCAAACCAGAGCCGGAGGUCAAGUGGUUCCAUAAUGGAGAAGAGAUUCAUCAGAGUAACAAAUACUACAUCACCAACAUCAGCGGGGUUCUGACUCUCCAGAUCAUCAAAUGUGUGACUGAGGACUCCGGCACUUACCGUGUUGUCUGCAGGAACACCAAGGGAGAGACAUCUGACUAUGCUACAUUGGAUGUAGCAGGAGAAGAAUAUGCUGCCUUCUCUUCAUUCCGCAAAGAUGAGGAGCCUCCAUCCUCCCAUCUGCCAGAUAUGACCAGAACAGAGGAGUAUCAUGUCUCCUCCUCCUCUAAAACAACAGUGAAGGAAACUGUGACAGAGUCCAGUACUACUGUUAUUGUUGAGAAGCCAAGGGAGAAGCCUGGUGUUCCUGCUAAGUUCCUGACCAAGCCACUGUCCCUUAGCGUUGAGGAGGGAGAUCUUGUCAGAUUUGAGUGUGAGGUGGAUGGCGAGCCAGCACCUUCUAUCACCUGGCUGCACGAAGGAUCAGUUAUUGGUUCCACUGCCCGUCACCACAUCAUCUCUACUCAGUUUAACUCCCACUUUGAGAUCUCUGCUGUUGAGAUGUCGGAUGAAGGCAGCUACUCUGUGCUGGUGGAAAAUGCUGGAGGCAAACAAGAGGCCCAUUUCACUCUGACAAUCCGCAAGUCUGAGUCCAAGGAGAAAGUAGUUGCCCCUCCCAGAAUCACCUCUCCAGAAGCUAAGUCCCCUCUUGCUAAGUCCCCUGAACCAGUCAAAUCUCCCCAGAGAGUGAAAUCCCCUGAGCCAGUCAAGUCACCUCAGAGAGUGAAGUCUCCAGUCUCACCAAAAUCCCCAACACCAAAAUCCCCAACCCCAAAAUCCCCAACACCAAAGUCACCUACUCCCAAAUCCCCAACUCCAUCUGAGAAGCAGCGAGUGACUUCUCCAAGUGACUUGCUUGCUGUGCAAGGCUCCAAAACAAAAGCUCUAAUCUCUGCGGAGGUCCAGUCCUCUGUGAUGGAGGUCCAGUCCUCUGUGAUCGAGGUCAAGUCCUCCCACAGCCAGAUGUCCAUGACUGAGGGCCAGUCUCAGCGGGCCAAGGGCUCAGAUGCACCCCACUUCCUGGUGCAGCCCAGGUCCCAGAAUGUGAAUGAGGGAGAAAAUGUCAAAUUCACAUGUGAAAUUGCGGGAGAGUCGUCCCCUGAAGUGGAGUGGUUGAAAGACAACAUCACUAUAUCUGCCACAUCAAACAUCAGACUGAGCCACUCUAGGAAUAUGUUCACUCUCGAGAUAUGUGAAGCCACCGUUGCAGACAGCGGGAAAUACACAAUAAAAGCCAAAAACAAGUUUGGACAGUGCUCUGCAACAUCCUCACUCAACGUCCUCACUCUUGUUGAAGAACCAACAAAAAUGAUUAUUGUGGAGCAAAGAGCUUCUACUGACGCUGCUGCCAGCAUGCUGAAAACUUUAUCUGCCUCAUCAGUUCUUAUGGAGGCCGGCAGUUUCAGCAGCAGCUCCUGCUCUGCUGCUGCCGCAGCCCAGUAUUCGUUUGAGAGCACGUCUGCAACUAGCAUGUCUGCCAUGAUGGCUGAGUCAAUGGUUUCUAUGAGCUCCAGCAGCCAAAUGAUGGAAAUGUCUGCUCACUCGCAUGUCGAGUCCUCGUCCUCCUCGUCCUCCUCCUCGCUGAGGGCCCUUACCACUGGGGUUAAAAGAGGCACUCCACCAAAGAUCGAAGCUCUUCCGGAGAACGUCAGCGCCGAGCCCGGCAAGUCCCUGACUGUGGCGGGGCUGUUCUCUGGAGACCCCGUGCCCUCCGUUCAGUGGGUCCGCUCGGGUAGGACCCUCCCCAACGGGGACGAGCGGUUCCAUGUGGAGAACAGCGCUGACCUCUCCACCCUCAUGAUCUCUGCGGUGAAGGAGAGCGACGCCGGAGCGUACACCCUCCGACUGUCCAACGAGCUCGGCUCAGAUGUGGCAACCGUCAACAUUCACAUUCGGUCCAUGUAAAAAAAAAAAAAAAAAGUUAAUUUAUACCCCCUGUUCCCUCAUCCAGAACCUUUUUAUUUAGUGAAUUAGCAACAAUACUUGAUAAAGAUCUGGAUUUCUGUUCUUGUAAAUAUGAACUAUUUUUGUACCAAACUUGACAUUAAUUUAUGCCAAACUAGACUAAAGUCUAAAGUUGUUAUAAAAUGUGCCAUAUUGGACAAUAUGACUUAGGAUUUUUGAACCACUUUUCUGUGACAUGUACAUAAUGUAUAUAGCCGAAUUUAACGGUUAUGGGAAAUGUAUGCAUUGUUAUUUAUGACAAUAAUAUUAACAGAAACAAAAGAACAAAUGUUUUCACAGGAGAAAGUUUCACUGGAACGAAUACCCUGUUAAACUGAGAAACUAAACUCUGUGCCUCAACGAUAAGUUGAAGUCUUUAAGAUUGCCUCAGCGGGUAGAGAGGCUCCCCGCUGAUGUUAUGAACCACAAACAGAAAGACAAAGUUAUUGUUUUGGACACGCGUCUGUGCGUGAGAUAUUACAGUUUCCUAUGAGUUGUACCGUGAGCGUAAGACCCUGAGCGCUGUUUGCAUCACCCUCAUGUAAGCAGCGUGAACGGCCUUGUGCUCAGACUGACUUCGUCACACCACCGUGAUUUGAUGACCGGCUGUGAGUGCGAGCGGCCUGCACUCUGAGCAUUUAGAUCAUUUUAAUAAAAAGCGCUGCUUUUGGCACAGGACGGCCGGACCGGCUUCUUAAAAACGUAACAUCUCCUGGCCUUAAACAAACAGGAAGUCCACGCCGGCUCUGCUGUGCAGGAGCAGCGCUGUCUCUUGGAGGAUAGCUAGUGUUUGUGUGUUUGAGUGUUUGUAGUUUUUAGUCGUUUCACCUUGUUGGUUAGUCGGGGGCUCUGCACAGCGACUCCAUCUCCUGUGAGAGAGAAGUUGAACCCUGAACUUUGAAUUAUUGAUCGUUGAUUAGAACUAUAUUUCAUCCUCCCUGAGUUUGAUGCAUUACUGAUUUAAUAAAGCAUGAUUUCAGCACUAUA
Dicentrarchus labrax (European seabass) is the source of this 92811-nucleotide messenger RNA. RefSeq names its product titin. NCBI's taxonomy places the organism in Eukaryota, Metazoa, Chordata, Actinopteri, Moronidae. Gene Ontology annotation, molecular function: ATP binding; protein binding; protein kinase activity. Gene Ontology annotation, biological process: protein phosphorylation. The record is from RefSeq and is a predicted model, not a curated record. The transcript has 238 exons. The coding region runs from base 208 to 91785 and encodes 30525 amino acids.